This is a messenger RNA of Pelobates cultripes (western spadefoot toad), 93740 nucleotides long. Lineage: Eukaryota; Metazoa; Chordata; Amphibia; Anura; Pelobatidae. The record is from the annotation of a GenBank genome assembly.
AUGCAGCUCAGUCGAAUUUACCCUAAAGGAACGAGAGUAGAUUCAUCAAACUACAUGCCUCAGGUCUUCUGGAAUGCCGGUUGCCAAUUGGUGGCUCUUAACUUCCAAACAAUAGGUAAGUACCAUUUCAAUCACAUUUUAUUACUGUAUUUGUUCUGGGGACAAAUUGUACAGUAAAAAGAUAAAAGCAGGUAAAUGAUUGGUAGGUUUCGUAGGAACAAUGAUACCCAGUAGUAUUAAGUCUCUUCACAGGCAGAAGCACAUAUUUCAGCUGACUUUCUUUUUUGAUGCUAUUAAAAUUUGGGUAUUUGUUUGCUCUCCAGGAAAUUGAGGUGAAUUGAUCAGAUAAUUAAAUACCAAAGGUAGUGUUGCACUCAAAGAACCCAAUAAAGUCCUUCAGAAGUAUUCAAAGUCAAAUUCCAAAGGCUUCACAGGGUAGUGCAACUAGCAAGGGCUUCUAUUCAAGAUCAGGAGAACAAAAUGAUAUACAACGUUUCAAGGUCAAGUCUUUUACAUGAUUAAGACUUGACAAUGAAAUGUUGUAUAUAAUUUUGUUCUCUAAACCUGAAUUUAACCCAAAAUAGCCAAGUUAGUGGUUUCCUUUCAAUUCAGCUAUUUUGAGUAAACAUGUGCAAGUCUGAGCAAAUUUCAAAUCCGUGGUAACAUUGUUUACAGAUUAUUUCUUUACUUACAGAUUUCUCUAUGCAACUGAAUAUGGGGAUGUACGAAUACAAUGGCAAAUGUGGCUACAGACUCAAGCCAGAGUUUAUGAGGCGACCUGACAAGCACUUUGAUCCAUUCACUGAAACCACUGUAGAUGGAAUAGUUGCAAACACUCUUUCUGUAAAGGUAUAAGUAGCCAGUCAGACAAAGCCUGUUUUUUUUUAUAAAUGGGAAUAAUGGAAAUAAUUAUUUUUUGAUCAUAAAAAUAAUGUUAAGCUAGAAGUGCAGUUUAUUGAGUAGAUUGAGUUGAGUUUUGAUAUCGUGACACGGAAGGUCUGACAAUUUAUUGCCAACAAUCACAAGCAAAUGGUAUGUUCUACAACCAAAUCAACUCACUGUCCCACCUCAUUCCAGCCCCUUUAAUAAUUUCUGAGUUCACCUGCACCAGUGCACCAGUCCAAGCACAAAAGGGCUGCACCCAUACAAUUCUUGCCCUGAAUAUUUAUUCCCAUCACUUCUCUGCUGAAGGACUGUGCCAACAGACAGAUUUGUAAUCAGAAGAUUGGUGGCGUGAGGCUGCAGCCCUGAACCAGAUCCCCUUCCUAAUCCCCCUCCCCAUUAUGACUCGAGUAGACAUCUACUGUAAGAAAUUAUGACCCUCUUACAAGGAUAUUCUUUUAGGGAAUGUGUGACAAAUAGGACACAAACACAACUGUAUAAUAAAAUGUAUUGCUAAUAUUGGUUUAGGAUACUGUUACAGAUUUAAAAACACAUUAUAACCAAAACAGUCCAAAACCAAAAGAUACAUAAUAAAAGGGCAAUACUUAAACAUUUAGAUGAAGAUCUUCCCCUUGCGCCUUCAUGUUAGUAUCCUGUGCUUGCUGCACUGUCCUCUCCAAAAGAAACAAAGAAAGAAGUGAGGCUGUUGUUCUUUUAAAGAUUGAUUCUUGCUGUCAUUAACUACAAGUCCCAGAAUCCCUUUCCCUCCCAAAAAGUGGUUUAUCCAGUCACAUUUUUCCAGAGAGGUCUGUCUUUGCACAAGUCUUUCCCUUUGAUCUCUUCCCUCAAGCUUUACUGUAACGUUCUGAAAGAAGUGACCAGUUAGGGUUGGUUUCUGGGUAGAUUGGACAGGAUGGCUUGGGAAAACACACACUUCAAUGGUUACAUCUAGAUGUUCAUUACUCUGAUCUUCUGAUAACAUGCAUGGAAAACUGGUUGGCAGGAGAACUACUGGAGGGAUGGAAGCUUUUGUUUUAGCUGGGUGUUGUAAAAUGCAACUGAAAACGUUGAUCCUUAUCACACUGUUAUCAAGUAGAUGACCCCUCCCCCCCCCCCACUUUGUGAAACCAGUCACAUACACAGAAAGUUAUAUACAAUAUUGCAGUUUUGCAUAUCAAUUUCUUACACUACAAGCCUUGCCACAGUGGUUUGUAUACAUAUUGGGGGUGAGGCUGUAGGACAGCUAUUCUCCAAUAUGUAUACAUGCUCCUGUGGUUUCUGGAGGCCUUCUGUGAAGGUGUCCUGGGGAAGCUGUUUUUCAUGUAAUCACCAUCAAGCAACUAGCACAUUUUUGAAGCUAAGUGUGUGGUUUCCCUAUUACUAAUGGUGGAGCUGUCUUCUGUAUACAGUAGAAUCAACAGGGGGAAUAAUACUUAUGUGUAUAAUGAGCACAAAACCCUGCAAAAAAAAAAAGGUACAAAAAUAUACAAAAAUUUGAUAUUGAGCAUUAAGCAAAUGCAAGCGUUAACACAGAAAGUUUCAGUCUUUGUCAUUUAUAGUGAAAAUCACCCAUUUAAAGCACUAGACUAGAUACAUAUAGUGUGUAUGUUGUCUGAAGGUGAAAGAGUUGUUACUGGAUGGAAAAUGUUACAACCAAUGGAGAAUAGUUUUAUAAUAGUGUAUCAAGCUUGUUCUAUUAGAGCAGUGGUUUUGAACCUCUAUAUGCGAUCCUCUCUUAUACGAAGAAAAAUAAUUUUCAUCUGGCCCAAAACAAGUGCCAACAUACGUUUUGUUGUUUGUUUGUUUUUACUGUAAUAGCAUUACUCAUCGCCUUUUGGAGACCCAUAUGAUACUGGGAAGAUUUUAAUUAAGGUGUUUUGUGAAAUGGAGCUCAAUUUUAAUUAUAUUACACUUAAUGGGUCACAGACUUGUUUAUCCAAUUGAAGAAUGGGCUGCCAAGCUAGUGUCACGUAGAGAGCUUGGGUUCCUGAUAAAAAUGUAAAAAAAGAUUUAAGGACCAUUGUUUUAGCAGCUUCUGCAUUUAUUAAUAUAUUUUUUUUGUUUUCCUUCCAGAUCAUUUCAGGACAAUUCCUUUCAGAUAAAAAAGUUGGCACUUACGUUGAAGUGGACAUGUUUGGGUUACCUGUUGACACAAAGCGGAAAGCUUUCAAAACAAAAACUUCCCAAGGAAAUGCUGUUAAUCCCGUUUGGGAAGAAGAACCUAUUGUUUUUAAAAAGGUUAUAAGAUUUUCAUUUCGUACCAGCCUAUCCUUAAAUAUACUUAUCCCUAUUUACUAUGGCUUCUUUUUUUUCCUUAACCAGCUCUCACAGUUUUAUGUCUGACUUUUAUUAUUAUAUAAUUGUAGUUAUUUUGAUUGAGGUUGGUUAAUUAGUAAUAUAGGUUUCUACCGCUGCUUAUUAAGAAUGCUGCCCCGGAUUAUCUAGAUUAAAAGGGGUGCUGAGGUUUACCUGCAUGUAAUUCUGAAACCAACCACACUUUUAUAGCAUGUUAAGGCAGGAGAUCAUAUUAACGCAUUGAUUACAGUGACAGGAAUGCUGAACAGGUUUGUGUCUAGCAACACUUAACCAUAACUGUGGUGGAUAUAAUGUGACUUUGCACUCAUUAAUUUGUUAACAAUAUAAAUAGACACAUGUGAGUGUGCACAAAAACACGAAAAUCAACUAUUCGGUUAUGCAUUAUUAAAAUGGGUACUAUUUAUAUUUAUUAAAGGGUACUUUUUUUUUUUUGGUUAGAUUUAUGAAACGUUGCAAAGGGCCUUAUAGCUUCUAAGUAUAAUACGCACAAGCCGCUUACAUUAUGGAUCGUAAAGGUAGGCUGGCCGUGCAUGUCCCAAUGCUCUGGACGUUUAGAAGUGUCGGAGUGAUAUUACACAAAGCAGAUCAAGUAGUUGAAGGGACGCCUCUAUUUCUUAUUUAUUCCAGAUUUUAUUUAGAUUUAGUGGAGCCCUGGAUCCAAAUAAACAAGAGAACACUAUAUAACACAAGUCUGUAUUCCUAACGCUAUAAUGUUCAUAGAAACAUAGAAACAUAGAAACAUAGAGUGUGACGGCAGAUAAGAACCAUUCGGCCCAUCUAGUCUGCCCAAUUUUCUAAAAACUUUCAUUAGUCCCUAGCCUUAUCUUAUAGUUAGGAUAGCCUUAUGCCUAUCCCAUGCAUGCUUAAACUCCUUUACUGUGUUAACCUCUACCACUUCAGCUGGAAGGCUAUUCCAUGCAUCCACUACCCUCUCAGUAAAGUAAUACUUCCUGAUAUUAUUUUUAAACCUUUGUCCCUCUAAUUUAAGACUAUGUCCUCUUGUUGUGGUAGUUUUUCUUCUUUUAAAUAUAGUCUCCUCCUUUACUGUGUUGAUUCCCUUUAUAUAUUUAAAUGUUUCUAUCAUAUCCCCCCUGUCUCGUCUUUCCUCCAAGCUAAAAAAAGUAUAUGCUAAACUCAAUAAUUCCAUGCUAGAAACAAAGCAAGUAUAAUAAAUCAUAUACAGUGACCCACAUAUUAAAAUGAAACUGUACACAUAUUGUAAUAGGACAUAGCUUGCAAAAAGGUAUAAAUAUUAACUAACCCAAGCUUGAAUUUAAAUAUAUACUUCAAUCCUACGCUUAAAGGGACACUGUAAAAAGCAUAACCUACACAGCUCAGUGUAGGACUUAUGUUGCAAAGGAGUCUUUGACUGUGAGCCCUUAUGUUAUUGUCUAACACAGGGGUUCUCAACCCAGUCUUCAGGACCCCCUACCAGUCCAGGAUUUGGGGAUUACCUGGGUGUGUCUCAGGUGUUUUUUUCUUCUUUUUCUAAACACCUUAGACACACCCAGGUAAUCCCUAAACCCUGGACUGGUAGGGGGUCCUGAGGACUAACGUUGAGAACCCCUGGUCUAACAGUUUGACAAAAAGGUCUCUUCUGGCUCCAGAAAUCCUCCACUUUCACUGAAAUAAGCAAUUUCACUUCUCCGUAAUCCACACAAAUACAGUUUAUCCAAGUUUUAAUGGGAAUAAUAGUCUGCGAGCUGCAGACUAAGGCCACAAUCAUCCCUCAUUGUCUAUUAAUACCAUUCUAAUUAAGACAGGAUAUCUCUGUUUUAUGACAAGUUUCUCAAGAACAGUAAGACAGUCAAAAAAUAAUAAAAGACUCCUUGCACCAGAACAAUUACCACUACACAGAGCAAUGUGCUGCAGUGGUUAUCCUGCUAAAAGGUCUGCAUUCUGCUUUUAAGUAUAAUAUGUCUCACUCUGUGCUGUGACUGCAGGUUGUGCUGCCCUCUCUGGCCUGUCUCAGAAUAGCAGCAUAUGAAGAAGGAGGCAAAUUCAUUGGUCAUCGGAUAUUACCUGUGGCAGCAAUCCGGCCAGGUAGGACUGUGCAGAUAGAGGGAUUAUAUGCUUUCUACACAUUAUUCUUUUUCAAAAUACAUUGAAUUUUUUUUGUUUCAUGCUUGACAUGCUUGAGUAUUUUGAAAACAAACUUGCAAAAAACUAUUUGUUUAACCGCAUCCAUUAGAUUAAUGGGCAGAGUGAAGCUUAAGAUGAAACCUGCUAAAAAUCAAAAAGUCAAUUGUUGACUUUUUGUUAAUUUUACCGAAUUCACCCUUUUAUAAUAGACAUUAUUUUAUCUAACAUAUUUAAUACUUUAACCUGCAGAAAUGAAAUAUAAAUAUGUAAUAAUGAUGAAUUAAUGUAACAGUCUACAUCUGUAUUUGUCAGCAUGGGGCCAUAUUAUAAAUGUAUCAAAUUGGGGUGUCUUUCUGAGCUGUACCCCUUAGUCGUAACAGGGGACAUAUUCCUCUUCAAGGAAAGACAACUGUGUUUUUCUCAGAUUUCUUAGUUUAAAUAUCUGCAUUUUCUGUCCUAGUUUGACCACUGCAGCCAUGCAAUUCUUUGUUUCCCUGAUAAAUGUUAUUUAAGUAAAGCAUUCUGUAGGACAGAGAUACUUUUCUAAACUGCGUGUCCUUUAAGAUGUCACAGUAUGCAAAUGCAGUGGACAUGAGCCAUCACAGCUCUAGAACGUUAUAUCCUUUUAAAGGACCACGAUAGGCACCCAGACCACUUCAGCUUAAUGAAGUGGUCUGGGUGACGGGUCCAUCUAGGUUUAACCCUUUUUGCUGUAAACAUAGCAGUUUCAGAGAAACUGCUAUGUUUACCUAUGGGUUAAUCCAGCCUCUAGUGGCUGUCUCAUUGACAGCCGCUAGAGGCGCUUAUGCGCUUCUCACUGUGAUCUUCACAGUGAGAAGACGCCAGCAUCUGUAGGAAAGCAUUGAUAAUGCUUUCCUAUGGACUGGCUGAAUGCGUGCCCGGCUCUUGCCGCGCAUGUGCAUUCAGCCGAUGACGGCAAAAAGGAGGAGGAGAGUUCCCCGCAGCGAGGGAGCCAGACUGGGGAAAACAGGUAAGAUUUAACCCUCCCACCCCCUAGAGCCUGGCGGGAUGGGGGGCCCAGAGGUUGGGGGGGACCUAGAGACCCUAUAGUGUCAGGAAAAUUUGUAUGUUUUCCUGACACUAUAGUGGUCCUUUAAGCACCUUUCUAUUAAAUAUGACUUUUUGGAUUUCUCUCCUACACAUUUUAACUUUUCAUACUUUGCCUUAUUUUCUCAUAUCAGUAACUACCCUACAUAGAUAAGUCUUCAGCAAAGCUUCCUCUACGGCAGAUGUGUAUCUAUGGCUAUCUAAUGGACAACCAAGAUUCCAUCUAUUGCAUAGCAUAAUUUUGUGGUUUUUCAUCCUGAUUUAUGAACGUUUAACCAACUUAACUUUGGAAUACAGUUCUGCCCUCGCUAUCUUUUAUGUAAUAAGAGACAUGUUCCUUCUUAUUGGAUGUAGCUUCAUACAGAUCCAAGGUGGAACAAAGACACAUUAGUGAUAUCAAAACCUUGUGUGAGAUAACAGCUACAAUACUAAGCAGGAAAUGGUGCACAGAGUCUGUUCUGUAAGCCAUACACUAGGGAGAAUUGACAAAGACAAUUGUAGACCAAAAUAAAGCUGAACUAAAGAUCUUUUGCCAGUUUUGCUAUUCUAGCCAAAAUUCUCCAAUUUCUUGUAAUUUCUCUGCAAUUUCAAGUUUAGUCAACAAACCUCAACAUUGGCCCUCUAAACACCAUCUUAUCUUUGAUUUAAUAAUAUGUUCUUGUCCCUGUGUUAUAGGCUAUCACUAUAUUUGUCUAAGAAAUGAGAAGAACGUUCCUCUGACAUUGCCGGCAUUGUUUGUCUACAUAGAUGUGAAAGACUAUGUCCCUGACACAUUUGCAGGUACUUCGCAACAGCCAUUUUUUGGGAGAGGGGGGGAAUUGACGAGUAACUUCUUAUUUAGCUAAACAAUAUUUUACUAUAUUACCAAAAUAUAACUAACCUUUUAUAAUAUAUGAUUGUGAACAUUAACAUCUCAUACAUUUAUGGAUAUUAGUAUUUUUCAUACCCAACAAAUAUCAUCCUCACAGUUCUUACUGUAGACCUUUAGAUAGAAAAUAAUGUCAGGAAUGCAUGACUGUUUUGUGAUAGAUACAUUUAGCUAUCACAGUCACACUCUAUUUCAGGUACAAGGCAUUUCAACACAGUCACUGGAAAAAAAAAUUGUCUAAAAUUUCUCAUUUAAGCAGAUCAAUGAGUUGAACAUUAUGAUUUUACUGUAUAAUGUUUUAGGAAUCCCUUUUUGGCAACAGCUAUCCAUUUUAAACAAUUUUCACAUUGACAUUGACUGUCACUUCUUUUUAAGAAGGGUUAACAUUUUAAAUCAUUUCUAUUUGCAAUGAUAAACAUUAAAACAAGUGUAUUAAUGAAAGCAGUUUCAGAUUUUUUUUUUUUUUUUAUAUAUAAAAAUCCUUACAGAGACCUAUGUUGGUAUGCAAGAGUAUUACUUUAAUACUUUCCUGAUAUCAAAUUAAUAUUAUUUUUAUGGUUAUUCCUCUAUUUUUUUCUUCUUAUAUAGAUGUGAUUGAAGCUUUAUCCAAUCCAAUCAGAUAUGUGAAUUUGAUGGAACAGAGAUCGAGGCAGUUGGCUGCGCUAACCUUGGAAGAUGAAGAAGAACUGAAAAGAGAGGUAGCCAUUUUUAAAUAUUAACAAGAAUAAUGUUACACAUAUUAUACACAUGCAUUCAUGAAUAUGUUUAUAUAUAAAGAAAGUGGAUACAUCAUAGUUACUCAUGUGAAAACAAUGCCAUCAAAGUGUUAUGGAGAAAUUCAAAGGCCACUUGACCAAAGGUGAAUUCUCCAGAAUCACAAAUGUCUCAGGUAAGUAUUUUUAAAUAUUAGAUGAUUUGUUAUUUAUGUUUUUAAAGUUUUGUUCCACAGCCAAUAGAAUGCCAUAGAUUGACUGUUCUCUGCGAUGUCUGCUACUUUGGAAUAAAACACAUGCAUAGAUACACAUACCUACACCUACACACACCUACACACACACACACACACCUACACACACACCUACACACAUACACACACACACACACACACACACACACACCUACACACACAGCUAUGCACUCUUGUAGAGAGCUACAAAUAUACAUAGUCAGUCACAGUCAUGCUCUUAAAUAAAUACAUUUAUCUCUCCUCUGUCUGUAUUUUAUCUUUUUGCCAGUGGUGCGGAAGGAGUUAUAGCCAUCCCCAUGAGGGAGUUGAACAACACCUGCAAGUAAUGACCCAUACUUACAUAAAGGCACCCACUGUCUGAUCUGCUCUAAUUAAUAUAUCAAGUCCUAUAAUUAACCAACAGCUAUCUGACAUAUUUUGGUACUCCACAGAACUAGGGGGAACUGAAGAUACUGAUAACCCAUUCAUAAGAAAUUAGAUAAUGGGUUCGAGAAGCUGUCUUAAUUAUUCCUUUCUGUGCUACUUGACCAGUCUUAUGUUUGUAUUUUAGUUUGUCCUGGUGGUGGUUUUGUUACUUCUUUAACUUUGCAUUUUAUCUAUGUGUCAUUUGGACUCAACUUAAAACAUAGCAGCCAUAAGUGAGAUUAAUAAUUAAGUGUUCUUGCAUAGCAAGACCACUUAAUGUUAUCUCACAUAUAUAUUAUUCUUAUUCUUAUUAUAGCCAAAUUUACCACCCUAACUCCUCCCACAGUUUUUACACUACAUAGACAGUAAUAUAACGAAACGUGCGGAUUGGAUUGCUAUUACUUUGUGGAAUGUUUUGCCAAAUGGUUCACGAAAUAUCGUCGUUUUUGUGGCAAAAUUGAUCCCAUAGGAAUGUAUGGCAAAAUGUUCAAAACUAGAGUGGGAGCUGACAAAAGCUGAAAAAUCAGGACAUGAUUUCUAAACUGCCACCACUCCCUCAUUUUCAAGCCCACCUACACAAAUCUUAUAUCAAAACGUUCAGCUAUCCCUGCUGCCACUAAAAUGUCCACGGCAAAGCCACAGUCCUGAUAGUUUUCACAAUAUGACCAUUUGUUUGCAACUCCAUUGACAUUCAUUGAAACUCCAAUCUAGCCAGCUCAGACUUGAAGGGCAAUUUCUAAACUGCGACUGUGCCUUCAUUUUUAAUACUUCAGAGACAUACUAUGCAUCAAAAUGUAGGUUUGGGUCUUGUGAUUCUCACAAUAUAAAGCUCUCCACUGUAGGAUGUAUAGUUUUUAAAAUACGACCGUUUGAAGAUGGCAACCACCAAAAUACUCUGACCUGUGCCAAGCUGGAGCAUCAAGUGAUGUCAUAGACAGGGCCUUUUGUACACCUGCUAAUGUUUUUAUAAAUGUAUGUUUUAACCCCUUCAGGACGGGUGACGGACGAGGUCCGUCACAGAGGGGAGACCCUUAAUGACGAGUGACGGACCUUGCCUGUCACGCGGUAAAAUUAACCCCGGAUCGCCGCUAUCGCGGCGAUCGCGGGGUUAAUGGUGCUCCGGUCUGCCUCUCUAUUAGAGGCAGAUCGGGAGCACCCGGUCAGGCUGCCCAGCAUAUGUGCUCGCUCUCACCUUAUGUCAGAGCGAGCACAUGUGCUCUGUAUACUUACCUUCCGCCUCCCUGCACUUCCUGGUUCUGUGUGAAGGGCAGGGAGCCGGAACAGUGCUGAUCCUACCCCCUGCUGGAAAAAAAUAGUUAGUUUAAAGUCCCAACCCCCCUUUACCCAUUGUAAUAAAAAAGUAACCCCUUCCCUGCCAAUUGAUCACUGACUACAGUGAUCAAUUGGCAGGGAUUACAUUUUACUAUGAUCUGAUUUUUUUUUAACCCCUGAGGGUUAAUUCUUUUUUUUUUUUUGUAUCCCUCAGAGGUAAAAUUUAUUUAAUUAAUUAAUUAAAAUAUUUUAAAAUUAUAUAUUUAGCUAGCUGGGGUGGGUGGAAGUUAGUGAGGAAUCGGGGGAUUUGGCGUUAGGCUAAAUAGGGGUUAACGUUAAAAAAGUUUUAAAAUAAAAUUUAAAAAGUUAAAAAUUAAGCUUAAAAAAAAGUUGUAAUAACGUUAAAGUAAAAAAUAAAAAAAACACCCCCCUUUACCCAGUCCAAAUAAAAAUUAACCCCUUCCCUGCCAGUCGAUCACUGCCUACAGUGAUCAAAUACAGAUCACAGUAUUAUACUGUGAUCUAAUUUUUUUUAACCCCUGAGGAUUAACUUUUAUUUAUUUUUUAACCCUCAGGGGUUCAAUUUAUUUAAUUAAUUAAUUUAAAUAUUUUAUACCUAUAUAUUUUGCUAGCUGGGGUGGGUGGGAGUUAUGGGAAAAUGGGGAAUUUACUUUUAGUGCUGCUUACUGCUAGUUAGGGGUUAACGGUAAAAAAAAAAGCUUAGAAAAAUGUUAAAUCUGUAAAAAAAAGUUUUAGGAAAGUUUAAAAAAAAUUAAUACGCAAAACAAAAGUUUAAAAACUAGUUUUUUAAAAGUAAAAAAGUAAUAAAAAAAAGUAAAAGAAUACAUUUUAAAAACGCUCAUUACCACUACAAAUGGAACAAACUAGAGAAAAAAUUAUCCCAUGCCAAGGUUCAAAAUAUGCCUUUUGAAUUACCCCAGGGUGUAUUCUUUAAUAAAUAGUAUGUGUUUGUGGGAAAGUUUCAAUAACCAACCGUCUAAACUACUCCAAAUUAGAACAUGGACACAGCGUAAAACUUCAAAGUUAGAAAAAAACUGAAUGGCUGCGUCUCAAAUGCGCCCCUUCAACAUCCACAUAUACCUGACAAAGGUACAUACGGGGGUAUUGCUGUACUCAGAUGACAUAGCUGAGCAACAUAUGAAGUAUUAUACAGUCAUAGCACACAUAAGGUUUGCAAAAUAUACUGCGCAAACUCACUUUGUAUGUCAAAAAGGCAGAAAAAACGCUUAUUACCACUACAUCUGGUACAAGCUAGUGGAAAAAUGAUCUCACGCUAAGGUUCAAAAUAUACCUUUUGAAAUACCCUGGGGUGUCUACUUUAAAAAAUGGUAGGCCUUUGUGGGGUAGUUUGAAUUUAAAACCUGCGAAGAUGCUUGGAAAUUGCACAUAGGCCCAGUGUCAAAAUUCAAAGUUCGGUAAAACGGAUAUGACUUGGUCUCCUAUAUUGCACUGUAGCUUCACGAAAUAGUGCCAAAGACAUACAAUGGGGGUGUCCUUUUACUCAGAAGACUUAGCUGAGCAUAAUUUGGGGGGUCAGCAGAUGUAACUGAACACAAAAUAAAACUUUGUACAGGAAUAGCACACACCAACUUUACAAAAUAUACACGAGAAUUACUUUGUUAUAAGUUUGUGUGCCAAAAACCAAAAAAAACACAAUUUUACUCCAAUAUUUAGCAGAGGUUGGCGGUGAAAUGGCUACGUAGAAAGUGUCAAAACAACCCUAGUUAAAUAGUCUGUGAUGUCUACGUUAUAUAAAUAAAUACUUUUGUGUGGCAAUUUUGUUUUCGUUUAUGGCUAUUAAGCUUACAAGACAAACAUACCAAAUUCUAAAAUCGCUCCACAUUAAAGGUUUAGUUUACUCCUUGUGCUUUGUGACCUGUAACUACCAAAAAAAAACUUAAAAUCUCAGACACAUUAUAUAUUCUGUAAAUCAGAACAACUUAAUGAAUUUAUUUUUAAUUACUUUUCUUAACCUGCACUAAUUGUGCACACAUUAUUAUUGCAAUUUUCAUUUUUUUUUACAUUUUUCUGUAUUUUUUUAUAAUAAAUAAGCAUUUAUAUAUAUGUGUGUUACAUCAAAUUAAAGCCCUUUCUGUCCUUUAAAAAAACGAUGUAUAAUAUGUGUUGGUGCAACAAAUUAGUAAAAUGUAAAUUGCAGUUGAACGCAAACAGCAAAAAAUGAAAAAAAUGCUGUUGUCAUUAAGUGAAAGACAAGCUUUUGAAGCUCUGUCCUUAAGGGGUUAAUGUAACUGUCAAGCACUUUGGGCAACAACGUUGCAAUUAAAUGUGCUAUAUAAAUAAAUAAAAGUUGAAAUGCAUUUCUCACUCUAUCGAGCUUGCCAUGUGCACUUUUUAAAUUUGAUCAAUCAAUUGGUUAGUGUAAUGUUUACUAUCUUUACUCACUCCAAACACUCCACACAGUUACUCUGCCCACUCCAUAAAGUUACUCUGCCCAGUCCAACCUUUCCAUGGUUACUCCAGCAACUCCAACCACACAACAGUUACUCCAGCCACUCCACCCAGUUACUCCGCCCACUCCAGUUGUAGACUACUGGUGGAGGCAAGAAGAUUUUACACAAUUUCCCCAGAAAUUGUAGCUUUUCAAGUUUAUUUCUGAAACUGGACAUUUGCUAAGGUGAAGACCAGUGUAAGCACAUUCCAUGGGUGACCUGACCCCUUUUACAUCAUUGCACUACUUUUCAAAACAGUCACCCCCUGCUCUGCAGUUUCUCCCCCCUCAAUAAUACUGGUGGCUGAAGAUGCUGCUGAAAAGAUGAACAACUAAUCAUAUCUACAUUUUGAAGCAUUAUUUAAAAAACAAACAAAAAACACGUAUUCAAUGGAUAUAAAACCUUUAGACAUGCUCAGUCUGCUCUAACAAGGUUUCAGAUAUCAUGUAUAGACUUUGCCUUAGGCCAUCAAAUACUGGACAUCCUAAAAGAUAGACCCACAUAUAGCAUUGUCUUCUAGAGUUAUUGUUAUUUCUUACCAGCAUCAGAGAGUAGAGUCUGACCUAUUUAAAGUUAUGUUAUUUACUAAAUAUAUGUAAACAUAGUUUAUGGUUUUUAACAGGUCAAGACCUCUAAUGGGUGUGGGGUUAUGUGCAUGGAGAAAGCGGGUAGAGCCUGAGCCUGAGAUUAAAGUCAAAUUUCAAGGGUAAAGCUCCCACUGGUGAAUACCUCACUACUACAUCCACUAAUCUCAAACUUUUCAUUUAUUUUGCUUAUGCUUUGUUCAUAUAAUUCUCAAAUUACACAAUAGACACUUCACUUUUAGGGAGUAAAUUACACACACUCUAUGUCGAAGAAGAGUGUAGAGGCUUUGGGACACACAUCGUUGUACCCAACACCAAUAAAAAUAAUUAUUUGUUGUCUCAGUUACUAUGAAUAAACUGAGAAAGUGCCAAACAAUAAAGUAGGUAACAUAGCUGUCUAGGUUGAAAAAAAGACUAAAGGCCAUCAAGUUUAACCCGAGGCCCAUUCAUUUAUGCUUUUGAUCCAAAAGAAGGCAAAAAAAAAACAACAAUUGUAGCCUUUUCUAAUUAUUCCACAAAUAGAGGGAAAAUAAUCUUUCUUGACUUCUUAAUGGCAAUCAGAUUUCUCCUUGGAUCAACAACCUGUUAACAUACAUAUCUAUUAUAUCCUUGAAUAUUAUGUUUAUGCAAAAAAGAACCCAACCUUUUUUAAAUUAUGUAUUAAAUCUGAUAACACAACCUAUUUAGGCAGAGAAUUCCACAUAUUUAUUGUUCUUACUUUGAAGUACCCUUUCCUCUGCUGUAAGUGAAAACACCUUUCUUCCAGUCUCAAUGGGUGACCUCUGUUGUAAAGUUCUGCUAAUGAACAGGUUAGAAUAUAGUGGUUUAUCCUGACCUUGUAUAUAUUUGUAUAAUGAUAUCAUAUCCUCUCUGAUGUGCCAUUUUUUCUAAAGAAAACAAAUCCAGUUAUUCUAGUCUUUCCUUAUAACUAAUAUUUUCCAUCCCUCUUACUAGUUUUGUAGCUCAUCUCUGCACUUUUUGUAGUCCUGCCAUAUCCUUUUUUUUUAAAUUGGUGCCCAUAAUUACACCACAUAGUCAAGGUGGUGUCUUCCUAUAAAUUUGUAAGGAGUCAAAAUUAUAUUUGGAUCAUGUGAAUCAAAACCUCUUUUUAUACACAAAAACCGCUUACUAGCUUUUGCAAUGGCAGACCAGCUUUGCAUAUUGUUGUCUACUUUGUGAUUUAUAUUAUUGUUCCCAAGUCCUUUUCAUUUAAUGCUAUCCCUAACUCAACCCCAUUUAAGUUCCUUAUGCAAAAAUCAUGAUUGUGCAUUUAUCUGUAUUGAAUCUCAUCUGCCAAUUGCCUGCCCAGCCCCCUAAUUUAUAUAAAUCGUUCUAUAGAGAAGUUAUAUCAUGUUCAGACUUUCAGACUGUACUUUCUCACCUAGUUUUGGAUCAGCUGCAAACACAGGCAAAUUACUUUCAAAGCACCCUUCAAGAUCAUUUCUAAACAGAAGUUAAAUAUAUACAUAUAUAUACGAAGUUAAAGAAAGAAUGGGUGAAUCGGUGAAGAAGCAUUAAUUGUUUUACCAUUUAUGUUUUUAUACAAUAUUCUCUAUGAGUGUGAUAAAUAUUUUAUCAACAUAUCUACACAUUUUUUUACACAUGUUUUGUGUACAACUCUAAAAUAUCCAAUAUUCUUGUAUCUUAAUGGUUACUGCAUGCAUUUAACUUGCCAAACUAAAUCUAAAAUACAUUUUGUCUAAAUUAUAAAUCACAUAUUGCAGUCUGACCUACAUUUCUUAAAUUGCUAAUCUGUAUGGCCCAAGUGAAGUUAUCCCAGGGAAUAAAUAUGGUACUGCAUGAAAGAACUACUCUGAUCGCAUACUGUGAAUGAGGUCAUUAAGAUGGAUCGCACAUACCCUUCUGUCUCCAAAGAGCAAACUAUCUAGGACAUCAUCUGAUACUAUUUCAGUAGAAAAAAGCAUUAUUCAUCUUUGACCUUUCUGCGUUAAGAAAAAUAAAUACUUGUUGAAGAUGACGAGAGACAGCUUUGUAUAUAUUGUUUUCAAAAAAAAAUUCUUGUGCGUGAAACAAAAAAUAAUUUUGCUUUUAAAAUAUAUACGCAUACUCGGUAACCUAAAUAAGAAAAAUACUGCCAAAUGAUCUAAGCUACAAUAUAUAUAAUAUAGAGACUCUUAAAAUCAGAAUGCAUGCACCACAUUAGUGUUGGACUGUUGUAGUUAUGUUACCUAGAGUUGCUUUGCUUAGUCUUCUUAUUUUAUAUGAAUCAAUUUAGAAGUGGUUUGACAAUAAAACAGGGCUUUGCACGGAACCUUUAGAUUCUCUCCUCCACAGCCUUUUUGAUAAUGUUGAAUUACCACUUACAUACAUCAUUUUCGUCCACUUUGCACAGCUGAGAUUGUCUGAGAGUGCUGAUGAUAGAUUUUGAACCAUUCAGAAUAAACAGUUCAUUAGAGAAGAACAAUAGAGUUGUCUUAGUAAUGAUAGCCUGCAACAUCCACAUCUACUUGUGAUAUCCACUAUUAUUUAGGUGAAUGUUGAAAAUAAUUAAUUCUACAUCUUUAAAACAUAAACAAAAACGCGCUCUGUAUACAACAAAACUUAACUGUGUUGACAGAAUCUAUACAUUUAGAAAAUACUUAAUUCAAAAAAAUAUUGUAUGUUAAAGGGUACAUGUCAUGCUCUCUAUAGCUUAUACUUUCUUUAAAGAAAAUAAAAUUCCAUCUAUACAUUGUGCUAGCAGAUUUGCUAGCAAAUGUAUAGAUUGGGAGAAAACCCCAUUCAAAAAUAUGUAUUUCUCUAACCUGUCAGUCAAUUCUUCAACAUAGACUCUAAGUAAAAGAGUUGACUGAAGAGAGAGAGCAGAAAAGACCACAGGCAGUCCUUCUGCUCUACAUGUAUAGCAAAUGCUGCGCAUGCACUGUGAUUGUGAUGGUAACUCUGUAGGUGAUGCUGCUAGCACUGACUAGGGAUGAUAGGAAUGGAGUGACUAUCUAUCUAUCUAUCUGUCUGUCUAAAUUAUUAUUUUCUGAAGUUAACUCUGGGUGAAAUUCAGUCGACCAAAUCCCAAAUUAAUAAUGACUAAAUGGAAUGAUAUUUUACCAUUCAAAUUCGGUUCACAUUUGGUAAACAUUUGCUCAUUUGAGCAUUCAGCUACUUUUGAGUAUUGUAAAUUUUAAGCGUUUGGUCCGACUAAACCCUCCUAUUUUAUAUUAUUUGUUUAUUUAAGUUUUUUUUUUAAAAUAUAGAUUUUUUUUUCAUUUAGUGGUUGUCCCAAACCAUCAGUCAUCUCUCCCACUCAAGAAUAAGCCAAACCAGCACAUCCAUUGUCGGUUAUUUCGUAAUUCGGUUAUAUGAUCUUUCAGAGUUUGGAUAACCCGCUGUUCAUGCAAAGUUUGGACAAAUUGCAAUUCGUGACAAACCAAAUGCAGAAGUCUAGAAAUUAUCACUCUUUUUUACAGUAAUAUAAACUGUUAUCACAUAAUCACUAGGUUAUGAUCGGGAAAUAAGACAUGACAUGUAGAAUUUGAAGUUGAUGGUCAGAUAAAUGAAAUCUGUAGAUAUUGUUUAGAAACAUAGAAGCAUAGAAUGUGACGGCAGAUAAGAAUUAGUCUCUGGCCUUGUCUUAUAGCUAGGAUACCUUAUGCCUAUCCCACGCAUGCUUAAACUCCUUUACUGUGUUAACCUCUACCACUUCAGCUGGAAGGCUAUUCCAUGCAUCCACUACCCUCUCAGUAAAGUAAUACUUCCUGAUAUUAUUUUUAAACCUUUGUCCCUCUAAUUUAAGACCAUGUCCUCUUGUAGUGGUAGUUUUUCUUCUUUUAAAUAUAGCCUCCUCCUUUACUGUGUUGAAUGCCCAUUAUGUAUUUAAAUGUUUCUAUUAUAUCCCCCUGGUCUCGUCUUUCCUCCACGCUAUACAUGUUAAGAUCCUUUAACCUUUCCUAGUAAAUUUUAUCCUGCAAUCCAUGAACCAGUUUAGUAGACCUUCCCUGAACUCUCUCUAAAGUAUCAAUAUCCUUCUGUUAGGUCUCACCAGUGUUCUGUACAAUGGCAUGAGCACUUCCCUCUUUCUACUGCUAAUACCUCUCCCUAUACAACCAAGCUAGCAUUUGCUGCUCUAUUACAUUGUCUGCCUACCUUUAAGUCAUCAGAAAUAAUAACCCCUAAAUCCUUUUCCUCAGAUGUUGAGGUUAGGACUCUAUCAAAUAUUCUGUACUCUACCCAUCCAACAUGCAUUAUUUUGCGCAUAUCCACAUUAAAUGUCAGCUGCCACAACUCUGACCAAUUUUCUAGUUUACCUAAAUCAUUUGCCAUUUGGCUUAUCCCUUCUGGAACAUCAACCGUGUUACACAUCUUAGUAUCAUCAGCAAAAAGACAUACCUUACCAUCAAGACCUUUUGCAAUAUCACUAAUAAAAAUAUUAAAGAGAAUGGGUCCAAGUACAGUUCCCUGAGGUACCCCACGCGUGACAAGUCCAAGCUUAGAAUAUAUUCCAUUAACUACAACCCUCUGUUGCCUGUCACUGAGCCACUGCCUUACCCAUUCAACAAUAUUGGAAUCCAAACUUAAAGAUUGCAGUUUAUUGAUAAGCCUUCUAUGUGCAACAGUGUCAAAAUCCUUACUGAAAUCUAGGUAAGCAAUGUCUACUGCACCACCCUGAUCUAUAAUUUUAGUUACCCAAUCAAAAAAAUCAAUAAGAUUAGUUUGGCAUGAUCUCCCUGAAGUAAACCCAUGUUGUCUCUGAUCUUGAAAUCAAUGUGAUUUUAGAUGUUCAACAAUCCUAUCCUUUAACAUGGUUUCCAAUACUUUCACCACUUACAGGCCUAUAGUUGCCCGACUCCUCCCUACUACCUUAGGUUACGAAGUUGUUAAAGAGACUCUAAGAAGGGAGCCAGGGGAUUAUACUACAAAGGAGACUGAAGAUUUGGUGGGAGGAAGGUUAGUCCUUGCUGAGCUUGAGCAUUUGACUCAGGAUGGACCAGGUUUGGGGCAGAUGCAAAUUACUUCUUAGGUUUCUUCUUGAGAUUGGGUGCCAGUUGCAAGAAAGAAGAGGAUUGAUGAGCUUGUGUAAAUAUAUUUUGGGGGUGCUCAAGUUAAAGGUAUACUAUCGUCACCAAAACAACUUUAGCUUAAUGAGCAGUUACAAGAGAGACAUGGUUUAGGCUACAGUUUCAAAUGUGCUUUUGGAGCGCUACAAUGCUUUUUGAACUUGGUGAUCAGUUACAGUAAAGACAAGGUUUGGUUGUUAAUGUGAAUGUUUUUUAUGGGUGCCAAAAUACUUGCUGAGCCUGGAAAUCAGUUGCAUAAGAGUUGUGGUUUGGGAACUGGACGUGAAAGCCUUUUUGAAGUGCCUAACAUUUUUUACUGCACUUAGUGAUCCAGGUGAAGGUGGGAAAGGGCUCAAUUUUCUUGUAAAAAUCAACCUAAUGCAGAUCUGCAGACCAGGUCGAUUUUUUAAAAUUUCUUUUAACCAUUAAACCUUUUAGCAAUAUAUACAAUAAAAGACCAGUUACAGAUUAAUUCUAAGAUAAGUAUGUUUUCAAGUUAUAUACAAUUUGUGCACUAGAUGGCGCUAGAGUUUGUUAAAGGAGCUCUGUCAGUGUUUGGACUACACUAUGUAUCUCUUCUAUGUUUUGAUAUUUUAAUGAAACGAAUAGAUUACAUUACAUGCACAUAUUUUAAAGGAUUACAUGAUGAAUGGAACUAUGGGAUGAGUGAAAAAAGUGUAGGAUUCUACGGGAUUGCAUUUAAGGAAUAAAAAAAUAAACCGGAGGGACGUACGUGUGUCCAUUUUGUAUUUUUUUAGGUAAUCUCCUUGUUUCUGUUUGGUGAUCAGUAGAAAUUAGAAAAAACAUAUGUAUGUAUUGUUCACAAAGUCAAGUAUUGCUUUCAGGUAUAAUUGGUUUUCCAUUAGAUGUCAACAAAAUUUAUUUAAUUAUGUACACAUACAUAUUUUGUAUUGUUUUGAAUUUUAAUUUAGGCAAUAAAUUAAAUGAGAAAUAGACAUAAACAAUUAUAUAUACACAAUUAUAUCAAGUGCAUGUUUCCACAUCCUGCAGUUUUUUUAAAAUCAAAAUUCAUGUCUCAAUGAGCCAGGAGAUGGGUGGGUGGAUUUGUCCAAAGAAUUCAGUCUCAGAGCAAACUGCAAGAAUUUUUCAGACUGUAACAAAUUGCACUUUACACACGUUUGAUGUGACAGCACUUACUGUAAGUGGGCAUUAUGUCCACAAAUAUGCAUUACUUUUACAUUCGAGCUGGAGAUUUCUUUCCAUCCGAACUGAAUUUCAGCCAAAUUUGGGUUAGUCUGGUGAUCGGUUUGGUUGAAUUCUCGAACUAUGUGUCCAAAAGUACCUGGAUAAUAAACCAACAGAAAUGAGCAAUGUUGGACAUGUUCGGUUCGUGAUUCUGAGCCAAAAACAUACAUAUAUAUAUAUAUAUAUAUAUAUAUAUAUAUAUUUACUGGGAAUAUUGUACUGAUGACUAGACUUGGAGAUCCAUUUCAGGCCGAACUGCAAUUUGUCCAAAUAUGGGCCGAUUGGGUGUUCAGUGGAUUUCGCAACCUCAAUGCUGAAAAUGUUUGGUUCGACUUGUGAUCCUGGAUUUCUGUGAUUUCCGUGGCACAAAAAAAGAGAUGACUGAUGGGAAAAAAGAUAAGUAAUGGUUAGGGGACAGUCACUAAAUGAAGAUUUUAUUCACAGACCAAGUAAGACGUGAGCAAUAGAGGGAACAAUAAGCAGCAGUGGAAAAGUCUUUGUCUAUAUAUUAUGUAUUUAUGAAGAUAUAAUAUAUAACAAAAAAUCUAUAUCUAUAUAUCAUAUUUUUAACAAAUAAAUAAUGUAAUAAAUAUAUAAAUAUCGAUUUUCACUACUCCUCCUGUUUAGUUUUUUUACUUGAUUUGUGAACCAAAUGACAGGAAAAUACUCCUAUCAGUUUGCUGCAAAAUACAUACAUAGUAUUAUAUUGGGUGUAUAUUUUGCAGCACACUGAUUUUCUCCCCCCUUUUUGGUUCUUCUGAUAUGGUCUCCAAAUCGUGAUUUCGGUUACGAAAUUCUUCCGAGUUAAACAUAACUAAAUUGUCCUGAAAAAUGUUCUAUUUGCGGAAAACAUAGCGUAGCUGAGACACGUUUUCUCGUUGUGCAGAAGUCUAAUGGAGAUCAUUUUAGGUAUUAUUUCUCUGCUUUAUAUUGAUGUGUGAUGGACACAAAGUGUAUGCAAUUAUUAUGUUAUUCAUCACUAUCCAGUACUCAUUUCAUUCAUGGCUAUGGUGCAGUAUUAAUUGCCUUUCAUUAUUAGCGCUUUAAUGUAAAACCUGAUACCACACAACCCUUGGGGUUAAGUGAUUCCCACGAUUUUUCUAAUUUCUCUACAAACAAAGCUUAUCCUUUGCUUAUAGAACGGGUGCUAACAGAAGUGUAAUGUACAUUUAAAAUCUUUCAUCCUUUCUUUCUGUGUGUUGCUUGGGAUCUCAGGUAUGUGGUCACUUGACCUAAAUCAAGUAAUGCAAAGUAUGUAUCUGCUCUAUGUUCACCUUCCUUGGUCACUUUACCAUAUUGUCUUCUGUCCACACCAUCCCACCUCUUACGUGCAGGACUUCUUUAGGGUGACGCCACUAUUUACAAAAUGCCUUAUCAGAUCACAAACCCCAGUCCACUGAGGAAUUCCUAAAACCACAUUUCCUAAAAAAAUAAACAAAAUAAAUAUUUAGAAAAAAACCUACAUAAUGUUCUUGUAGUCUGCUUCAAUUUACCAUAUUUUAUUUUUCUACUUUCCAUUGAUUUAGAUAUGCAUAUUGUAUGCCUGGCAAACUUUCCUAUUCACUGCUUUUAACCUACCUUGUAAUUAUAUCCCUCUUUAUAUCCCUCUUCUUUAAGUUUUUUUUAAACAGGGCUCUUUUCACAUUUUGUGUCUACACCUCUUAGCAUUAUUAAUGUUAAAAGUCCAGAAAUCUAUGGCAGAAGAUAUCAGGGAACGGUACAGAAACUGCCUUAAUUAUUACAUGCACACAGGUGUUCAGGGGUACGAACCUCCUGAGUAAAUAAAGGAAGGGGUUAAUGAUCCUACCUUAUUGCUUGAUUUCCUAUCGCUUUAUUUCUCUGUAAAUCAAUAAGCAUAAUCUAAUCUGUCUUGGGUAUUCUGUUGUCCACUUUCAGAUCAUGCCCCUGCAGUCUAACUGCUCAAUUCUCUGCUCAUUUAGGAAUGAAAUCACGUUGUUUAUACAGCCCUUGUCACACCUCCCUGCAUGUGACUUGCACAGCCUUCCUAAACACUUCCGAGAGAUUUUAUGUUUAAACCUCCUUUAUUACACAGUCUGUUUAAUGUAGAAUUUCUUAUCCCCUGCUCUGUUAAUAAUAGCUUAAGUCGCUACAUGAGACUUUGUGUUAGAGUAAAGUUGAAUUUACAGAGCAGGAGAAAAAUAACUUCAUGCACGCUGUGUGAUUUAACUUCUAAAUGGCAGUGAAUUGAGCAGUGAGAUUGCAUGGGGCAUAAUCUAUACAGUAAAACUGUUUCAUUAAGUUAAAGGGUUUUUUUUUUUUGCAUAUUACGAGUUUAUAACAAUUAAUGCAAAUGUAUUUAACAAAAUAUGAAAGUAACAAAAGGGAAGGAAACAAGAAAAAAAAUAAAGAAUUACGAAUUUUUUUUGUGAACAUUAAACAACACUUAUGAAAUUGUGCUAUUUUUUGUCUUAAGAAUUAAUUACAGUUGAAUCUCUGCAGUGAUAACACAAUAAUAUGGUUGUUUAAUAAUGUUAAAUUUAAACGCUGACUUUCUGAUACAAAACAUGUAAUAAUAUGUUGUCUAUCGUAGAUCGAAGCUGGUGAGGCACCAUCAGAAGCUAACAGUGAACCCAGGCCGUUGCCAGCAGAAAAUGGCUUGAACCACGCUACAACUCUGACCCCUAAGACUUCAUCUCAAACUGCUCCCACUCAACCUGUUCCAGGUAAAAAAAUAUUCAUCAUAAUUUUGCUGUUUAGUUCUCCGAAAUAAGUCUUUCCAAACAAUUUCUGGGUAUUUGUGCAUUCUACAUGUGAGCUCUUGUAGAACAAAUGUUGUGAUAAAGAAUAUAGUUCAACAAUCCAUAGUGGGAUUCAUUCACUAAACUUGGACUUGGGGGAGAACUGACAGGGACAUUGAGAAUAAUGUAAUUGUAGCUGGAAUAAAAAGAUUUGUGAACACAUCUAUUCAGCCCACGUUUUUCAGUCCCCUUGUCAAUUCUCUGCGAUUCCAGAUUUGGUAAGUAAACACUAAUUUGUUUUUUGGAAAAAUGAAAAUCUAAUGGUUUUGAAUUUUGAUUCAGAAUAGCCAUAUAUUAUAUUAUUAUUAUAUAUUAAUAUAUAUACACAUUCAUAACAACAUAUCUCAUGUUUUUUUGUUCAUGGAAUUAAAGGUAUACUUUAAGGACCAAACAACUUUCGCUUACAGGGACACUGUAGACACCCAGACCACUUUAGCUAAUUGAAAUAGUCUGGGUGCUGUGACCCUUUUGCACUUAGUGUUGCAAUGUAAAACAUUGCAGCUCUAAGUCUGCCCACAGUGGCUAUCUACCAGACAGCCACUAGAAGGCUACCGGAAUCCAAACAGGCUUUUGGUCCGUUAUCUGAUUCUGGACGUCCUCACGGACUUCCAGUGUCAGAUUUUCCCCAUAGCGGAGGUCCCCUAUGAGGAGGUCUAAUGUGCGGCCAUUGCCGUUCAUGCGCAUUAGGACUCCCUAGCCGACUGCCGUCGGCGGGGGAGGAGCAUGGGCAGAGCCUGACCCAGCACUGAGGGACAUCGGUGCUGUAUUCAGGUAAGUGGCUCAAGGGGUUUAACCAGAAGGCAUGUCAGAUUUUGAAGAUUUCAUUGAACACAAACGUAUUUUUCGCAACUAAAACUGUAUAAUGAAUUUAUAAUUUAUUAUAGACUCAUAGCACAGUUUACGAACUUACUGCAUCUUCUUAACUUUACUUUUUACACAAGAAACCUUCUCUUUUCCUAAGACAAUAUGUAUUUUUAAUUUUAGGUUCUGUCAAAGUUCCUGCCAAAACAGAAGACCUUAUAAUGAGUGUCUUAACAGGUAAAUUCUUUUUGAAACUUUGUGAGCCUGAUGCUGCCAAUGCCAACAUUCUGAUGUAUAUAUAUAAGCCCUGUUCUUGUGCUCCCACCUCUAGUAAAUAUUUACAUUUACUACCCAAUCCCCAAAAAUGUAUUAAUGAAAAAAGAUGAACGUGGGCAGUGUGCUAUGUAUAAAAAGCCACCACACUGGUGUUAAGAUAGUGAAAAGUUAUUUGUUAUAUAUUUAUUUAGAAAUGUUUUAAUGUUUUUAUUCAUUUCAUUAGAUUAAUAUGAUAUCAGUUUUAUGUCGGUUUUAAAUCAGAAUUGUUAAGCUUUUCACAUUCUUUAGAGCAUGUUUUUUAUUAAUGAAAGCACUUCAAGCACCAUAACCACUACACCGUGCUGUAGUGGUUGUGAUCUCAGGAGUUCCCUUUCACCCCACCCCACAUUUUAAGUAGUCAAAUAUUUUAUAAAGUUUGACCUCUUACCUGGACUAUGCUAGGCUCUGCUUCCCUUCUCCACUACAGCCAUAUGAGCUAAGCUGGGCAGUGUAAUUCGUUGAUGUUCUCAGCCAAUCAGCUAGCCCUGCACUACUGGGCAUAGCUCAGUAGAGCCUGGAUCUCCUUCUGGCUCUUCUGGUGGCUGGGAGGAGGUAGGAAACGGAAUCAGAUGGACCCCCAUAAGAAGUCAAACUGCUUUUAAAAUGGUUUAUCUGGUUACAAAGGGUAAACGCCAUGACGCACUGUAGUGGUUACUGUGCUUGGAAUACUCAUUUACUGCUUCACAAACAUAAUAUGCUCAGAAAUAGACAAUGAGUACUAUGGGACCGGUCAAUGAACCAAAAGUGAAUAACUAUUCAAUGACUAUAAAUAUAUUUAACUGCAAAAUAUUUUGUUUAAACAUUCAUUGCAGAAGUGGAAGCUCAGACCAUUGAUGAACUGAAACAACAAAAGUCUUUUGUUAAACUUCAAAAGAAGCACUACAAAGAAAUGAAGGACCUCGUAAAGAGGCAUCACAAGAAAACCACCGAUCUCAUAAAAGAGCACACAACGAAGUACAAUGAGAUUCAGAAUGAUUACUUGAGGAGGAGGGCAAUACUGGAAAAGACUGCAAAACGAGACAGCAAGAAAAAGUAAGUAUACAUCGGUCUGUCUAUCUGAAUUAUUUGCUCCAAUAAUGACAAAAAGGAUUUUUAAAGGAACACUCCAGUGUCCAGUGUUAAAGGACCACUAUAGUGCCAGGAAAACAUACUCCUUUUCCUGGCACUAUAGUGCCCUGAGGGUGCCCCCACCCUCAGGGACCCCCUCCCGCCCGGCUCUGGAAAGGGGAAAGGGGUUAAAACUUACCUUUUUCCAGCGCUGGGUGGGGAGCUCUCCUCCUCCUCUCCUCUCUCCUCCUGGGCUGAAUGCGCACGCGCGGCAAGAGCUGCGCGCGCAUUCAGCCCGUCGCUAGGAAAGCAUUUACAAUGCUCUAUGGACUGGCGUGCUCUCACUGUGAAAAUCACAGUGAGAAGCACGCAAGCGCCUCUAGUGGCUGUCAAUGAGACAGCCACUAGAGGAAUAGGGGGAAGGCUUAACCCAUUCAUAAACAUAGCAGUUUCUCUGAAACUGCUAUGUUUAUUAAAAAAAUGGGUUAACCCUAGAAGGACCUGGCACCCAGACCACUUCAUUAAGCUGAAGUGGUCUGGGUGCCUAGAGUGGUCCUUUAAUUCCCACUAGAUCGUUGGUAAGAGGGUCUUCUCACCAGGAGCUCCGCUUCACCCCUGGGAGAUCCUCACAAGUAAAGGUUUCCAUGCCAGUCCAAUGCUUCUCAUAGUGCAGGUGUGGCAAUCACAUAGAGAAGCAUUAAAUCCAGGUAAACCAAAUCAAAUUCAAAUCAAUGAAGGUUCCUUAACAAAAAGCUGAGAAUGACCACAUCCAUAUGUUUAUAGUAAGACAGACAGAUUAGCCCUAAAGUACAUUCAGUGUACUGGUUGUCCUCUAGCUAUUCUCAGUCAACAAUUGGAGAAGAUUCUGAAGCACAGAGAUUGAGAUCUGAGAGCAUCUUUAUUUAGUAUUUUGUAAACAGAUUAUUAAAGAAUGUAAAAGUUAGAAUAAAACAUACCUGAAUAUAGUGAAUAUACCGUAUCGUCAAUUUGGAUUGAUGAGUAUUUGUUUAUUUACGUACACACAAUACUUUGGAGCCUUGAAAAGACUCUGUGGCUGGUGGUACAGUCUUCCUCAGAGGCUCUUCCAGGUUUUCCAAAGUCAAACUCACUACUACUACUUAACCCUGUUAUUUACUAAGGUGAGAAGUCGAUGGUUAUAAUAGAUGAAGUGAAAAAAAAAGUCAUCUAUUCUGUCAGAUCUGAUACUUUGGCCUAAAACAUGAAAUUCACUCUGAAUUCACUUUGAAAACUCGAUUUAGGGAAUAAUCCUGAAAGUAAAAGGAAAAUGGAUCAUGGACAGAAAAAGAAAAAUUAAAGAAUUUUUAAUUGAUAAAUAAAAAUGGUUUUAGUAAAAUUUUGAUGAGAACCCUACUCAAAUACCGUACUUUCAGUUGUUAACUUGUAGUUUAUCAUAAAAUAUGUGCUGUUUAUUUUCUCUAUAUGUUUAUUUUACUGGGUGAUUAUUAUUAUUGCAUAUCCCACAGUAAUGUGUAAUAGGUAAAUUAUAAAUACUAUUAAAGGAACACUAUAGUGUUAGGACUAUAAAAAUUCACUUAAGUGUCCCCCUACAUAUCUAGGUGUCCACCCUCUUCCAGGGGUUUAAAAUGUAAGUUUUUUAUCUUUUGCUCUCCAUAAAGCCGCUCCUUAUCUUUGUCUGAGAUCAUCAAUGUUGAUGAUCUCAGCCAAUCCAAAGCUUCUCCAUAUAGAAACAUUGGGAGGCUUGUUUACAUUCACGGCAGAAUGCCACGCUGUGCCAAUCAAAUGCAUUCAAUGAAAGUAAUUAGAGCUAUAACCAUAUAUACUCAGUUAUAGCUGUGGAAGCAACACUAAUGCCUGUAUUCCUGACUAUCAUUAGAAGCAUGUUAACCCUGAAAUGUAAGCACUGCACUUUUUGCAAAAGGGCUAUGUUUUUUGCGGCAGGUUUGAAAUACCAGGGGCAUGGUACGCAGACCACUCCAUGGGAAGGGUAACAAAAAGCAAGUCAGGGUAUAAAGAACAAAGAAUACAGAUAGCUCCGCUCAAAUAACUUCUCAAUUAAAAAAAAAAAAGUAAAAAGUUCAAUAACACAAGAAUGGAGACAAAUAAAAUCAGCAUAGCGAUGCAUUUAGCGAUAUACACUCCUUGUAUGAAUGCCUAACAAGUAGUAAUGUGAAAAAUUGAAAAGAGUUGAAACAGAACAAGGUAAAAUGGAAUGGACUGCAAAAGAGAUUCAGAGAUUCUUACAGGACUGGUGACAAUAGGAAAAAAUCUCAUUGGGCACGAGAUGGUAUUUUCAGUUUUUUGGGAAGUUCUGAAGACGUAUAAUGGAUUAAAGGACCACUAUAGUGCCAGGAAAACAAACUUGUUUUCCUGGCACUUUAGUGUUAAUAGCCCCCCCCCCACCACCCUCAUGGCCCCCCUCCCGCCGGGCUCUAGGGGGAGGAAGGGGUUAAAAACUUACCUUUCUCCAGUGCCGGGGAAUCUCCUCCCUCUUCCGACGAAUGUGCAUGCACGGCAAGAGCUGCGCGCGCAUUCAAUCAGUCCAUAGGAAAGCAUUUAUCAAUUAAAUAAUAAUGAGACAGCCACUAGAGGCUGGAUUAACCCUAAUGUAAACAUAGCAGUUUCUCUGAAACUGCUAUGUUUACAGCUGCAGGGUUUACCACAGAUGGACCUGGCACCCAGACCACUUUAUUGAGCUGAAGUGGUCUGGGUGCCUAUAGUGGUCCUUUAAUAAAAAUAAAUUAGUAGAGAAAUUAAAAACUAUAGCACUUUACUCAUUUCCCAAUGCACUUUCACCAUGUGUUAAAUAUAUUGCCUUUUACAUAUGCAUUCCAUCUUGUUUUAUUUUGCUCAGAUAUAUUUUCUGCAGUUGAGUCUGUGAACAUGUAACAAAACCUGAAAUGGGAAGAAGCAUGCACCAAACAUUUCAGCUGAGAUACAGUUCUUACAUCAUAGUUAAAGAAUAAUUCAAGGUCUGCUACAGCUUUUCUUUGGCAGCUGCAUACAAAUGACUAGCUUAUCAACAAAUAUCACAAAUGCUCCUUGUAGCAGAAAAUAACAUGAAGCACAAUGUGGCAAUCAGUGUUUUGCUAGAAUUUACGGCAAGAGAAUUACUGGAGGCUCUGUGUUGGUGAUAUUGUCGAAUGUUUUGAUACGGAGGGAAAACAUAUUCGCUGACUCUGAAAAUGAUAAAAUUGGAUAUUUCAUGUGAACUGUAAUGGAAACAUAACCAUUUUCUCGCUACAGUUGUAGAAUUUAUUAGCAAUAAUAGACAUAUUAAAGUUUAUUGCGAGGUGCGUGGGAUUUGCUGAAACUGCAGCUUUUAUUCCAGCAGUAAAUAAAGCGCUUUAAUGUGAGUAAUUCAGCUCUUUUGGUAAUUGAUAUAUUCUACCAGCAUUACAAAUCAUGGGAAAAUGUUUUCAAAGACAUUUUAAUAUUUCUUCCGUGCAUAUCAUUUCCUUUUUUUUCUGCAACUAGUUUAGCAAGCCACCUAUUCCCGUAGAUCUGGGGUAGAACCUAAAGAUUGUUUGUAAGAAGACAAGUGUAUAAUGCACACACUAAAAAGAUGGAAUACUUCCUGCAGGGUGAUCCAGAAAGGGAGGGCCAGUCUCUCGAGACAACAAAUGGAAGAAAACAUAGGUAUCCAGGCACACCUGAGGUUUCUUCUAAAAGGCAGUCUUUUAUCGCGAACCAAAAAAGUGGAGACAAGGUUUUGGCUCCUCUCUGAACCUUUAUCGAGACUUUAUAAAGGCUCAGAGAGGUGCCAAAACAUUGUCAUCACAUUUUUGUCCUAAUAAAAUACUGCCUUUUAGAACCUAAAGAUUAGCCGGUUCAGUUCUUCGAAUCAAGGAUAGUGAAGGUUAGGUACAGUGAGGGAAAAAAGUAUUUGCACCCCUGAUAAUUUUGAACGUUUGACAACCGACAAAGAAAUGAUCAGUCUAUAAUAUAAUGGUAGGUGUAUUUUAACAGUAAGAGACAGAAUAACAAAACAAACAAAAAAAAUCCAUAAAAAAGCUUGUCAAAUAAGCUAUAAACUGAUUUGCAUGUCAAUGAGUGAAAUAAGUAUGUGAUCCCGUAUCAUUCAGCAAGAUUUCUGGCGCCCAGGUGUAAAACACAGGGCAGAAGCUGAGAGUGGGGGGAGUACAGGUCAGAAGCAGAGAGUGGGGGGUGGGACACAGGGCUGAAGCAGAGAGUGGGGACGGACGCGGCAGAAGCGAAAAGUAGAGAGGGUAGGACACAGGACUGAAGCAAAGUAGGGUGACCAGACACGGGGCAGAAGCAAAAGCGUGGGGAACGCAGGGCAGAAGAAGAGUGGUGGGAGUGGACACAGGAAAACCGCACAAAAAUGCGUCGUGAACAGGGCAGAAGCAGAAGUGGGUGGGUGAGACGCUGAGGCAGAAGCAGAGAGUAGGUGGAGUGGGACACAGAGGGCAAGAAACAUAUAGUGAAGAGGUAGAGAUACAGGGCAAUAGUAGAGAGUGGGGAGGAGGACGGGCAAGAAGCUUGAAGUAGAGGGUGGGACACAGGGCAGAAGCAGAUAGUGGUGGGGAGAUACAGGGCAAUAGUAGAGAGUGGGGGGUGGGACACAGGGCUGAAGCCGAGAGUGGGGGGACCGAACACAGAGCAGAAGCAAAGCGUGGGGGGUGGAACACAGGGCAGAAGAAGAGAGUGGGGGGAGUGGACACAGGGCAGAAGCAGAGAGUGAGGAGGUUGGGACACAAGGCAGAAGAAGCAGAGAGUGGGUGGGUGGUGGGACACAGGGCAGAAGCAGAGAGUGGAGUGGGUGGGACACAGGGCAAGAAGCAGAUAGUGGUGAGGAGAUACAGAACUGAUAGUAGAAGUGGGGGUGCAGGACACAGGAGGCUGAAAAGCGAGUGGGGGACGGGAGCAGAAAGCGUGGGGUGGGGCUGGGGCAGAAAGAAGAAGAGUGGUGGGAGACACAGGGCAGAAGCAGAGAAGUGGGGAUUUGGGACACAAGGCAGAAAAACAGAGAGUGGGGGUGGGACACAGGGCUGAAGAAGAGAGUGGGGGACUGGACACACAGAAGACAGAAGCAGAAAGCGUGGGGACGCGCUGGGGCAGAAGGAGAGUGGUGGGAGUGGACACAGGGCAGAAGCAGAGAGUGGGUGGGGGGGAAACACGGCAGAAGCAGAGAGUGGAGGGGGGAUACAGGGCAGAAGCAGAGAGUAGGGUAGAGGAUGCAGGGCAGAAUAAGAGAGUGGGGAAGGGGACAUAGGGCAGAAGCAUAGAGUAGUUGAGGGGACUCAGGGCAGAAGCAGAGAGUGGUGGGGGGAUACAGGGCAGAAGCAGAGAGUAGGGGAUGGGACACAGGGCAGAAGAAGAGAAUGGUGUGGCUCCCAAAAACGUUUUCCUAAACUUUCUCAGCUGCAGCCAUUCAACCAGAUCACAGAGAUCUGUACAUAUAUAUCUAAAUGUACAGACCCUCAUAAUAAGGAGAGGAUCAAUGGCAGCAAACAGUGUGUGAUCUCCAUGCCCAGGAAAUCCUAAAUGCAGAGUCUGAGAGAAUUAGAGCUCAGCACAGGGACCCAGAGCACAGCCAUCUGCCCACAGCCAAUACACGUGAGAAGCACACACAGCUCCUGGAUGGCACACAAUCAGCCUGAUCACUCCAGUCCACUGCUGGAUCUUACCUUUAGCAGUCUCCUGGUGAUGCUGGCUGAGGUUGAUGGUAGUGAGUGUGAGCAGCAGCUCAUUCCAGCCUCUGCUCUCCAUGCUGCUGCCUCCUCCUCCUUCCUCCGGUGCGGUGCUCUCUUAUGAAGCUGGGAGGAAGUAAUCAGCUGUCACUUCCUCCCAGCAUUCUCUAGAGGGACCCGGUCAUGCUACUAAAGGGCUACAGCACCAGACCGGGACCCUUUUCGACCGGCCCCCUCUAAAGUGAUGAAAGUAGUGGGCCCAUUUGGAAGCUGCUUUGGGCCCCCAGGAGUAACCGGGCCUGGGCAGCAGCUCCGUUUGCCCCACUGUAAGGACGGCCCUGAUACUGUCAAACAUGGAGGUAGAAACAUUAUGCUUUGGGGGUGUUUUUCUGCUAAGGGGACAGGACAACUGCACCGCAUCAAAGGAACGAUGGACGGGGCCAUGUACCGUCAAAUCUUGGGUGAGAACCUCCUUCCCUCAGCCAGGGCAUUGAAAAUGGGACGUGGAUGGGUAUUCCAGUACGACAAUGACCCAAAACACACAGCCAAGGCAACAAAGGAGUGGCUCAAGAAGACGCACAUUAAGGUCCUGCAGUGGCCUAGCCAGGGAGCUAAAGGUUUUAGUUGCCAAAUGUCGGCCUUGAAACCUUAAAGACUUGGAGAGGAUCUGCAAAGAGGAGUGGGAUAACUACAAGAAACGUAUGACCUCUGUGAUUGUAAACAAGGAUUUUGCUACCAAGUACUAAGCCGAAAGGGUCAAAUACUUAUUUCACCUAUUGACAUUCAAAUCAAUUUAUAACUUUUUGACAUGCGUUUUUCUGGAUUUUGUUUUUGUUAUUCUGUCUCUCACUGUUAAAAUAUACCUACCAUUAAAAUUAUAGACUGAUCAUUGCUUUGUCAGUGGGCAAACGUUUAAAAUCAGCAGGGGAUCAAAUACUUUUUUCCCCUCACUGUACUCCUGAUAUCACAAACUAAUUACCCUUAAAAAAUAUAUUUAUGACUUAUCUAUAGCUUACUCUUUAAAAAUUGUGCCUAAAUAUCAACUGUCACAUCUUGUAUUGCAUAUUUAAUUUCUAUAUACCUCAAUACCGCUGUUGUGGCAUACUGAGGCUGUUUGUUAAUUUGUGCACAACAAAAAUAAAGAAUAAAAAAAAAUAUAUAUAUAAAAAAUAAAAAAGCAAAUAAAAACAGUUCAUUUUUGGAAGUCUUACAUUGCCUCUCCAACUCCACGUACUUUGCAUUAUUGUGAGAGAUGGGCAAAAAUUUGCAGGGAUUUCCUGGGUCUUCCAUUAAUCACGGACCCCUGGCACAUAUUCUCACUUCUUUCCAUUCUUGUGUGGUAGGGCUUGGCAUUUUAUAUAUAAGUGUGGGGAUGAUGAUCUUCAUUUCAUCUUGCUUCAUGACAAGCAUGUAGGUAACACUAGGCAAGUCUGUCAUGAUAUGGCUAUUCACGGGGACCUGCACUUUCUUCAUGCCUUUUAAAUGAUGUACCAUAUCAAAUUCACUGUGAGGUUUGGAAUCUCUUUGAAUGUGUUUUUGUGUCUCCCAAGUAGCUUUGAAGUUCUAUGAGAAUUGUGUAAUUAUUUAUCAUAUGCUACUUUUCAGGCAAAACAUUCUCAAGUGUCGUUCAGGCUUGAUUGCGUAAGUUUCUGUUGAUAACGAAGUCGCAUGUUUCAUAGGUAGUUUGGCUGGAAUGGAACCUAACACCAUGUGUAUAUUAAUCUAAAUGAGUGCAUACAGUCCAAGCAUGGUGCAUCUUCACAAGUAUAUUUUGAGGUGUCAGGAGCAGUGCAUUAAUAAGGAGUGUACUUCAGCUUUGCCUGCUCUGUUCCCAGUUCUGUCCCCAUAGAGCAACAUUUAAGUAAUCAUGCUGAUGUUACUGGGUGACCCACUAUCUCAGUAGAAGAGCCACUGUACUGUCAAGAUCUUUGAAUGAGCAAACCAUGGCUUCCCAACUUCCAUGGUCUACAAGAAGGACUACACCAAACAGUUGUAUAGCUAAAUGAGCAUCUAUGAGGAUUCCACUUUUUAGGUUUGCUCUGGUGUUGACUUGUUAAAAAAUAAAAAAUAAAUUGCAGGUCUAAUGCUUUUAAAAUGUAUAACAGAAUACUGAAUACUGAAUCUUUAAAUGUCUCACGUUUUUUACAGUUAAACAUGCAAGUUUCCUAUCUUGGUGACAUAAUGCAUGACCUUCCUUUGUGUUUUUUUUUAUUACACUAAAAUAAGGUGAGGUACUCAGACUGCAAUGUGUGUUUAUGUGGGUUUAAAUACAACUUGGUGAUUUUUGUAUGAUGCUGUUAGGUUCACUAUGCCAAUUCAUAUCUAUGUAGCUGCACAGUUAAUACUUUCUUUUUGUCCACCUUUUUACGUAGAUGUGAAGGAGGCAGUCCUGAUCAUAAUUCUUCAACCGUUGAACAAGAUUUAGCUGCGCUGGAUGCAGAAAUGGCUCAAAAAUUAAUCGAAUUAAAGGAACAACAGCAGCAACAACUUCUUAAUCUCCGCCAAGAACAGUAUUAUAGUGAAAAAUAUCAGAAAAGAGAACAUAUUAAACAGGUUAGUAAAAUUUUCUUGUAUAAUGGAAAUAUAAAUCUGUCAUUUGCCAUUUUAGUCCAAUAGGAAUCAGGGUGUAAAUAUAAAUAUUAGUGUGUUUUAAUAAAAGGGUAACUGCGGCUCAAACAACACUCGUGAAGGUUACCUUACAUCCCUCACCACAGGUACAAUUUAAUAAUUAAUAUUACAAGUUAGAAUGCUUAUAAAAUCUUGCCCGCUUGCAAUAUUUCUUACAGAGUAGCAACAUAUGUAAAAACACAACAAAAGAACAAUACAUAGUGCAGAUGGCAGUAGUAAAUAUUCCACAGAUAACAAACAAAUAGAUGCACUCACAUGAGGUAGAGCCCAAAAAUGAUAUGCUCACUUUAUGUGCAGUUAAGCCUUUUACGGUAGCAUGCCAGCAUUGUUUAAUCCUGGUGUUCCAAUCUCCAAGAGAAAACAGGAACAAAUUAUAGUUCAGUAUAUGUGUUUAUAAACCAGAUAGCCAGAGAAAGAUGUCAUAGUGUCACCGUACUAUUUAAACUUCUAAAUUAAAUUAAAGUAAUGCUUUCCUGUUCUCACAUUUAAUGGGGAACCUGCAAGGGGAAAGGAGAGAAAUCUUGUCUGGACGCAUCCUGAGAUUGCAAAGCGUAUCUGUUAAUUUCUCGUUAUUCCUAACAUGCCUGUUGUGGAAAGCAAGAAAGGCAAUCUGUUCAAUGUGUAUGUGUUUAAUGAAUAUAAUACAUUCCUUUAUUUUAUAGGAAAACCGAUUAGAAUUUUUUAAUAAAUUUUUUUCAAAAAGCAGGAAGAGUGCAUAUAGUGUAGUCUCAUGAAAAAGACUGUGGGGAUUAUAUUAUUUAUUUAUUUUUAAAUUAAUUUAGUUGCAGUUAAGGCAGUCAAACAGGGAUGCGGUCAAGCACGUUACGUGAGCCUGCCCAGAGGCUAAAUAGGGCAUUAUAAAGCAAAGUCACACAUCAGAAAUUAGUAAGCAUACAGGAACAGAACUGCUUCCGUGAAUGGCAUAUCACUUAGGAGAACUUCUAAUAACCAUAUGUUAAUCAAAUAUCUUACAUGUGUGGGGCAACAGAUAGUUGCUACACUGGCAAUAAGGGACUUUUUGUCAGUAGUUUCGACAAGACUGAAACCAAAGUAUGCUGUGUUUUGAUUGACUUGUUUAUAAUAGCGGUUUGAAGUAGAGCCAUAAUUGGAAGAGGUGGGAGUUAUAAUGCGGUUAUUUUUAUCUUCUUUUUAUGCUCCCUUUACUUGUUAACUCUGAUAGGAGUGGAGGUUGGAAGGUAAAUGCUACAAUAAAAACAAAUACACUUUACACCCUGUACUUCAAUUGGCUCUAGUUUCUAGUUUUAUCAUCAAGAGGUAAAUGUUCCUGUUCCCUGUGGUGGUAACACAUAUUGGAGAAACUGUUCUCUUUUUCUGUAUAUCAUCAUAGUUCCUUUUUCUUUUUACCUUUUUACACUACUUUCUGGUACCAAAGCCUCGCUCAACCAAGAUCAUCCUACUAGGACAGGGCUGUCCAAAAGGUAGAUCCCCUGAUGUUGUAGAAAUACAACUCCCAUGGUGCUCUGCUUGCCUUCAGAAUGCCCUAUACAAUGACAAAGCAUCAUGGAAGCUGUAUUUCUAACAUCUGGAGAUCUACCUUUUGGGAACCCCUGCACUAGGAUAAUGUGUUCAAACCAACAUCCUAAUUUAAGGGCUAAUUAAAAAAUUUAUAUUUUUGUUUUUUGAAAACAUUAACUGUAUCAAAUCUAAUUUGAUAAGUAAAAAAGAAAAAAGAAACCAUAUAAAAACUAUGAAAGAACGAAAUACAAAAUAAAAUAAAAUGAACAUAACAUGGAUAACUUCCUGCUUGAUGUGUUUCUGCUCACAGAUUCCUAAAUGUAAAAAAAACACAUCAAGUGUCUUUAUAUUUAGCCUUAACAGCAUCUUCAUUGUAAAGAGACAAACUAUUCUUUUUUUUUUCACCUUAAAAAGUACCACACACAUCAAGCAAUUAAUUUACUUAUUUUAAAGUCAAUUUACAUUCCCGAAUUGUUUAAUUAUCUACUGUGUUUCUGCAAUGUACUUGGAGUAAGGAACAAUUAAAAUAUCCCCUUGGGCUCCGUUUAAAUUAAUAUUUAUUCAGAAUCUAAAACAACAUUUUAGAUAAAUGUGCCAACUGUUCUUGUAACUGGUUUUGAUUGAUGAAUUGUCCUAUUCUUUUAAAUAAGGAAAAACAAUAGACAACCACAAUUUAAGUCCAUUAAGGCAAUGCUCCAAUUAUUCAGUUGAGCUCAAUUUUGGUUGCAUAGCUGUUGUUUUGGCCUAUCUAAACAGCACAACCUACAGGUUAUAUUUUUUACCAAGAUAGUCAAGCACCACGAUAGAUCAGCUGCUAUAAAACACAAAUUAUCGCAAUGAGGAUUACACUGUACGGGGAAAGGUUUGCAAUACUUGACAGCAUCAAACAAGUCACAGGAAGACUAAUGCGUCACAUAACACAAUGCCAUCCUCUACAAUGAAUACGUUCAGUAAAUUUACAUGGCUCUGGUAUGAGCUAUUUCAGGGCUAUGAUCUAUAGCUUACAUAUAUGGUAUUUGGAUUAAUUGAUGGAUGGGUGAAUGGAUGGAUGGAUAGACACAUUUCUAUAGAUUUACCUUGAAAUGUGAAAGUACCUGCUGAGUUCAUGUGACUGUACAUGUUUUUACAUUCUUUACGCUGAAACCUGAACCUUCUUACUAAGGUCAUCUAAACCCAGCAGAUCUCCAUAGACAUACUAAGGUGUACUGCUGACAUUAAUAUAAAAAUCUAUUAAAGUAGCAUUCAAAUAGUAUCCAGGAAAUGUAAGUUUCCUUUAACAUUAAUAAAUUCAGCAGAUCCCUUUGAAAGACUUAUUGUCCUAGCUCUCCUCGUCUUUUUUCUGUACACCACCCCCAUGGCAAAUCUCACAUCUCUCAUGGCUUCAGGGCUCAUAUCUUUGCACAUGACAUCCAGAUUUUUUUCUUCACACCUGACCUCUCUUCUCAAUUUACCUCGUGACUUUCUGACAUUGUCUCGUGGAUGUUCUCCCACUUUCUGCAAAUUAACGCAUCCAAAACAGAAGUACUAUUCUUCUCUUCCCAUAUCUCUCACCCACAUCUUUUAUUCUCUUUGUUAACUUGGCCAUUUCCCAUUCACCCAUAGAUCAUAAGCUGGGUGUCAUCUUAGAUACUUGUACUUCCAUCUGUUACUUCCACCUCCAGAGAAAUUGUCCUCUCCUCACAAUCUUUCCUGUUAAAAUACUUAUCCAUUCUCUCAUCCUCACCAAGCUAGAUUAAUGCAACUCUUUCAUGCUUGGUCCUCCUCAAUACUCUAGUCCAAAAGACAGUUGCCCACGUCUUGAUUCUGCUCAUUGUCUUUAAUGUUCUAUGUAACCUUGCUGUUCUUGUAUGUUCAAUAAUUUACUGCAAUUGUUAUUUAGUCUAACAUGAUUUAUCCUCUAACUAUUACCCCUGAGUAUACUGCAACUCAAUUACUAUAUCAAAUAUUUAUUUUCACCCAUUGUAUAAUUUGUUAAUCUACGUAAAGCACCCUGAAACAGUGAAAUACAUAAAAAAAGACUCAAGCACUAAAAAUAAACUCCACAGAUUACUAAACAUACCCAUCAAAAAUAUCUGAAUUAUAGUCACUAAAUUGUAGCAAAUUAAAAACCAAAUUGAAAACUUUUCAAAAAUAGUUGACAGUUUAGGUAUUAUAACCUGUAUUAUACAGCUUGGUUUUCAAGUCACCACCAUUCACUGUCUGGGGCAAUGGUAAGCAACUUUUUGCACCCCAGAUGUUUUGUACUACAUUUCCCAUAAUGCUCUUGCAUCCCUAAUGCUGGCAAAGAAUCCUGUCGUCCACAACAUCUGGAGUGCCGAAUGUUGCUUACCCCCGGUCUAGGGAUUAACCUCUAUCAGUGUAGUAUGGUUAAAAAAAAAAAUAAACAACAAAAAUAUAUAAUUUUGUUGAUUUGAUAUGAUGCAAAUAUAAAAUAAAAAAUCUUGAAUACAAUCUCAUACAUGAAUUAUUGUGCUCACAUAAAACCCAGGGAUUGUUGAACUUGCUAAUAUUGUGCCAUUUUAUUUACGUUGUACAUCUUUUUAUUGCAGCUAAUUCAGAAACUGACUGAUGUGGCCGAGGAAUGUCAAAACAACCAGUUGAAAAAACUGAAAGAAACUUGUGAUAAGUAAAUAGCUUUUUUAAAAUCUUAUAAAGCACUACUCCUGUACACGGAACACACAUUCACCUUCUUUAUUUCCUUACAUUUAGAGAGAAGAAAGAGCUGAAGAAGAAAAUGGACAAGAAAAGGCAAGAAAAAGUUACGGAAACAAAAUCAAAGGAUAAAAAUCAAAUGGAAGAGUGAGUAGUUUUGUAUCUAGGAAGAUUUCAUGCUAAACUAUUUUAAAAGUGAUGUAAAAAGUUCAGCGAGUAUAGUGAACACCACUGGCAGCCAAAAACAAGAAGCAUUAGGCCAAACUGACACCAAAACUCCAGAAAAAUGGAAUUAAGAGAGAUAAAAAAUUAAUUUAGUGAUGACCUUAGCUACAGCACCCUUUAACCCCAUAAGGACCAAACUUUUGAAAUAAAAGGGAAUCAUGACAUGUCACACUAGUCAUGUGUCCUUAAGGGGUUAAAGUUACACUCCAAAUCCCUAAAGCACUUUAGCUUGCUGAACUGUUUUAUGUGUGAAGAGUGUGUCCUCUUUUUUCUAUUUUACGAAAAGUGUAGAUUUCAAUAGAAAUUGGCACUUUUAGAAAUUAACCCUGUUACAACCCCCGGGCUGCUGAUCAGAAAACCAGUCAUGUUACCUGGUUUGUUUAUCUUAGUGGAGCUAAACUCAAGAGGCAGACAAUUACCCAGAGAACCUGCAUUUCAAAGACUUCUUAUUGAGAUGUAUUGGGAAGUCUGUGAUUGGACAUCCACAGAAAGUCUGGGUGGAGUUAGAUGGGCAGGGUUUGCAAAGGCUGCAGGCAAUAGAUCUGCAGCUUUUGCAAGCUGUUUUAAGAUAUAUCUCAAUGAAUAAAGUGUAAUUAAAUGCAUGUAUGUUUUCAUGGGAGUAUAUCUAUUAAACAGUGAUUUUUAGUUUAGUUUUGUAUUUGGGCAGUGGUGUGUCCCUUUAAAGCCUAUGAAAGCAGUGCCAAAAAUAUCUCUACCCAGUUCUAAAUCAGUGGUUAAAAGGGCUAUCUACAUCAUUUCUUAGACCUUUUUAGACCUUAAAUGCUCACUGCGCAUGAUCAGUCACCCUACCAUUGGUGACAUGUUUUAGUUUACUCCAAUUCAGGUAAGUAGUAAAUAUUUUAGAAAUGUACUUACUGCAUUUUACUGGAGCCUAUUAGGGUAACAAUUAUGGAAAUUGAAUAUCUGUUAUAGUGCCAAAACAAGCCUUCUUCAAGCAGUAAGUGUGGCAGUUUAUAAGAAAGUGAAUUGGUGUAAUACAAAUCUGGGAUAUUACCAUUAAUUAGUGAGCUACAUAAAGUACACAGCUAGUAAUAAAACGAUGUACAGCAUAGAAAUAUAAUCUCUGGUACUCCCAGUCCUUUGCUAACCCAAUCAGUUUCCUCUGCAGAAUACGUUUAAAUGAAAGUCCACGAAUAAAGAUCUUUUUAUUUUUUUCUUUCCUGUAAGAAUUCCAUUCAAUACAGUGAUUGCAUACAGUUUCUUUGAAUAAAGCAAAUUCUGCAGCGGAAGCUGUCAAAAUGUAUCCUAAAGCAAUAUAUACAUUUUUAAUAUUGGAUUGUUCCUCGCUUGGUAUUAAAAAAAUGGCAAUCCAGGAACCGGCUAUCCCAUCUGGACUCCCAUGAUGCUUUGCAUCUCAUUGAAUUGGACUUGGUGCUAUACCCCUGUCAUUUUAGCCCUGCAGCUGCAAUGUCUACAUUGCAGGGUUAAGCCUAUCUCUAGUGGCUGCCUACCAGAGAGAUGCUAGAGGCCCCUCCUGGCCUUUCACAGAGUUUGACUCCACGAAACGAUGCUGGACGUUUUCACGCUUUGCAUGAGGACAUCGAGUGUCUUCUAAAUUCCCACAGGAAAGCAUGCGCAUUAGGUUCACCCCAUGUUUUGAUGUCGUCAUCGGGGAGAGGGGAGUACUGUACUAUAGUAUACCAAAUCAUAUUCGUUACAAACUUUGCUCUAGAUCAGUUUUGCCUUGUUUUGUAAUGUUCAUUCAACAAAAGGUAAUGGUUGUAUUUGUUUAUCACAGGGAGAAGACAGAAAUGAUCCGAUCAUAUAUACAAGAAGUGGUUCAGUAUAUUAAGAGGGUAUGUGUAUAUAUGUGGUUACAUUUUAUGUAUGUAUGUAGUUACGUAUUAUGUGUUUUACAGUAUUAUAGACAUGCAUUUGGAUUCAUUUAUAGUAAAGACAUUUAAUCAAAAUAAUUACUUACCCCAGUAGGAACACCAAAACUGGUGCACUCCCCAUAAAUUACUUUCUAUAUAUCUUGGAGAAAUAGGUAUACAUUUUACACCACUGUAAAGUGAUAAGCAGGGUUGGUGCAAGGAUUUCUACCUACAAAGGUGAAGAUGCAUUUUUCCACCCCCACCUCCCCUUACAAAAAUGCAUCUUCACCUGUGUUGUUGUAACCCCCUCUUUUUGAAUUUCUCACCCCUUUUGUGCUUUAGUGUAUUUUAUUCCCCCUUUAGUGCCUUUGUGCCUUUGUAUGUAUCUUACUUCCCCCCAGCCCCUUUGUGUGUCUCUUACCUCCAGACCCUUUGUGUGUCUCUUACCUUCAGAUCUUUUCUUUGUCUCUUUCUUACCCCAGCCCUUUUCUUUGUCUUCUUCUCCAUCACAGUCCCUCUGUGUGGCUCUUUUUCCCCACAGUCUGUUUUGUGUUAUCCUCCCCUCCAGAUCCCUUUGUGUGUCUUUCCUCCCAAGCCACAGGCACACAGGCAUCGUUUUUCAGGCACACAGUCAAAGUCAUACAGGUACACUGUCAUACAAACACAAAAUUUAUCAUACAGAGACAUACAGACACAGAGACAUGCAGUUGGAGACAUACAGACAAAUAGGCAGACACAUACAGACACACAGACAUAAAGACAAAGUCACACAGAGACAUACAGGCAGAUACAUAAACACAUACAGACAUACAUGCAUACAGAGACAUGCAGGCAUACAGACACAUAUAUAUACACAGAAAUACAUGCAUACAGAGGCAUCCUGUCAUACAGAAACAUACAUACAUACAGGCAUACAGAUACAUACAUACAGAGACAUACAGGCAUACAGAGACAUACACACAUGCAUACAGAGACAUACAGGCAUACAGAGACAUGCAUGCAUACAGAGGCAUACCGUUAUACAGACACAUACAUACAGGCAGGCAUACAGAGACAUACAGGCAUACAGAAACAUAUAUACAAAGACAUACAGGCAUACAGAGUGUCACGAACGUGGGCUAUUGGCCCAGCCGAGACAGUGGGGAAAGUGUGGAAGUGAAAGAGUUAAUGACACCAGACCCCUGGUUAUCUGUUGCUAGUCCCAAAACCCAUUAAAUUAACCCCUGCAAAACCUUCUACACUUACACACUAGUACACACUUUACUGCCAAGACUUUAUAUCCGGGCGUCUUAAAUUACCCCACACAAAGUCGAAUAAUAGUAUCACAACCUUACUUUACUGAUUAGACAUAUAUAAUUACCGGUAACCCUUUUGGUAAGGUGUUUCGCUGAGCUUUCCUCAGAAGAGUGAGCUCAUAGAGAACAAAGACACAAGCUGAUUAAGUAAACAUUUAAUCUGACAAAAAGGAUUCACAGUGCUGGGUACAAAAAUACAGAAAUAAAUGACAUACAGAAACACAGAUAACGAAUUGCAAAAUGGUCCAUAAAAUAGAAGAAAACAGAGAACCUUACAUAUAUUUAGCACUUAUAUAUAAUUCUUGUGGGAGACUCCGAUGUCAAAGUUAUUGUAAUACUUCCUAUGGAUUUGGAGUGGAACUCAACUGCAGAAAUAAUUAGGAGAAACCUUAAAGGAUUAUCAGAACAAUUUUAUUAGGAUUUAAAUAGAACAAUUCUUCAUUAAGGAAUUUGACUUGUAGGUAGAUUGCUGAGAACAGUUACUGUAACUUUAUGGAUUACAAUAUGAUGAUAGCUUGAUAAGCAGAGUUCAUGUAGCUUUAAGGAAUGCAAUAUGAAGAUAGCUUGAUAAGCAGAGUUCCUGUAGCUUUAAGGAAUGCAAUAUGAAGAUAGCUUGAUAAGCAGAGUUUGUGUAGCUUUAAGGAAUGCUAUAUGAAGAUAGCUUGAUAAGCAGUGUUCCUUUAGCUUUAACCCCUUAAGGACACAUGACAUGUGUGACACGUCUUGAUUCCCUUUUAUUCCAGAAGUUUGGUCCUUAAGGGGUUAAGGAACACGAGCAUGAAGUUAGUAACUUCUAUUUAUAAGGAAAGUUCAUAGGAUGAAUCCAGGUAAAUAAGUUCAUGUAUUAAAUACAAGUUUAACUUCCAAUCAAUCUCAUUAGGAAGGCACUUAGAGAAAACUGGAGUGCCAAACAGAAUGGUAAUCAUCCAACAGUAUAACUUGCGUUUAAGAUGAUGAGCUUUGAGAAGCAGAGUGAAUCCUAAGGCAAUCUGAGUUAAUUGGAAGGAGAGUGGAGAUCAGUGGUUACAACAGUCCAGGUUUGGUACACGUAGUCAGUAGAAGGUGAGAGCUUGAUUGUAGCCAGUCUGAUCUAGUAGGAAGCUUUCAAAAUAAUCAAGCACCUUGAAUCAGGCGUGGUCCCUCUAAGUAGUGUGAAGAAGCCUGUGUCAGAGAAGGGGGCGUGUCAUUGGUCUGUGAACCAGAAAGUGUCAGAUAUCUGAGAAGCCGAUAGUUAAGUUCUGACAGUUAUCCAAGUAGUUGUUAAAAAGAAAAUCUCUCCGGAUAGUCCAACAUCCUCAAUAUAAGCCUUAAAACUAGUUGUUUUUCAGUGGGUAGACCCCUGGGUGGAUCAGAGGGGUUUGGCCUGGCAGUUUAUUGCCCACUCCAUAUUGUCUUAAAUUAUGUUGUCCUUUGAAGAACUCAAAGUCAGAGCAUACGCAUCUAUACCUUUUACAAUGUCCUAUGUCCAGCUUUGGUGAUGGUUAUCUUAGUAGUUUUAUGGUUAGGCCAUGUGUACGAUCAAAGCCUACAAAGGUUAUCCAAACAUGUACAAAAAAACAACUAAUUACAUAUAUCAAAUGCCAACUCAUGCUUUGGCAUGAUGGUAAACAUGUAACGGUCAGGAAUCCCAACAAUAACAAUUAUCACCUGGACCUGCCUGAUCAUAUUAAAAGGAGUGACUUAACUUUUGUGUACAUGCGGUUUCAGCUGUAACAGUGUGCACAGAUGUCUCCCCCCGAUGUGUCCUGCGUCCUCUACCGCCACUGCAUUACUGACGUCAGUUACUUUAUUACCACCCUGCCCAAAUGAACUCUGGGUCAACCAUAACGAUUCUAGCCCAUUGUGUCUUUACGAAAGAUAAUGUGUGGAGCAAUGCCAGAAGUGUUUCUGUUGUGGUGGGCUGUAAAAAUCGUAGUUGUGUUCAUAGUUGUAGUCAUGACCCCAGCUGUCUAAGUUAAUUUUGAACAUCAACAACACAAUUUUAAAAUGAUUUUGAAGAUCCCAGAAAAUAUUUAAUUGAAGUUUGCUCAACAUGUCAGACUUUCAUAUAGGUCGUAUUAAUUUUAAAUACAAAUUGUUUUAAUUGUUUCCUAUGCAAACAUCAUGGAAGAAAUUAAGAAUGUCUAUAGGACAAAUCAUACAAUAAAUCGUACUCAAAAUAGUUUUCAAGAGAAAACAGGAUUUAUUGCAAUUGAGAUAUAGGUAUGAAUUGUUGAUGAACUCAUAAGAGAAUCACCAAAGUGUUUUAUUUUAAAGAACAAAAACUAUUGGUAUAUAUACUCUAUCAGAUUUCUUCAUGGGCGUAAUGAUGUUGCAAUGAUUUCAGAAUUUUACAUGGGACACUGUUUUUUGUGACACUGUUUGAGGACUGUGUAGGGUUUUGGCUAUGCAGAGUGUAUAUUUAGGUAGAUUGAUGUUAGUAUGUACACAUCUUUUGAAUAUUACACGUCUUUAAGAAAUUAGAACAUUUUUAUGUUAUUUGCCCUAUGGAUAUUCACCGAUUUCCUGCCACAGUUCAUCUCUCAUUCCAAGAUAUUACCUGAGAUAUCACAAACUGAAACUUCCGAAAAUGUUACCUGCCAUCAUGCUGUAUAUACCAAGAUUCAACAGUGGAAUGACAAACGUGGAUAGAGUAUUUCAUGAAUGAAGGCAGCACUACUAGUGGUCUUUUCUUGAAAACAAUAUUAUUUUUAAAAAAUAAGGCAUGCAUUUAUGAUACACUGUAACCCCAUUGGAUUAAAACAUUAAACUGAAUGUUUUGUUUGCUAUGAUUAUUACUAGAGAAUAUCUAUAUAUAUGUUUCUCCAACAGUGGGUUGGGUCAGUUUAGGACAAGGCCCAAAUCAAUUGGUACUAAGCAUUGCACCCUUUUUCAUCCAUGUAUUCAUAGUUUGAGAAAACACAAUAGACAAAUUGAGUGAAGUCAUUCUUAUACUUGUCUACUGCGAGAGAUUUUGCUUCUGCCUAACCAUUUUUCUCCAAAGACACUCAUUUUAUAAAAAAUUUUAGCUUUUCCUAAUUAAGUUUUUUAAUUCGGCUUUAAUUAUUCAGGGCUACCAAUUGAGUAGCAUCAUCUACACUGCUAUUUUUGAAACAAAAUGUAUAUGACACAAUGAAGUUACAUAGUUACAUAGCUAAAAAGAAACCUGUGUCCAUCAAGUUCAGCCUUCCUCACAUUUGUUUUUUUGCUGUUGAUCCAAAAGAAGGCAAAAAACCCAGUCUGAAGCGCUUCCAAUUUUGCCACAAACUAGGAAAAAUUCCUUCUUGACCCCAAAAUGGCAGUCAGAUGUCUCCUCGGAUCAAGCAGCUAUUACCCCACUAAUUAGAAAUUAUAUCCUUGUAUGCUGUGUUUUUGCAAGUAUUUAUCCAAUUGCAGUUUAAACAUCUGUCUGGACUCUGAUAAAACCACCUCUUCAGGCAGAGAAUUCCACAUCCUUAUUGCUCUUACUGUAGAAAAAAAAUGUUUCUUUGCCUUAGAUGAAAUCUCCUUUCUUCCAGUCUAAGUGUUUACUCUAUUUGCAGCAUUCCAGUAAUAGAACUAGGAUCUCUCCUUUAGUUUACAAUCCCAAACCUUGACAAACAUUUCACAUGGAAUUCAAUGAAAAGCAGUGUAAUAAUGAAUUGUAUAAAUCUCUCAUGUCUUCUUUCUUUUGUAUGAAAAACAUCAGAAAGUAUUUAACUUUUUAAUGGCAUGUAUUUAGCAGCAAGUAAUUUCCAGAAGAUUUUUGUUGUUGAUUUAAUGUAGUCAAACCCAAACUCACUGAUUGGAUGGAGCUUCUUCCUCAUAGACAAAAAGAUUUAAACCGAUAAAUAACAGUUAACAUAAAAAAGAUGGAGCUGAAUGGAAAGAUUGCCUGGUUUACAAUAUGAGGGAUAAACUCCAAGGAAAACCAAAAAUAGUGAAAAAAAGUAACCAGGAAUGUGUAAAGCAUAACUUUAUCAAAAUAGUACACAGACAGUGAGCUAAUCAAACAAGAUUCUAGAAAACGUCCGUGGGGGAGGAGGGAGGGGAAGGGGGGGUUACAAUAUAUACAAAAUUUAACAUAGAACAGGCAGGAAAUAUAUAAUCAACCAUGACACGUGCAUUCUGUUUUGAGGUAUGUAGAGAGGGAUCUCUUAAAUGACUUUAGGCUUAGGGAAGAUUUUAAAUUGUGCGGGAGGUCGUUCCACAAUUGCAGUGCUCUGUAGGAGAAGGAGGAUCGGGCCGCUUUCUUUUUGUAUUGAGGUAGACUAAGUAAAGUGUUUGUACUGGAUCGGAGCUUAUAGAAAGUGGGAACAGCUGGGGAAAGCAUUUUGUUCAGGUAGGGUGGGAGUUUCCCAGAAAAGCUCUUAAAAACAAGGCUGGAAAGAUGAAUGGUGCGUCUGGAUUCCAGCGACAGACAAUUUAGUUCCUUUAGCAUGUCACAAUGAUGGGUCCUGUAAUUACAUUGUAGCACAAAUCGGCAGAACGAGUUAUACAAUGUAUUGAGUUUAUUAAUGUGGGAUUGCGAUGCAGACGCAUAUACUACAUCCCCAUAAUCAAUGAUUGGCAUCAGCAUUUAUUGUACAAUCUUUUCCUUUACUGUAGGGCUUAGGCAGGAUUUGUUUCUGUACAGGGCACCUAAUUUUGGAUAAAGUUUAGAUGCAAGCUUUUCUAUGUGCAGGCCAAAAGCUAGAUUGGGGUCUAACAUCAUACCCAAGUAUUUGAAAGAGUGGACUGUGGUCAGUGUGCCAUUUGAAUUUGUUUUGAUGGAUAGGUGGGGAUUGUGUAAUUUGUGUAAUUUAGGUACUGUUCCAAAGAUCAUUGUGACAGUUUUGUCAGUGUUCAGGAAGAGUUUGUUUUUUGCGAUCCACUUUUCUACGUCUGUAAACUGGUCUUGGAGCAAAGCCUCAAGUUGCGGUAGAUUGGAUUUGCUCGCAUAGAUUACUGUCAUCUGCGUACAUGUGUACAUUUGAGGAUUGGCAGACAUUAGGCAGAUCAUUUAUAAAUAAUGUAAAUAGUAGGGGGCCAAGAAUGGAACCCUGUGGGGGUUUAUCCUGGCCCAUGAUUGUUCACUUUUUUGUAUUUGCACAAUCGAUUCUAGUCCGGUGUUUUAUAAUCCACCAAACAGCAAGAUCAAAGUGCAAAUAUACGUACUGAUUGUGAAGUCUCAAAUUAAUGAUCAUUUUAACUAUUUUCACACCAUCUGUAGGCAGUGUUAGUGUUUACCCAUCGUUUAACACAUUCUGUCAUCACAGCUUUUGUCUGCUGAAUACUUGCUUGGUGGGAAUAUUACAGUAUACUGAUUAAAAUAAAAGGAGAAUAAAACCCAUUUCUAAUGUAUAAAUAACACGCUGAUCAUUGAGACAUAGAGAGGACAGGAUAUAACAAAGAGAGGGGUGACAUCUUAUGACAUAUAUUUACCUAUCUAUUAGAGUAGAGGUUAUUGAGUAAUCUAGUCUAAUGUCGCAUUUUGUGUUUAUAUACCAUUUAGAAAGAUCUUCCACGUUAUUCAGUGAAUCAGUGUCUAAAAGCCAAACGCUACAAAAAAAAACACAACACAAUCCUAUGUGAUUAUAAUGCAAUCCACUAAUGAAAGUGAAAUAGAACAGGAGUUAUGACAUUGUGGUUUUUUUUAAAGACAAGCGAGGAAUAACAGAGGUGGGAGUUUCUAUACCAUGGCUACAUAGAAUGUUCUAGAAACCUCUUCUUAAAAUAAACGUUUAAAGGUGCAUUUCUAAGUCAAUCGGUCAGCACAAAAGUGUAAGUAAAAUAUCAUAUGCCACCAUGUUGGACAUUUACAGGACAGCUGAAUUUUAUUUUGAUUUCAUUUGAUAUGAAACUUAAUAACAAGCAUUUCUUUGUUGUAUUUUUCAAGCUGGAAGAUGCACAGAGUAAGAGGCAGGAAAAACUCGUAGAAAAACACAAAGAAAUUCGCCAACAAAUACUGGAUGAAAAGCCCAAGGUAAAGCUUCCUGUUUCUAUAUUUAGAUGGUGGAUUAAAUGGAAUAGAACGCUUGCAGCAAAGAGAGGGAGAAUCUAAGAAUGUUGUGUUUCCAAGCCGUUAGAAUUAUUGAGUUCUCCUAAUUCACAUCAUUGUACCAGCUAUUUAAAUAUAACAGGUCCUGGAAUGCAUUUGUUUAUUUGAUUUUGUUUAAAAUGUGAUCUAUAGGUAUCACAAUCUGCUAUAUCAUUUUAUUGUAGAUUUAACACUAUAUCUGCCAAUUAACCAAGGCCAAGUUCCCCUUUCUUUUUGAAAAGGUCAGGAACUUCUGUUGAAGUGCUUAGGAGAUAGUACUGCUAGUGGGUGGGUUGGACCACAUGUGGGAGUGGACAGAGUUAAAUAAUGUUCACCCAUCACAUGCAAAGAAGAGAGAAUUAGCCUAGGGGCCAAUUCUUAUGAACUGUUUAACCCCAACGUUGCAAAUAUGGUUCCUGUCCACUCUGCAGUUCUCCCUCUAGUAAAAGUUUAAUGCUCUCAGCCUAACACUAUCUCCCCAUUUUAAAAAGACUAUGAUCAAGGUGCAUAUUUUUGAGAAUGUAGAGGUAGUGAUAAGCUAAAAAAGUCCGCUGAUUAUCUCAGCCUAUCAGCAGUGCCCAGUUUAAGGCUUCCUCAUUGAAGUCUCAGGGGAGGGGCAGAAUAGACGGUCACCAUUUAUGCAACUUUGGGGUUAAACUGUCUUUAAACAGUCUUUUUACCUUAUGGUAAGAUGGCACACAGAAACUCCUGGCACCAUAACAACAUCAUUAAGUGAUGUCAGUCAAUGAGCUAAACCCUGCACCAGGCUAGCUCAGUGCAGGGAGCUUUCGUACUGCAAUGCAAACCACAGUUAAGUUGUCAAACUGUGGUUAUGGUGUUUGGAGUGUUCUUUUUAAAAAAAAACAAAAUUGCCUUUUCUGUGCCUUCAUUCCUGAUAUUGUAAUCAUGCUAAAUAAUUGUAGAAACUAAGAAUGUGUAUGUAUUAUAUUUGUAACAUGCAGUAAUUAGUGCAACUUUGUAUUGAGUGUGAGUACAAAUAUUCAUUUUAACUGCUGAAGAUGAAAAAUAGAUUUAUUUAUCAGCUAUUGGGUUGUUAAUUUUAGAAAUCAAAAUAUAUUUAAAAUAAUAUAGAUACAUUUGUAUUUAAAUAUAUUUAAAAGAGUGCACAUGCACUAUAACCCCUACAGCUAGCUGCAGUGGGUAUGGUGCCCGGGGUAUCAUGGCAUCCUCUCAGUGCAAGAGAUACAUGCAGAUUCUGUUCUGAUGUCAUAUAUCUAUCCAAAGAUGUUUCCCAGAGCAUCAUAGGUUUUAGAACAACUGUAGAUUUGUGCCUGUUAUCUAUUCCAGGUUUAUGGUUCUAGAACAGGUGGAGAGCUACAUGAAAUCUAUUCCUGGUUUAUAGUGUUCUGUCUAUACAAACUACUGCUGUACAACAAUUUAAAUACGUAAGAGCAGACAUUCCAUCUCCAGCAGGGUGCGCUGUUUGCCAAUAUCUGUACAAUGUUUUCCAUUAUAGUGUUUUUACUUGUCCAGUGAUCAAUGGCUGGUACAUAGGGUGUAGAGGAUGUUAAUAUUUUUAUUAUAAUAAAUUUAUUUCAAAACAAUGGUUAUACUGAAUAAAAUGAGAUAUGUGAAAAUUAUGUUACGUUUUCUUUUCAAUGCACUUAAAAUAUUUCAGCUUUUCUGUUUUUUUAGCACCUCUCCAUGAGACAUUAAAAAUACAUGUUCCUUGUUUUCUAAUAAUAACUCUGCCUAGUAAUAACCAUAUACAUUGUAAAUAGAUUGUGGUGCGUAUCUAUUUUAAAUGACAUAUUUUAAAUUCUCUGUUUGUGAAUGCACGCUUUAGCCAUUAUUUUUUGUUUCACUGGUGUCUUAGGGAAAUUGAGACAUCAGAGGAAAAAUCAGGAUUGACAUUUCCAAAUAAUGGACUGUUAGUAGGUAUGAGGACUCCAAGACCUUCACCUAUUGCCUGUAUAACAUACCUGGGCUAUUCACAAAAGCAGAUUAUUUAUGUAGAACCUCUAGCAUAUUCCAGAAGUUCUCAAAUCAUUCUGCAAGACACCAACGUUCCAGGAUUUGGGCAUUUCCCAUAUCUGAUAUUGCAAAAAACCUGGACCAUUCUAGCCUCGAGGACUAUGUUAGGAACCACUGCUUCAUAUUAACACUUGUUAAUAUUUGGUCCUAGGAUCAGCUUAUUCAGAAAGUCUAUGGCAUGUGUUUUUAUAUAUAGGGAGUUGGAAGACUGGAGACUGGAGAUUGUAUGUGUAGCACCACAUUCUGUAGAAUCCAGGCCGAGUUAUAUUUCAGCACAGAUUUACAGUCAGGUCAUGUGACCAUUUCGCUAUAAAUGUAGGUCAUUCCUUUGUAAGAAUUUUAUUUUGCUGAAAUCAUAUAUUAUAUCUUGGUUUGUAGAAAACAUGCCUAAUAAAUCCAAUUUCCUGUGCUAUUGUAGCGAAAUCGCUGCUGCCUCACUCGUGCCAAUCUAGACUCCCAGCUCUCCUAUUAAAUGCAAGGAAAUGCCUGUCAUGUAAAUAUAUCUGCACACAUUCAAAGCCGUGUUUAUAAGCUCCCAGGAUUAGCCAAAGCACGAUAAUUUCAGAGAGAACAAUUACAGUUCCUUAAUGGAAUUAAUUUUUAUUUUUAUUUUUAAGCAGCAGGUAUAGUGAUUUAUCCCACAGUAUAGAAGGAUCGGUCCUGUCACAGCUGUGUCUUAACCCUUUCAAUACACAAGCAAUACAAUUGUUGCCAAUCUGAAACUGGCAGAACUAUUUACUAAAGUUUAAUUUUAAGGCCAGAGUAGAAAACUGAAAUAUAAACAUAGCUGGCUUAGACAAUGUUUACUUUUCAGUUAUUUUGACAUUGAAUUUGGAAUUCUCUUUGCAUUCUCUCCUUAGUAAAUAACCCUGUAAAUAUAUGAUUCACAAGUCAAGUAAACGUGAUAGCACGCACACUAGAAUUCCGUUUUAUCGUCAAUUAUUCUGAAAUGUAUUUCCUUUUAUAAAGGCGCUGCUUUUGUUUUACACAUGGCACAUACAAUAUUUAUUAAGUAAAUGCAAUAAGUAAGCUUCUAUAUUCAUGUAUUUGUUCCCCAGAAGCAUAGAGAAAGCAUUCACAGUUUGUUUGUCGUUGUCAGUUGCUGGUGUUUGUGAUAUAUAAACAGAAUGCAUAACAUUUUAAAUUAGACUUCCUGUCCGAACCCCAAUAUUGAACUUGGUGGACUUUAGACUUUUUUAAACCUAGACUACAAUAUAACUAUGUAACUACCAAUAUUUCUUAUCAGAAUCAGAUGUGGAGUUCACAAAGGUCGCAAGUGUCUAGAAUAGAAGUGUCUUCUUUUUCUUAAAGAGAAAUGUGUUUUUAGCACAAAUACUGUAUUUUACUAAAUUUAUCAUUAUCAUGCUAUAAUUAUCACAUUUAUUUCAGCCCUAUCAGAGAAGUAUGCAACAUGUGCAUUGCACACUGAGAGCUAGAUUUACUAACUAGUGUUAAAUUAAUUGUCAGGUGGGAAUCAUAGAUUUUAAUGCUAACACGUAUUACUUAAGUCUCAGCAAUAAAAUAAAUCAGGGCUAUUUGCUUAAGUGAAAAUUGUCAGGUUUUCAAAGUGAAUUUAAAAUUUAAGGCCAUGAUAACUGAACUAGAAAAAUUCUCCAAAUGAACUACGCUUUCAGUUGUAUGAUUCACCUAAAGACUGCAUUGGAAUUAUUAAAGCCCGAAAGUCACUGAAGGAUAUUCACAAAAGUGUGAAUUCACAUUGAAUUCACAGUUAAUUUGAAAUUUAAGGCCAUCAAAGCCAAACUGUAAGCUUAGCUGACUUAGAGAAUUUUCCCACUUUGGCUAUUUUUUCCCGCUAUGUUUUUUUGUAAUAUAUACACUAAGUAUUGAUGUUGUCGAUUAAUGAUAUCUGAAAUGAAAAUUUAGCCCUGGAUAGUCAGAGAUCACAUCUUAUGCUAUUCAUGAUUAGUCAAUUCUGCCUCCAUUUACAGAAAUGUUUCCUUCCAUAAAGACAAUCGCACCUUGCCUCCCUUUGACCAUAGUAGCAAUUUGGCUGUUCUGACAUCAUAUAUCUGUGAUACAAUGUCAAGAGUUAACUUUCCAAAUCAGCACCUUAAAGAGAGAUGAGCCCAAAGAUGGUCAGGUCAGGGAGCCCCAUUGGUUUGAUUUAUUUGUAAAGUAAGGCGAUGUUCCUGUUUAAACACUUUUAAACUCAGAUUCUGACAUUUUCAAAUGGUUGUUUAACUAAAAUGCUGAGUUUACCAAAUGGAUUUCAACUGGCUUUAACAGCCUCCUAAAAUCUUUCUCUACUUUUAGGGGUUAACCUGCACUAAUUGGUUAAUGGCAUUACUGAUACAGCCUCUCCCCGCCCCCUCUGACGUGUUGACAUUUGAUUGGCCGUGUUACAUAAUUAGAGGGGCAGAGUUACUACACUUAAAAACAGUCAGUAAACUCAAUUCAUUUCUACACUUGACAAAGGCGCAAAUAUAGCGCCGAAACGCGCGUCGAGGAGGACACCAUUAUAGGAGAUUUUUAUAUUAUUAGGGUUUCCUAGGGGCUCUGCCAUUAUGCACUUUGCCCGGAAAGUAAGUUUAGCUUCUUUAUUUUAGAGCUGCCUUGAAGCAGCUAGAGAGAUUUGGGGUGUGUUAGGAUCUGUGUGGGACUGAUUCUGAUUUUUAUAUGAUUGGGAUUUACCUUUACCUUUACCUCUAAGUACUUGUAUCACCCUGAGUAUGAGGGUACGGUUUAUGGAUUAGGACCUUUAAAGAGGUAUCUCAAUAUGGAGUUUUUGGGGUAUGCUUAAACCCUGGUUUAUGUGCCUUCAGACGCAGUAUUCACCUAGGUUAGCUACCCUGACUAAUCCCAGAUACCUCUCAUAUAUAUAUAUAUAUAUAUAUAUAUAUAUAUAUAUUGAUCAAGCCUUUUUGGAUGACUUUUUUGUUUUGUUUUUUUUACUUUUUUCUUUUUAACUAUAAUCAGGGUUGUGGUUUGCAGUGGGGAAGGGGGUAGGUAAUUAUUGUUAUGAACUCCUACCAUCCUGUUUUCCCCUUUUAAAUCCCAUAUUCAGCCUUUUGAAGUAGAGUUUGAUCUAAUUAUUAAGGUGGGGGUGGCGAAUUGACACUACAUGCACCUACCCUCCUGUUCCUUAUACUCAGACUCUACUAAUAUACCAGUUUACUUCCAUUACCUUCCAUUAUCCCUAUCAUUGCAUCUACCCAUACCACUUAUUCACUUUUUUAAAUAUAUCUCUAAUAUUUCGAAUAUCUCUAAUUUUCAAUAUAUAUCUAAUUUUGAAUCUAAAUGCUAAGCUUUAUUCUUCCAAUUCCCAUAGACUGCUGCUAUUUAAUUGGCUACAUUUUAGCCUUCCACUUGGAAUACAUUUUAUUACUAAACAGCUGUCUUUCUUGAUACUAUCUUUCUACUUGGAUUGAUCAAGAAUUAGUAUAUUUUCUCACGCUUGCUGUGAUAGAUAUAUAUAAGCCAGAUAGGCAGACCCCCUAGGUUUCUCCUUUUUAAUAUUACACUUUCACAAGUCACUUUUGUGUUUUUCACUUUGUCUUGUUUUUUCACUAUUAUGUAGAUAUACACUUAAAAUACUAAAAGUUUAUAUUUACAUUUUUUGGUACUUGCCAAUUAUAUUGGGUUAUACAUGUUAUAUGUGGGUAAUUUAACCUUUUUUUGAGAAUCCUUACCCAUAGUUUUUUUGACUUGGGACCCCCUUUUUUAAAGAAAGAUUUGUCAUACUUUUUUUCCAUUUUGUCUUUUCUUAGUUAAGCCCAUAUUACCCAUUUAGUCCAUUCUUGACUCUUGGGUCAAAUUUUUCCUGCCCCUCUAGUCAUGUAAUAUUUUGGUCUGUCCAUUAUCACCUUCACUAUGGUCACUGCACUACUGAGUUCCCAAAAGGCUUUUCACUGUAGCGAUAAUCUUGUACAUCCAGGUUCUAUGUCAUCCUGAUUUUUAGCUUUACAGAAGCAGUCUGCACUGAAAUAUAUUCUGAAAGCACCCGCAAUUCAUGAACCCAUUUACCUGUCUGGAAUAACUGUUUGUUUGAAGGAGAAACUAGAUGAACGAUAUUAAAUUUUUAUAUCAUACGCCAGAGCAAUAUUGACACAAAUAUUCCUAAAUAUAUUACUCUUCUCUGUGCAUGAUGCUGCUUUGCCAGUUACACAUUGCCCUACGCAUUUAUUUUCCUUGAUAAAUAAAUUCAUUCAAUACGUCUGUCAUUUAAUUGUUCAAUUAGAUCUGAUUGUUUUCAUUCUGACAAGACUGAGGACACCAACUAAAAGCUUUAAUUUAAUUUGUAAAAAGAGACAAAUUUCUGUAAUUACCAUUUUAUUUUGUUAUACAUUUUUAUGAUUCCAUGAAUUAUGCUUCAAUUAAAUAGUCUAGUGAUUUAUUGAUAUGUUAACAUUGUGCUUAUAUGCCAAGCGGACAUCUCAAACCAUUUCUCUUUUCAUCCUAAUGGAAAUUGUGCAUCAAUUUUGUGUGACCAUUAUCUGGCAAAACAUUAAAAAGAAAACAAACAUUUAAAUUGACUAUAUCUCUAUGCACCCCGGGCUAUAGGUGAAGAAAAUCUUCCCUUUUUGGGUUUAAUUUUUUUUUUACGUCAGAUUUACUUAACCCCUUAAGGACACAUGACAUGUGUGACAUGUCAUGAUUCCCUUUUAUUCCAGAAGUUUGGUCCUUAAGGGGUUAAAUGAGGGGUCCAUCGCAUAACACUAUUUAAUAAAAAUAUUGAACAUUGCUUAUAACUUAUGUUAUUUUUUUUUCAUACGAUUCUUCAUUUUCUUUUAAAUGUAUAUUUUCACCACGAUUAAUUAGAGCCUGACAUUUUUUAUUUUUUUUAGCAACAGGUAAAAGUUGCAUAAAAUGACAAUUUCUAGUGUCUGCAUCUAAUCGGCUACACCAGGGUACAGAACUCAUGAGCAAUUUAGAAAACUUAUAUAGAAAAACAUAUAAAAAAAGCAGCGGGGCAUGAUAUUGAUUAGACAGACUGCGCAAGUGACGCACGGAAAUUGGAUACUUUUACACCACUUAUCCUGUGCCUGCCCUAAGUGUAGCCCCGUACCUGUCACUAGUAUUUAAUGGCCAGCCACUAUUUGCUGAAAUACCUGUCAUUACUUGUAGCAAGUAGUGGAUACAUUAGUGUUUGCCAAUUUCACAAGGGAGUUACUACAAAGCCAGUAGCUAACAUAACAACUCCCAUGAUUAGCGUUUGGUUCCAAUCCUGUUGCUAUUUUUACCGGCUGCUGCUAAGUAUCCAAUUUGAUUUGCUGAAAAUGUUUGAGCAAUCUCACUCUUGGUAGUAAAAGUUGCCAUUGGAACUGGUUUGGUGUACCUAAUAUUGUCACUAUUUUUAAGGCUUUACACCAGGAAAAUUAUUAUUACGCUGGAGCUGUACUACAAAAAUUCGCUAUUUUUUUAAAAGAAAUCCAACUGUAAAUAUUUUUCUAGUUUAUGCUGGUUUUUACAUGCAAUACAUUAAGCCAUAAAGCUUUAGAAAAUGCCCUUAUAAUACCAGUUCAAUCCUGACACAAACAUGGCAUACAUUGCAUUGGAGGAGGGGAGACAAUUGUCCCAUGUCUCUCCUCCUCUCUCCUUGCUUUCUCUAUUCUGACUGUUUGGUGCAAAGUGCAGGACUUAUAACAAUGAUUGACAGAUAGCAGUGAUGGAACUGCCCAGCUCCAGGAUACGGGUAGAUACAUGCAGGGCCGGACUGGGAAGAAAAUUCGGCCCGGGCAUUUUUUAAUUACAGCGGCCCACUAAAAAGGGGGCGGGGCCAGAUAAGGUGUGUUUUGUCAUCACCAAUGACAAGCACGCCCCAUCACAAAGUGAGCAUGUUGGUUCAAUGCUCUUCCAGGGUAGACCAUGCGCAGAGCUCUGCUGAAGAGCUCUGGCAUGAGAAAAAUACCCUGUAUUUGUUCUGCACAGCGCAAGCAAAUUUAAUAACAUGCUUGCACUGUGUUUGCUUGAAAUUUGUCUCUGGUGUCUUCAUAGUUGGGAUACCAGGAGACAAAAAUGUGUGUGUGUGUGUGUGAGGGUGCUGUGAGUGUUAGGGGUGCAUUUUGUGUGUGCUGUGAGGGUCAGACAUGCAGUGUGUGUGUGAGGGUGCAGUGUAUGUGCUGUGAGUGUUAGGGGUGCAGUGUGAGUGUGUGUGAGGGUGCUGUGAGUGUCAGGGGUGCAGUGUGUGUGUGAGGGUGCUGUGAGUGUCAGGGGUGCAGUGUGUGUGAGGGUGUGAGUGUCAGGGGUGCGUGUGCUGUGUGUGAGGGUGCUGUGGUGUCAGGGGCAGUGUGUGUGUGAGGGUGCUGUGAGUGUCAGGGGUGCAGUGUGUGUGAGUGAUGGUGCUGUGAGUGUGCAGGGGUGCUGUGAGUGUCAGGGGUGCAGUGUGUGUGUGAGGGUGCUGUGAGUGUCAGGGGUGCAGUGUGUGUGUGUGUGAGGGUGCUGCGAGUGUCAGGGGUGCAGUGUGUGUGUGUGAGGGUGCUGUGAGUGUCAGGGGUGCAGUGUGUGUUAGGGGUGUCUGUGAGGCUGCUGUGCCCUGAGUGAUUAUAUCCCCCCUCCCUGCUUACCUUAUGCCUGGGAGGGGGGAUCCUACUGCUGGGGCUGCCAUCCAUCCCUGGUGGUCCUAGUGGUGAGUGAACUCUAGCCUGUUAGGCUAGAGUUCACUCUCGCGAGACCCGGAGCGGUAAGUUAAAGCUCCGCCAGGUUCCUCUGCUGGCAGGCUGGCUCCCUCUCUCUCUCCCCCAGCGGCCACACUAUCCUGCAUGUGGGCUGGUGAGGGAGAUCUCUGAUCUCCCCACCGGCCCGCUGUAGACUACUGCAGGGCCGGCGUUCAGAGAGCGCCGGCCCUGCAUAGACAGGCAGGGGAGAUCCUGGGACCUCCCCUGCCAGCAUCAGCCCAUGGCCACCGCGGCCCACCGGGCAUUUGCCCAGUGUGCCCGAUGGGCAGUCCGGGCCUGGAUACAUGAUUAAAUUUCUGCAGUUAAUUUUAUUCUUAAAACUUCAUCAACCCACAUUUGUUAAAUAUAAGAGACAAGUAAACAUAACAUUAAAAAUCCUUGGAUUUGAUAGUCCUCCUUUAAUUUUUUUUUUACAAAUAAUUAUGAGAAGAAUUAAGUAAAUUGUCCUUUAUGACUAAGUAAUGCUUUCUUUAUGGCAUUAAAUAAGGUGAAGAAAAAGUUAAUGUAAUUUGACAUCUAAGAAAAUUUUAAAAAUGUGUUUGAGAGCAGCCGUUUCCAUAUGUGCCAUCAGGGCAUCUCUUCUGUUGUCUUUGACCAUUUUUGGUUUUUUUUAUAGAGAGAAAUGUAAAUUUUGCUACAUAUCACUAAUAAAUGCCGGAAACAAGCUUCCAGAUAUAUGUAACAUAUUUUGUAAUAUAUAAUAUCUUUCUGUAAUGAAUAGGGUCUAUGUAAUAAUUGGCCAAGUGAAUAACAAGUGCCACCAGUAUUUUCAUUCAAUCUUUGUACAACAUUUAUCUAACUGGUAUUUAAAAAGUGGUAGAUGGGAUUAAGCUGAACAUUCUGUUUCAUGUGGAGUUUAUUCACUAAACAAAGAAUUAUAGUGAAUUAAAAGCUGUAUUGCUAAACUUUUGCAAAAUGUUUAAUUACUCCACAUGGCCUUCAUUUGAGCCACAGUUCAGGGACAAUUAUAUAGUUUAUUAGUAGUUUCAUCAGUCCAUUUGUUUCAAAAGGUCUCCCAUAACUCUUCCCAUCUUUGGCCAAAUCUCCAUCUAUCUUUCCCAUGCCCUACCCCAAGGUGUUCUAGAUAAAUUUAGAGGUGUCCGAAAACUAUCUCUAAUCUUAAAUUGCUGGAAUGGAUACUCGAUCAAGGAAUAUAAUUAAACAAAUCACUUCAUUUGAAAAAAAUGGCCUAGCUGUAAUGGUUAUAUGUCCAUCUUCCAAAAUGCAUGCAAAAUGUCUUAUUGGCAAUCGUUCCAUAGCUUUACAGAAAUACUCUGUGAGUAAUACAUGCCCUGUGUUCUCUAAAUAUAGCACUUAGAUUUGUUUCAGCAUAACGAAAAACAUAUUCUACAUCAUUUAUUAAAUAUACUCUGACUUGCUGGUGUGAUACUAAAUUACCUGCUUAGAUGUGCUGUUUACUCCAUUCUAUUCUUUCUAGCUACCUUGAUAUAGAUAUAAUCUUCUAUUUGUGGUAUGGAUAAAUUCUGCUGUUUAAAGCUAUCUUGAUAAACAUUAUACACAAUUUGUUGUUUGGAAUUAUCUUGAUAUAAAUAUAAUCUGCUGUUUGGAAUUAUCUUGUUAUGGAUACAUGUGGCUGUUUAGAGCUAUCUUGAUAUACAUUAUAAACAAUGUGUUUUUUGUAGUUAUCUUGAUAGAGAUCUAAUCUGCUAUUCAGAUAUAUAUUGUUAAGGAUACAUUCGGCUGUUUACAGCUAUCUUGAUAAAGAUAUAAUCUGCUAUUUGGAGUUAUCUUGUUAUGGAUACAUUUGGCUGUUUAGAGCUAUUUUAAUAUAUAAAUGCAAUCUACUGUUUGGGGCUAUGUUGGUGCAGAUGACAGUAAAGGAAUAAUGUGGUUAAGGUGUUUUGCCUCUGAUAGUGUGUUAUCGCAUUACUUAGCAGCGUACAGCUUUAUACUAUAGUCAUAACUUUUUUCAUUUGUAACCUAUACAGACUAACGUUGUUGGCACAUACACGCUGCUCCUUGCUGUAUAUAUCUGACCCGUACUCUCCCCUUAGACACGGAGAAAUCAGACAUUAUGAGCAUGGAAGGAAAUGUGAUUAUUUAUUAAGUGUUGUAGUUUGGCAAAAAAUAGACUCCCCUAGAGACCACCACUUCAUAAGCCAGGUUUAUAAUAAGGAUUUUGCAUGUCUACAUUUUCAAUAUCAAUUCUGUUUCAAGGACCACUAUACAGCCAGGAAAACAUACUAAUUAUCCUGGCUCUAUUGGGUCCUUGGGACCCCCUCACCCUAGGGGCCCCCCUCCUGCCGGGCUCUAGGGUGAGGAAGGGGUCAAUCCCUUACCUUUUUUCCAGCGUCGGGCUCCCUCGGCGCUGGGGACUCUCCUCUUCCUUUCCCAUCAUCGGCUGAAUGCGCAUGCAGCCAGUCUCAUAGGAAAGCAUUCUUAAUGCUUUCCUAUGGACGCUGGCGUCUUCUCACUGUGAAAAUCACAGUGAGAAGCGCCGAAGCGCCUCUAGCGGCUGUCAGUGAGACAGCCACUAGAGGCUAGAUUAACCCAUUUGUAAACAAAGCAGUUUCUUUGAAGUGGUCUGGGCGCAUAUAGUGGUCCAUUGAUCUGGAUGGCAGUGAAACUGUCCCUAAAUGGUUUGAUAUUAGACUGGAGGAUGGUUCCAGCGAGCUAAUUUCAGGAACUGCCAACAGCAAUUCUUCCAAGCCCAGCCCAACAAAAUGAAAAAUUCAAAGACAUCCCUGUAACCCUUUACCAUUAAGAGGUGAGCAAUAAUCAAGUGAUCUCCCUUUGUUGUAGUUUGCAUUCUCUUUUUAAAGAAUGCCUAUGACAACUUAUACCCUACCUCUCAAGUCUGUUACCCAGAAAGGUGGGAUGUGGGUGGAAGGGGGGUAAAGGGGGCAGACCAGUCACCCAAUUCUAUUAUAUGCUCCGCCAAAGGGUGUCCACUGAAAAUACUGGCCGGUCAGCUUUGCAUUAUUGCAAAUCCUUUUUGUACAUCAGGCAGCCUUUCCAUCAUUUAGGCCAGGCCACCGAGGGAGCACUGAUUCAGUAUAACUAGCAAUGCUUACAAUGAUACAUGCAGGAGACUAACAUUUGAAACACUUAUACCCAGAACCCCAUUUAGUUCAGAUAACAUUUAUGAUUGUGUAUCUGGCAUGCAACACGACAACAGCUAUUUUAAGCCUGAAUUGUAGAACAUUUAGUGUACAUCAAUACUACUAUUCUAAGAAAUUGCAGGUAUUCUAAGAAACUGCAGAAUUUUAAAGGGACUCUAUAGUCACUUGAACAACUUUAGCUUAAUGAAGCAGUUUUGGUGUAUAUUACAUGCCCAUGUAGCCUCACUGCUCAAUCCUCUGCUAUUUAGGAGCUAAAUCCCUUUGUUUAUGAACCCUAGUCACACCUCCCUGCAUGUGACUUGCACAGCCUUCCAUAAACACUUCCUGUAAAAAGAGCCCUAUUUAGGCUUUCUUUAUUGCAAGUUCUGUUUAAUUAAGAUUUUCUUAUCCCCUGCUAUGUUAAUAGCUUGCUAGACCCUGCAAGAGCCUCCUGUAUGUGAUUAAAGUUCAAUUUAGAGAUUAAGAUACAAUUAUUUAAGGUAAAUUACAUCUGUUUGAAAGUGAAACCAUUUUUUUUCAUGCAGCCUCUGUCACUCAUAGCCAGGGGAGGUGUGGCUAGGGCUGCAUAAACAGAAACAAAGUGAAAGUGAAUUGAGCAGUGAAAUUGCAGGGAAUGAUCUAUACACUAAAACUUCUUUAUUUAGCUAAACUAGUUUAGGUGACUAUAGUGUUCUUUUAAAUAAGAUGACGGGCAAGGCAAACAAACCACUUCAAUGAGAUAGAAUGGUCUGGAUGCCUAUAGUAUCUUUAAUUUCCCAAAUUCUCAUCUCUCAUGGAUAUAUUGACUAUGUUACUAUUAUGCAUCUCAUUUAGAAUGUGGAAUUAAAGGACGGUCAUAGAGGGUUAUUCACUAAACUCCACAUCUUAGAACAUUAAAUCUAAAUUGCAAAAUUAAAGCCAAAAUAGCCAGGCUGUGAUUACAGCCGAGUUGGAGAAUAUUUUCAGAACAGCAAGUGUGCCUACAUUUUGCAACUGGGACCUAAUCUGCUAAAAUUCUGAGUUUAGCAAAUAACCCUGACUUUUCACUCCACGAUUUAGCUUUUAUUGUAUGCAUGCUGCCUAGACUUCCUACUGAAAAAAUGCCUCACUUUUUCCGUGCUAUAUGGGUCAGUACAUUUUUAGUUAUUGUUUGUUGUCAAAGUGACGUUUGCUGUGAGCUUACGCACGUAAAGUAAAUUGCCACCAUAGCAUGUGGUUAAAAUAAAAUAAACAGAGGAAGUACAAAAGCAUAAAAGUCUGUGUUGGAUAAAUCCAGACAACCUAUGUAUUGUUAUUUUUUAAAAAUAGUAUAUACCUGCUGCUCAUUCCAUCUUAUCAUUUUAAUAACUAAGUAAAAACAAAUAUAAAAUGAUAUAUAUAUAUAUAGAAAGAGAGAGAGAGAUAAUUCUGUACUGUAGAGUGGGUGAAAUCGUUUUUGUCAUUGUUCCCCGUAAUGUAUGGUUGACCAUUCUGUUUCCUACUUUCUUAUUUAUUUAUUUAUUUAUGUUACAGAAAACUAUCCAGAAGAAACAUAGUAAAUCAUUUCUUGAUUUUGGCAGGGCUAAUUAGCUUUUUCUCUAACAACUAAGAAAACCAAGUAUUCUAGAAGCAUUCUAGAAAUCCCUUUUGUUUCUACUUUGUGGGCAGAUUUCAUUAGGUUGUAGGUUGACUUGACUUAUUGAUUUUUUAAACUCAUUUUCUGUUCUUGAAGUAAAAACUGCCUGCAUGUGAAUCCAUCCCCCAGUCAAACAGCAUAGUCGUAGACAGGACUGGUCUUAGACCUUCAGUUCACCUGCGUGUGUGUCUCUCCACCCGCACCACCCCCUAUCCAUUGUUAUUGAUUAUCAGUAUAUAAUGUAGAUAGAUGGAAAAGCCACUUUUGGCCUACCACAUGCAGUCUCUAACACACAUUUUUCAGAUGGUUUGCAUGUGACUCUUAGUGUCAAAAGUGUCUUGGUGUUUGCAUUGUCCGCAUGUUUGCAGAUCUUGUGUGUAUGCAAUAGCAUUAUGUGUGCGUGUUGGUGUUUCUUUUUGUGUGCAAUGUCUUCUUUAUGUGUGCAAUAUUGAUAUUAUUACUAGCAUUUAAAUAUCGACAACCAAGCGCUUUACAAUUAUAGAAAGGGGACAUUUGAUAACAAGUAAUUGGCAUGAUUGGUAGGGAACCUAAGACAGACAGGACACAACAGACAGAAUUGCAAUACCGGUCCUUAGAAUGGCUGGGCUAUGCAAAAGAAUACUCAAGGCAAGCCAAGGUCAAAGGGAAAUAGACCGACGGAAUACAAAGAGAAAAACCGAGGUCAGGGAGAAGAGAAAACAGAGUAAACAUAAGACAAGCCAAAGUUCGGUAACCAAUUAAUCAGAAAGUGUAUUACGCGCUAUUGGGUUAAACAAAGACCACAACAGGGCACUGAGGAAAGGGGGAGGUUAACUUAUAUACACACAGGGUGUGUCUGAUUGGCUGACCUGAUUGGGAGACGUUUCUUCCCUCCCUUGUGGUCUCUGAGGUCAUCAAUUCUGAAAGGUCCCAAAUGGGAUGCCUAAAUUGAUUGCAACUACCAAGGAUUGGUAGUCAACUACCAGCCUUGUCUUUGGUGGGUUUUGGCAAUCUGUAGGGGUACGCCAUGCAUUGCAGGUUCUGUGAUAAAGUGAGGAGAACUAACAUGCUCUGGUAAGUUAUAAAUCAAAAGUUCCAAAAAGGAAUCCUUAUAUAUCCACAGGAUGUGGACAGGAAAAAGACUAAUGUGCUAAAUGGUUGGGGUGACCUUUGUACUUUGGAGAUAAUUCCUGUUGAAUGGGUGUUUUGAGAGGAGCUACUUAUUUGUAGUGCUGUCAUGAUAUGGUUGGGGAAUACAUGUUCUGGAGGGUCUGUAACCAUUUAUCACUGUUGUUAAUGUCAGACCUUUUUUUCUGUUUGUUUAUUUGUUUGUUUUGUUUCUGUUGUAUUGUGUAUUUUUGAAUGCAUUGGGCUCUUCAACUAAUUUUAGAAAAAAAUAUAAUCUGGAUGAUUGCCCAGUAUGUAUCAACCAUGGUGUGAAAUUUAUCCAUAAAUAAUAAGAUGAUAGAAUAGAGAGAAACAGACAGAAACAAAUACAUUUUCUUAGCAAAAAACAGCAUCUUAUUUUGCUCAUUUUUACUUUUUUGCUAUUGGUACCAUUAUACUUUUUUGUAAUUUUAUAUAUAUUUUAUAUAGUAUAUAUAUUAUAUAAAAGGAUAGAUGGUAGAAUGGACUCUUAUGCUCAUGAAUAGAUAGACAGACAGAUCGACCUAUCACUUAUCCUAUGAAUGUAUAUGCUCAUAAUCAGAGAGACGCACAGACAAGUCGGAAGGCUCAUAAUGAAAUUGACAGACAGACAGACAGGUGCUCAUGAAUAGAUAGACAGAUCCACAUACUAAGGUAAAUAGAUGGACAGAUGGAUGAAUGUGCAGGUGAAUGGAAGGAUGAAUUAAUUCAGACAGACUAAAUGAUAGGCAGACAGAUAGCUAUCUCUGUGUGCUCAUACUAUACAGUCACAGAGCCAACGCGUUUGUGUAUACAGCACGCAUGUGAAUCCCUGAUACAAACUCUGGGUGAGAGUGUAACUUAAUCGACACAUUACCUACUUAUUUUACCUAAGGUGGACCUUGCUGUUCAUGCAUCUAUGCAUGAGUGGUUAAUAUGUCCACUUUAAUUACCUCACAGACUUCAAAGCCUAUACACUGAUUUUGCCAUAAAAUCUACUUUAGCAAAACUUUCUUUCCAAAUAUAGCUGUCCCAAUUCAAAAUAGAAUGUAGCGGCUAUAUUCUUUGUAUGCUAUCGGAUCUAUUAUAAACCACCAAAGCAACAUACUAUACUGAAAAUGUAAUUAAAGGUAAAUAUAUAUUAUUUAUAUUGGGCAAACAAGGGAGAACAUUAACUUUAAUGUAUUCACAUCUUAAUGGGUUACACAUAAAUAUUUCUGCACAUAGAACGCUUCUUUUUAUACAUCAAAAUCACUUGAUUUAUUACUUCCUUCGUUCCUUCGUUGGAGAGUUUUUACAACCAUUUGAGGGUUUAUGCAGGAAAUGGUGAUUAGUGGUGAACUAACCUGCAAAAUUCAGUUUACAUUAGCCAAGUGGGAACAAAACUAUUCAGACUAGCUGAGCUGGAACAUUUUUCCAACCUAUUGUUUUUUGGUCCAAAACCUGUAAGUUGGCUCCCAGAUUGAGCUUCCCCUGUGUAAGGAUAAUACCGAGCACAUUGCAUCUUAAUUAAAUAAACUGUUAAGGACUGGAUAUGUCAACUAUCUAUUGAGUUAAACAGCACAUAUAUCAAGAUCAGUUUUUAUUAAACAUGUAGUGGAAGAAUUGUUAAAGGGACACCCCAGGCUAACGCCGAGGUUUAGUGCAAUUAAGAGAUAAUAUAUUGAGCAAAUACAAGUAAACAAGGAAUACAAUGCAUCUGAAAAACAUAAAAGGAUAACCGAACUUCUAAAUUUAAAGCUGUGCUGAGCUUGGGAUAAUUCAUUUGGCUUAUGAACAGGAUUCCUUUUCUAAAAUUGUCAAGUCUCUAGUUCAGCCCCUUCCAGAUAAAAUCUUAAGAUCUCAUGAGGGUUACUGAACAUUGUUUUUCGUGAUGGGGUUAAACUAAACUCUUUAUUAAUAUACUGGUCAUCUUACACAAUAUAGAAUAUUGAAAACCAUAUUUUUUCCCCAAGAAUAUACACUGUAUGCUUUUGUUUUGCAUGCCAGAUGUUUGAGAAAUGCAGGUCCUAUAUUGCUAAGUCAGCCUUGCAUUUGGCUGAGGAUAAUGGGAAAUGUAGAUCAGCCAUGUCCAUUGUUUAAUCACAUUCUAAUAUUUUUCUGGAGCAAAACAUAUACAAUAUCUUCUUUUUUCUGCACAGCCCUGUAGGAAAUUUUCUAUUUCCAUCUCACGUAGUCAUAUAUUGUUUUUUUAAAUUGCACUGUAGCACACUUGAGACAUUUGCUUCUAUGUUUUAUUCCGUAGCUAUUUUUAACAUACCUGCAAUUUCUUAGAAUAGUAGUAUUGAUGUACACUAAAUGUUCUACAAUUCAGGCUUAAAAUAGCUGUUGUCGUGUUGCAUGCCAGAUACACAAUCAUAAAUGUUAUAUGGACUAAAUGUGGUUCUGGGUAUAAGUGUUUCGAAUGUUAGUCUCCUGCAUGUAUCAUUGCAAGCAUUGCUAGUUAUACUGAACCAGUGCUUCCUCGGGGGCCUGGCCUAAAUGAUGGAAAGGCUGCCUGAUGUACAACAAGGAUUUGCAAUAAUGCAAAGCUGACCAGCCAGUAUUUUGAGUGGACACCCUUUGGUGGAGCUUAUAAUGGAAUUGGGUCACUGGUCUGCCCCCUUUACCCCCCUUCCACCCACAUUCCACCUUUCUGGGUAACAGAGUUGAGAGGUAGGGUAUAGGUUGUCAUAGGCAUUCUUUAAAAAGAGAAUGCAAACUACAACAAAGGGAGAUCACUUGAUUAUUGCUCACCUCUUAAUGGUAAAGGAUUACAGGGUUGUCUUUGAAUUUUUCAUUUUGUUGGGCUGGGCUUGGAAGUAUUGCUGUUGGCAGUUCCUGAAAUUAGCUCGCUGGAUCCAUCCUCCAGUCUAAUAUCAAACCAUUUAGGGACAGUGUAACAUAAGCCAGAUCUAUACAUGGUGCCUUAAGACUACCCCCAUCUUGGGUCACGUUGAUAAUUUGGGAUUAAUACUUCAACAUUAUCAAUGCCAGUCUUGUCCAACCUAUUUAAGGUCAAUCAGCCAAAGUAAAAACAUAGCUAGAGAUUUUCUCAGAUAGAGAGACAGACAGACAGACAGAUGGACAGACAGCCUAAUAAAGCACCAUGGGAUUUGUAUAUUUGCAAUAGCUACACAUUGACCAUUUGACCAGAACUGCUAAUUAGUUCAUGCAAACAAAAUUACAUCAAAAGCUAAGUCGGUUCUCUCACUUUUUCGAAAACAGCAUAAAAAUGUAACUUCUAGAAAAAAAUGUAGAUGAAUAAAACAAAUCCUACAUGGUUGAAGCUUUGCCUCAAUAUCCCUACUCAUUAUGGCAAGUUUUGUCAUAUUAUUAUUAUUAUUGCAAUGUUGUAUUUAAAUUUGUAAAUUAUUCCCAUUUUGUUGUUUUGCUAAACAUUAGAAUCAUUUUGCACUGCAGUAUUUAUAAUCCGUUUUACUCGGCAUUCAGUAGCAGUUCUUAAGUUAAGAGAAAAAUGAAAGCACUUCGUGACCUAUCUUUUAGGGCUUUUAACUUUUUUUUUUUUUUUAGGCAUUUGACGAUGGUAAAAACAUAUUUAAAUUCGAAAAUGUAAUAUUCAUAGAUGCUUUUUGCAACUAGGAAAUUGUUGUUACACAGUACAUUUACAUUUGAAAUAUUUUUCUGCUUCUGCAAUUUUCUUUUCUUCACUACCCUAAACAUUCCUUAACCCCUAUUGUUAAAAAUAAGUACAUUUAAAUAGGCAGUAAUACCAGUAAUAUCUGCUUAUAUUCAGCUGUAUUCUAUACAAACUUGAAAAUAUAAACUUUAUUGUAUCAUAAGACCUAGUCCUAGACUAUAAUGCAUCAAUGUUCUAGAGAGAGAUAUGUCUUGGGACAUAUUCACUAAACAGUAUUCCUGGGAGCUGCUGGUAGGUAUAUGGGUGUCCUUGCUCCCACUGGAUGCUAGUAGGGUGCCCUGCGUGCUGGAGGGCUGCCCUGGGUGGUGUAGGUAGGUGUAGGUAGAGGUCUGCCCUGAGUGCUGCUGCUAUAGGUAGAGGCUGCUAGGGAUGGAGCAAGUUAGGUAACUCUUUGCAGGUCAGUAGAACACACUCAUCCUGUAACAGCUGGGUGAGAGAAACUUCACAACUUACUUUUUAGCCACAUCUUGACUCCAUGAUAGAGCUGGCUGGAGGGGUCACAUGGCCCCGGUGAACAGAUUUUGAUGUUCAGGUACCGAAGAUCGUUCGCAUACGAGACAUUUUUUACAAAAAUUUUUAGUUCGAAUACCGAAUUGUUCAUGUACACGAACGUUCGAGUUCCGAGGUUCCACUGUAGUUACUUGUGCACUAUGCCAGAUACCUAUGUACAUUUAAAUAACUGGAGUUGGUUUUUUUGUUUGUUAUUUUGUACAUUUAUUGAAUUGUGUUUUUGUUUUUUCUCACAAAUAAAAAUAAAUGAGGGGGGCUGGGGAUACAGAAAGAAGACAGUAGGGGGUACAGGGGUAAUUGUAGAUUUAUGCAUCAUAAAGUUAAAGACAUUUGUGCUUUCUAGAAACAACAUUCUGUCAUACAGCCGGCAUGAAGCAUCCCUAGUUUACCAUAACUGGAUGUGGCAUUGCUCAUGAGAUGAUUUUGGCAUCCUCAAAGACAUCUGCCGACAUGUGCAGAUUACAGGUUUUCUAUCUCAAUUAUCCUCACUCUAACAUUUUCACGGCCUCCCAUUAGGCCCAUAAGUUGACUAGUUGCAACUCAGCUAUCUCCAGCAUGUAGUCCUGUGGACUUCCCCGAUCUCCAUGUGUCCCACAAUUUCCAGGCACCAAUGGCUGGUUUUGAAGGGGGAGAGUUAUCGUGGAAUAAGAUUUCGUACAUGUGUUGUUUAUCCAUCUCUAUAAAUAAAGUAGAGAACGAAGGGGCAUUUUGUGACUUCCAAGCUUUGACUAUCAAGCGUUGAGCUGUCAAUGAUAUAUGUAGUGUAAAUUUUCGUACAUAACUUGGUAGGUUCUUUGGGAGGUCUAAUAAAAGAAAUGUGAGGUUGGAGCAGGAGAUGUAUGUUUGUAAUAACUGGAGGUUUUUAUUAUGACUCACGAUAUUACACCUGAAUCUGAAAGCAGCAAGGUGAAUUGUUAGUGUAGGCAGAUGGGCUCACACUCAAGUGGCCACUGGAGUAAUACUAAAAACCUCCAGUUAUUUAAAUGUGCAAAGGAAUUUGGGAUAGUGCGCAAGUAACUAUUUUUUUUUGUUUUUUGUUAGGUUUUUAUCAAACUGCUUCUUACAAUUUACACGAUUGCCACUUGACAAAUACAAAAUAUUACGAAUCUGUUAGACGUACAAUGAUAUUUCUCCUCUUAGUAUAAUAUAUGUAAGUGCACGCAAACAAAGUUUAGUCCUUCGAUAGCAAUAAUAAUUAAAAUGUAUUAUUAUUUUUUUUUGUUCUACAAACAACUUUCAAAGGAAAAAAGUUGCUCAAUAUCACAUUUUAAUGCAGAAACGUGUUGAUUUGAUUCUUAUCAGAUAAUGUUCUUCAGCCCUCAGGUAACGGCCCUUCUAAGAAAACACAAUUACUAGACAGUAUUGAGGCUAACAUUUCACACUGCUCGUCAUACUUGUAAUUGACCUUGCUUACUUAUAAAUAUAGAACAUGACUGUGAAAGGAAAAAAAACAUAUAUAAAUAUAAAAUUCAUAAAGAAAAUCAUUCAUUUGUAACCCAUUUACUGUUUAAUUUUAGGAUACUUGAGUUAUUCACUAUGGUGGGAAUUGUAAAGAAUUGUGUUUAUUAUCUAGGGUUAACCCUGCCUGCUGUAAACAUAGUAGUUUCAGAGAAACUGCUAUGUUUACAUUAGGGUUAAUCCAGACUCUAGUGGCUGUCUUAUUGACAGCCGCUAGAGGCGCUUCUGCGCUUCUCACUGUGAUUUUCACAGUGAGAUGACGCUGCAGUCCAUAGGAAAGCAUUGAGAAUGCUUUCCUAUAGACUGAAUGCGCGCGCUGCUGUUGCCGGGCAUGCACAUUCGGCGUAAGAGGGAGGAGAGUCCCCAGCGCCAAGGGAGCCUGGCGCUGGAGAAAGGUAAGCAUUUACCCCUCCCCCCCCCGCCCGGAGCCUGGCAGGAGGGGGGCCAUGAGGGUGGGGAGGUCUAUUAACACUAUAGUGCCAGGAAAACGAGUUUGUUUUCCUGGCACUAUAGUGGUCCUUUAAUGCGUGUCCACAUUGCAAUGUUAAUUGAUAUUUUAAUGUUAAGCCAAAUGAUAGACAAUUUUAGAAUCAACUGCUCUUCUUCCACAACACAUGCUACACCAAUUUGGAUUGGCUCCCAGGUAAUCAUACUAGGUCUUAAAUGGCUUAAAAAUAUUAAUUUCGAGUGCUGGUAUUCCUAAAAUGCCUCUGUUCCCGUGCAGAUGUUAGAAUAAAAAGCACCGUCUUCCACAACACAUGCUACACCAAUUUGGAUUGGCUCCGAGGUAAUCAUACUAGGUCUUCAAUGGCUUAAAAAUGUUAAUUUCGAGUGCUGGUAUUCCUAAAAUGCCUCUGUUCCUGUGCAGAUGUUAGAAUAAAAAGCACCAUGCUUUUAACUUGUUGCACAUUCUCAUAGUGUAAACGAUUUAAGAAAAAUCUCCUAUGUUAUUAAUUAACAUUAUUAAUCAUGAGAAGCUCAAAUUAGGUUUGUCGACUAAGUUACAAAUGACUAAAAGACAUUUUGGCAAAAGUGCAGAAAUUCAGAAUGGUUAUUCCAUGAAUUGAAGCCAGUCAAAAAUGUUCUGAAUUGCCCUCAAAUUUUAGUCAAAUGACCUAAAACGUAUCUAGAAAGAAGCUGAGUAGCUCAGAAAUUGGUAUUGAUACUAUCGAUUAUUUCUUAAUUAGACCCCAAUUAACCCCUUCACCACCAAGCACUAUUUGAUUCAAAAAAUAUUAGCAUAACAUUUGUUUUUUUUUAAGCGAAGGAUACAUACAUUUCAUAACACAGCAAUGUUGUGUGUAGAUUCCUUUCCAGGUGAACGUCAAACUAAAAUUAUGUAGAAAUAUACUAUUUUUAUUUAGUCACUUAUUCAUUAAUCCUUUACAAAAAUAUUUGAGAAAUAGAAAGAUUUAGACAGUAUACAGUGUCCUUUAUCUUACCAUGUUUCUCCCGGGGUCUGAAAUCUUAAUACAUCACAUACAGUAGAUGUGACAAUAAUAGAUGAAUAAAAAAUGGUCAGAUAAAUUAAAAAAAUGUUCAAAUACCAUGUUUAUAAUAAGGACCCUGAAGAUAUUACUAGCAGUGCAGCUUAAUUCAAAGAGCAACAUAAUAAAAAAAUAAUGUCUACAUCUAUGCAUAAUGCCCCUAAACAGUAAGUACAGUUUAAUCAUAUAUUUCUAAAUUAGAGCUAUUUAAAACUGCUAUAACAUUUUCUUAAAUUCUUUAUUUUUGUUGUACAUUGAUAAAACAAUACAGCAUUCUGCACUGUUGUGCGACACAAGACUUGAUAAACCGAUCAUGAGAAAACAGAACAGUGAAAGUUAAACUGCACAUUUUGUAUAUAUAUAUAUAUAUAUAUAUCAAUCAGGCUAGAAGUAAAUCAGUGUAUUAUUAAGACAUCACAAGGGUAGAAUGUAAGGUAAAAACCCUGGGUGCCUUAACUGAGUUGUAGUCCGCAACAUGAGUUUACUGUCAUUACUCACUAACGUGAUUUGUCAAGAAUUUUUAAUUUUUUGUUUAACCCUAUGCAUGGACUUAAUAGCUGCAAGGCAGCAUAUUUUAACUUUGAUUAUUUAUGUCUAACGUUUAAAAUUCACUUUUAAUUUCAACAGUUCACAAUGUAGUUAAUACUUUAGUAAGGAGCAUGUGAGAGCCUCAUUAACUGCUUUGCAACACACUUGUUUACCUAUAUUUUGUGAUGGUGUAUUCUUUGUCGGUCAGGAUUUCUUUAUAUAGCAUUUUAUUUAAAGAUAAUUCCACAAUAUAAUAUACUCUUGCAAUACAAUGCAUAGAUAUUUUUAGGAUCGCAAAAAAAAAAGUUCAUAUGAUAAAUACAUUUGUAUUGUCUACCAUCACAUUUGACAAACUUUAAAGGGGCACUCCAAAGCCUCAAUACAAAAAUAACUAAAUAAAUAAAAAAUCACUGUUAAUUUAUGCAUUUUUUUUAUUGAGGGUAUGUCUAAAUACAGCCUGCAUAACCUGCAGAUCUCUGGUCUGCAACCUUUGCAGGCCCUCCUCUUCUAAACCCGCCCAGACUUUCUGUGGCUGUCCAAUCACAGACUUCCCAAUGCAGGUUAAUUGCUGCCUCUUCAAUUUAGCACCCCUGAGCUAAUCAAAUCAGGAAGUAGCAGGACCUGUUUGAAAGCUGAGGGGAGUGGGGGAGGGCAGAAAACAAGAUUAAUUUAUAAAAGUGCCAAUUUCAAUUGAAAGCUGCACUUUUUGUAGAAUGAAAAAAAGAGAACUCACUCUUCACAACUAAUGUUCUUCAACAAUCUGUAUCCUUUUAAUGAUUGAGGAUUGAGUAGAAGUAGAAAAUGUACAAAAUAUCAUAUAACAUAGAUCAAAUCUGAAUUUACCAAAGGUUGCAUAUUUUCACUUUGCACUGGACAACAGAUUGUUGGGUUUUUAAGUAGGUCACAUAUCGUAUGGGCUGAAAGUGCUUUGUACAUUGCCAUCUGGCCGUGUAAGUUAACAUCCGAUUAACUCGAAUGGAUGCUGGGAAGAUGAGCAUUAUGGUGAUGUGAAUACAUAGCGCAGAGAUUGAGACAUGUCUGCAUGAAUGGAGACAUACGUAUGUCUCUCUGGCAUACAGUAACAUUUACAACUCUCAUGCAGAUGGUCUAUUUUGGUCUAAAAAUCAUUUAACAUUCAGCCAAUGUUGUACAAGAGAAUGCAAAAUAAUUAUUUCAGUUACUUGCAUGUGUGAUAGGCAGGAUUAUUCAAUUAAACAUCUUUUAACCUCUUAAGGACACAUGACAUAUGUGACAUGUCAUGAUUCCCUUAAAUUCCAGAAGUUUGGUCCUUAAGGGGUUAAAGGCAUAGACAUUUCAUAGUGACAUUUUACUGUUUAGGAAGUAAAUGUGCUUCAUAAUUUCUUUAACGUUUUUAUACAUUUGUAUUUUUUUUUUUUUUUAAAUACGUAUAGGUUAUUAGCAGUCAUGAAUCCACUGAGUCUAACAAUAGAUGCACGACUGCUAGUAACCUGUACUUUAACCAAUAUGCCCAUCUUACCAUCCCAAAUAAAUAUAGAAGAUAUGAAAAUAUAGCAAUUUAAAACCACUUCAUCGUCACAAACUGUAAAUAAACCGUUGUCCUGCAGACAUGACCAACUCAAGAUCUCCAAGAGAUGAAGUCUUGUGGUACCUAUGAGCUAAUUCUAAUACCAUCGGUAUGUUAUAAAGGGGGAUAAAAAAAAGAAUGAGACUAGAGGGUAAGAAAUUAGGCUAACCAUUGUAGACCUUGUAUAACUAUAUUGUAAGAAAAUGAAAUUGCCACCAGUUUCCUAAUUUAUCACACUGUAUAAAAACGAGCAUGACUCUUGAUAAAACCUACCAUUGGCUGUUGACAUUUACUCCGAUAUAAAGAUAUUGGGAAAGAAUGUAAUGCCUACUAUUAUUAGAAUUUAUGUAGCGCCAACACAUUCCACAGGGCUCUACCAUUAAACAAAGGGGAUAUUUAGAGGUGAAGAAGGCCCUGUUUAAACAAGCUUACAGCCUAUGAGGAUUUGAGGUAGGUGGUUAUAUAUUGUUAGGUGAGAAACUUGCUGGGGAAGUGAUCUGACUGGGAUUUGAACCUGAGUUUAUUUUGGCCAGGCAGUGAUGGAAACAACAUUCUAAGCAGCCUAUGUCUCAAAUGUGAAAUUGGUAGGACUGCCAUUCGGAAACUGAUUGUAUUAACCCCUUAAGGACAGAACUUCUGGAAUAAAAAGGAAUCAUGAUGGAAUAUUUCCGUCAUGUGUCCUUAAGGGGUUAAAGGGCAAUGUACAGAAGAUGUUAACUUGGUAUACAGUGCAAAGUAACUGGAUCUUUGGUCUGUACACCCUAUUCACUCUAUCUGGAUGAGAUUGGUUAAUGCCAAAGGUUACCUUAACUCACAAGCUUUGCUGACAACCUUUAAACAUGUCAUUUCUCAGUCAGCCACAGAAUAAGUCCAAGGCUUGCCCUAAUAUUAUGCCAUUCUACAGGACCUAGGACAGCUAAUUAUUAUUAUUAGAUUCUCAUUUAUACACAUGAUGAGUCCCCAUACUUACUGAUAAAGAAAUUCAUGUGAGCUUUAUUAAGCACCAGGUUAAAGUCAAGCAUCUUCCGUGUUAUCUCAAUCACCGGAUUUAAAUAUUAUUGUACUUUUGUCAUACAUCAGGAGCAAACGUUACCUAAUACGGUUUCACCUGCUUUAACAGAAUAUACAAUGUAAUAAACUGUAAUUUUGUGCUACACCAGAUACAUAUCUUCGAAACGUUUAAGGUUAAUUUCUGUAUGAUUGUUUAAAUGACCUAUGCACUUUAUACAAUAUUUGUAUGAUUUGUAUAAUGUAUCUGAUCUAUUUUUCUUAUUGUAUUGCCAUUUGAUAUGGUUUUAUAUGAUCUGAUCUGUGCCUUAGGGAUUCAGUGUAAUACCAUAUGUAUGAUGUGUGCCAUAUGUAUUUUAUCCUAAAGGACUGAUAAAGAUUUAGUCGUUAAAUUCUGCACACCCGGCAAGAGGCUGGUGAUAUGCUUUAAGGGUUAAGAGCAGCCGUUAAACAGUAACGAGAGAGUUUGAAACCAGUCAGAAACUCGUCACUGAUAGCUGUAAGCAGCUCCCAUAGAGAAUAAUGGGGGCUGUUGGCCAUUGCUUAGCGGCUGGCUUUAAGUCACGGCAGCUGAUAAUUUCCUGGUGGCUACUGGUGAGAUUUUGCAAUCGGCAAACAGCUGCUACUCACUAACAGAAGCGGCAGGCAUUUCGGUGUGCUAGAACAAGUAGCGACAACAUUGGAAACAAGCCCCUAGUCUAUUCGCUAAACUGUGAGUGGGGAAAAUCUGACAAAGAAAUUGCACAUUUUAAUUAAAUAAGCUAGAAAUAUCCAGAGAUAUCUACUAAAAUGAAAAUACAAAGUGAAUUUCAAAUUUAAGGCCAUAGUGUCUGAACUGGGUAUUUCUAAUUCACUUAGAAUUCUCACUUUAGAUAGAGUUUGGAAUAGCAUACAAUCUGGGUUAUCUUGACUAAAAGUUGCAUUUAACUCAUAAAAUCAUUACAAUAACCAGGUCUGGGUACGUAUAUCGAGUACAUUUUUCUGGCACUCAAACAGUUAAAAGAGAAGAAUACAGUAUUUUUUUAUUAUUAUCUGUUCUUCCUCAGCUAGAACAUUUAAUCCAUUUGUAAUUGGUAUGAUACGGAGCAGGAAAAUCUAUUUUGAAAUGGCCGUAUCACAUGACUCCUUCUCUCAUAGCUAGCCUUGUCUAUUUUAGGUUUUAACCAAAUAACACAUCAAUAUAAAUAUGGUUAGAAAGGAUUUUCUAUCAGAGUCAUGUUCCAUUAAUGUCUCCAAGUAUUCCUAUGUUAUCAGCCUCUCCACAGCUCGACGAUUAUAUUACAUAGUUUUUUAACUGUGAUAUUUCAGAAAUACUAGCUUGAGAUUUCAUCAAGAUGCAACUAAAGACAGGAAGGAUAAAAUAAUAUGAUUAUAUUUAUUUGGUUCCAAUUGACAAUAUGCUUAAAUGAUGUAUACAUCUCUAUGGAUAGUUCAGAACAAAUGUAGGCUUACAAUAUCUUGUAUAUUUCUAGUUAAAUGGACGAUCCAGACCCCUAAAGCACUUUAGCUUGCUGAAAAGCUUUAUGUGUGAAGAGUGUGCCCUCUUUUUUUAUUUUACAAAAAGUGCAGAUUUUAAUAGAAAUGGACCCUUUAAUAACUUAUACUGGUUACACCCCCUGGCUUUUCAAGCAGACAACUGGUCCUGUUACUUCCUGGUUUGGUUAGCUUAGUUGCACUGAACUCAAGAGACAGCAAUUAUCCUGAGCACCUGCCUUGCAAAGAUUUCUCAUUGAGCUGCAUUAGGAAGUAUGUGAUUGGACAGCCACAGAAAGUCUGGGCGGAGUUAGAAGGGGAGGAUUUGCAAAGGCUGCAGACAAGAGAUCUGCAGUUUUUGCAAGCUGUUUUUAGAUGUAACUACAAUGAAAUUUUUUUUUCAUUUUGGGUAUAUCUACUAGAAAGUGAUUUUAAGCACUUAAGCCAUCCUGGUGCCAUCACAAAGACUCACAUCAAUGUAUUUAAAAUGUUAUGGCUUUCUUGAGACAGAGGGAACAAGGAAGGAGAACCGAUAAGGGAAUUUGAGCCAAAGCAGGAACAAAUAUAGCAAAUUAGGAGUUUUUGUUCCUGAUUUAGCUAUUCUGGUGUAAAACCUGUCAGGCCUGCAUCAAACUUCUAAUUUAAAAAAAAAUAAUGUUCAAAAUAAACAAACUGAAAAAGAAGAAUAUACCAACCACGUUUUUGUUUAUUUUAUUUUUUUAUUUUUUUUAAAGUAAGAACAAUAAACAUGUGGAAUUCUCUGUCUGAAGAAGUGGUUUUAUCAGAGUCUAUACAAAUAUUUAAACAGCAACUAGAUGAUAACUUGUAAAAAUAUAAUAUUCAGAGAUAUAAUUGUUAAUAUUUGGGGUAAUCCCUUCUUGAUCCAAAGAGAGAUCUGACUGACAUUCUUGGGAUUGAAAAGGAUUUUUUCCCUAGUUUGUUGCAAAAUCAGAAAGCGCUUUAAACUCUGUAUUUGAACAUGGACCAUAAGUAAAACAUAAAGGAUAAGUUUGAUGGAAGCCAGUCUCUUUUCAGCUGUGCAACUAGUUUCUAUAUAACUGCAUGACUGAUUAAUUGUGACAUUAACCAAAAAUGUAUAAAUCAGAUGUACUGGAAAAGUUCAUAAAUGCAAUGGAUAACUCACUGUAACAGUUGUUUUACCAAAAAUACAACAAAUACUCACAUGAUAAAUGAAUACCACAAUACACUAUAACUGCUAUACAAUGACAUUGAUGUCAUUGAUUCCAUUGAUAUCAACACAUGGAAAGUAAUCCAGAUAUCACAAUGUAAUAGAUGACCUAGAACAUGCAACACAUCACUCCAAAAUUUCACUAGCGAAGCACCGGGACACAAACUUGAAAUGUUUGUGAUGUCAAUAAAACACUACAAGAGUCCAGUGACAGACAAGUACUUGAAAUACGGUAACAAAGUUCCAGGACUGUAAUUAUGAGAAUACAUUAUCAACAGAAUAUCUAAGAGCCUAAUGAAACACCUGGGUUUGCUACGGCCUUCUCCAGAACUGAUUGAAGAUUUGUUUCACCCAUCCAAUAAAACAGAAAAGAUUUUCGAAAGAAUUGAUUUAACAUAUUAGUUGCGUUCAGGUCGUAAUGACAUAUGAAAAAGGGGUGAGCUGUAUUAAAAUUAAAGAAAGCCCAAAGUUAUAUCCCAUGGGCUGAAUUCAUGUAUAUAUUGGGGUGGGCUUGAGAUAGUUGAGAGCUUCCACCGAAACUCAUAUGCAAUUGAAAAUAAUCACCUUUUUACCUGCUAUGGCAAUUCCUGGAAUAAAUGCUUGGCUUCCAGAGAAACAUAUGAAUAAUUUAAAAUGCUGUACAUAAAAAUAAUCUGUAUCUCAGUGGACUUUCUAUAUGUGUGAAUUAAAUGUAGACGUGUGAAAAUACAUACUAAACACGCCACAUCCUCAGUGUCUAAAAAAAGAAAACAAUACAGAGUAAAACAAAACAAUAUAAAGUAUGGAAAUGUUGCAGGAAUCAAUAAAGGAUACGUGAUAGCAGACAAAAAAUGAUUUUAUGUUGUGUAUGUCUGUUGAAUUGCAGAUGUCUCUAUAUAAUAGUGGCAAACUAAGUGAUCUAAUUAACAUUACAUUAUGAGCAAGCCCAUGCAUCAUUAGCAAUGAGCUUAUAUGUUUUUUCCCUUUAAAGACAUUACUGUGGGAGCAAUUGUACUCACACUCAUGGAGACAAUGUGGAGCCCACGUGUGUCCUGUGAAUACGGGUCUGUCUUUCUUGUUUGUUUGUCAUUUGCCAUUUGUAAUUAGUGUUUGUGUAAUAAGAAAUCAGAGAAAGAGAGAAGAAUGCAGGUGUUUGUUGCCCCAUGCAUAGCAAAAUAUUUAGAUAAUUCUAGUUUUCAUUUAACUCGCAAAUGGAAAAGGAGUCUCUGUUGCUAAAACUAAAUUAAUUUGGAAAUUUAAAUCCUCUACAAAACAUUUUAUAUUGUAGACAAAUAUUUCUUGAAAUCCUAGGUGGAGGACAUUGACUGUGUUGAAUUUUUUAAUCUAACACAUGACUUGUACAAAAACCUGUACCUGAAAAUGGAAUAGAUUGGCCCCAAAAAGCCUCAAACAUUCUGCACAAUGUGUCUUCUUUAAGAACCAAAAAGUAAGUGAGUGAGUCACCAGAACCCUCUGUGGACCAAUUGUAGAGUCUAUGAACUUCAGUUGGAGGUCCCAUAUAAAAAUGCUGGACAUAAAUGCUUGUCAGCGGUAAUUAAAGUUACUAUUUGCCCAUACUUCGAUGCCGUGGAUAUAUAGAGCAUAUGGAGGUCCCCAAAGCCAUCUUCAUCUUCCCAUUGGUAAAAAGUUAUAAUACGGCAGUGCAAUAUUGUUACACAUUAAACUGCAAAAUGUAUGCUAAAAUAUCAUGACUAUAGUUCCCUGACUAUGACUAUUGACUAUUCACUAUAGUUCCCUGUCAUGACUAUUGUUCCCUGUAUAGUGCAGUUUGGUUAUAACUUUACUACAAUACAGCAUCUAGUCACUAGGAAGUCAACACACAUCCUGGGGAAAAAAUGAAAAUAGUCCCUAUUUAAUUCAGUGUUUAAUUAUUACAAUUGAUUGUACAAACAGUGCUAGCACACUACUAGAGCAAUAUCCCAGGACACCAAAUUUUAUUUCUGAACAUAUAUCACUGGGAUUCGACUAUCUCGAAUUGCUCUAGAUCAUGGAUGUCAAAGAUGCGGCCCACAAUGAAUAUCUCUGCAGUCCAGAUAUUAAUUGCUAAGGGGACCUGGAGUUUAGUGGAGGGGGGCUGGGGUUUAGUAGAGGGAGGCUGGAGUUUAGUACAGGUGGGAGCUGGGGUUUAGUAGAGGGGGAACUUAGUAAGGGGGGUGGGGUUUAGUAGAGGUGGGGGAUGGAGUUUAGUAGAAGGGUGGAUAAGGUUUUGUAGAGGUGGGUGUUGGGGAUUUUUUAGAGGAAGGGGCUGAGAUUUUGAAGAGGUGGGGCUGGAGUUUAGUAAAAAAACAUACAUUUUAUUGUUGUUCUUGUUCGUUUGCUUCUUUUAUACUGUACCUUUCUGUGGAAAUUGAAGUUGGGGUUUUUUUUGCGGCCCACAUAAACGUAAGCCUUGUUUAUUUGGCCCAUGUUAGCCUUUGAGUUUGACAUUCUUGCUCUAGAUUAGUCUUUGUGCUAUUUAAAUCAGUUACUUUUUUUCCCCAGAAAAUUUAUAUUUUGUUCAACAAAUUUAAACAUGAUCAUUAAAUCUUACGUCCUCAGAAGGAUGGUUCCCCAUCACAGAAAUGCCUCAAUAUACGGUGAUAGGUCAGUUGCUGUUGAUGAAUCCAAGAUAUUCAUCACUUUUAUUCCUGUCAUUCUGUUUAAUACACAUUUUAUUUUUAACACACAAGUGGAACUGACAAGGAAAGUUAAGUGUAAGUUUAUUCAGUAGCUACAAUUUAUCUGCCAAACCAUUCCAAAGAGAAUAUUUAAUAAUGAUCCUAAUGAGCUACUUCAUAAGUGAAACUUAGUUUGCCUAAUUUACAUUUCAAGGGCACUCAGUAGGAUUUACGCACAUUGAACUCCAGGAUAUUAAAAUGCUGAAUAAUAUUACCUGAUUUUGUAGAUGCCAAAAUAUUCUUACUAGACAUCUUAGUGGUAAAGUAAGAACCUGUUAAAGAGACACUUUAGGCACCAUAACCACUUCAUCCUAUUCCCAGGCACCCACUCACAGUUCCACGCUAGACUGUUUUCUGACAGCCCCCUCUGCUAUUUGGGCUGAUGAUUCUGCAUUAGAUUGAGCAGCGAUAGGUUCGCAGCUUAUUACAAAUGCUCAUCUCUGGUUGUGAGUUGGUAUGGCUAAAGUGGUGUGUUACUCUUCCUGCUGCCUUUGCCAUACCUCCAGUUGGGGCUUUGCCACAGGUACCUGAGGACCCAUAUUCAAUGUUAAAACAUUCAUAAUUGAUUAGUUGUGAACAGUGAGCUGGUGCCAGUGGACUCCAGGCAUCAUAGCCACUUUAAUAAUGUGAGAUGGCUUUAGUGUUUCUAAUGCCCGUUUAUUACAUUUUUUUAUUUCCUAAUACUGCACUAUGCAUGCGCAAUCUUUAACUGAGCCAUUUAUGUAAACUAAUUCAAAAUGCCCAGAGAGGAUUUGGAGGAAUAAAUUGCCUGAACAUUAGGGUGUGCUUGGGCAAACCCCUUGCACACACUGAAAAUUAUGUAAAGUCCUAUUUUAUCACAUUACACCGCAGUCUUCAACUCUCCAUCUUCAAAUCCCACUCUCUAGUUCAGAACUGCCUGUGGUGAUUGCUGAUGCCCAGCUUAAAUGGCCAGUCUAAUCAAAAACAGUCUUGUAUUAAAAACUGUCACCAGCAAGCUACGUAUUCCCAGUAUUAACAAAAGCGAAUGACACCUCCACCUCGAGGAGCGAAGUGCACUAUCCCUACACAUGUAGACUCCGAACACCAUGACCCUUUGAGUAACCCUUUAACUUAACAUGUAUUUUCUUUGCUAUAUCUUCACCACUGUUCUCAAUCAGGUACCAUGUUAUUUAUUUUGUGCCCUUUCUCCGCGAUUCUCUGUGUGUGGCUGUCUUGCAAACCAGCCAGAGUGUAGGAUUGAGUUAUCCGAGAAACAUAUCAAUUAAUAAAAAAAACUUUUUUUUUUUUUUUAAUAUACACCCAUGCCAUUUUAAAUCUAACACUGUCUAAAAUCAAUAGGAGAUAUUUAUCAAGGCAAACUGCUGAGAGACAUUCUAUUGGAUUCUUGGUCACUACUCAUUAUUUAGCACAGUGCUCCAUAGUCACUCGGGUUUUUGGCUUGAUAAAUCUCCCUUAGAUUGUCCUAUUUAGAUCAGUUUUUAUUUAUUUAAAGGUUCACCAUGCCAAUUCUUUGCAGAAUAGCACAGCUCAGCCUUUUCACAGCUCUGAACUCGCAUCUCACAUUAUCCAGAUAAAAGUCUCUGGAAUAAAUGAGGUCUUGAUAUCGGUUGUGUAGGUCGAAAGUUCAAGCAGAUGAGAACGACACUUCUUGAACGCAGUAUUUUCGUUAAUGUUGUGCUCUCAACGUUGACAGUAAAGAUCACCUUUCUAUGGAAGAUUAGAUUCCAGUUAUCUAGUUUAUAUGAGUUUCGUGUUUUCUCUAGAAUUGAGAAAUCCCCUACUUAUUGAAAUAAUUCACUGACAUUGUUCUGCCUCUUCUUUAUAUGAUGAAUGACUUUGAAAGUGAUACUUACCGGGUAGAAUGGUUUAUGUUCUAUAGCAGUCAAGAAAGCCCAUUCAGGUUGAGUUUUCAGACCUAUUUUAUUUUUUUCAAUAGCGUUUGGAUUAAACAAAAGAAGUCUAACAUUACACAGAUAGAACUUCCUAAUUUUUUAACUAUAUAUAUAUAUAUAUUAAAAGUUUUGGAGAUAAAUAGUAUUGUUUUCUAGUCAAUUGGCAAACCAUUCGUCAAACUAUACCAGAAUUAUUAAUAAAUUGUAGAUAGGGUUAAUUAUAUUUAUUGCCUUGUUUUGUGCCUGUUUAUGGCUUUACCCAGAUAUUUCUACAUACUAUCACAUCAAUAUUGUUUUAACAUCCUGAUUGCAUUCUUUGGAAUUGCUUCAACCCCAAAAAUGCUAUUCGGGUAAUUGUGAAUGUCCGUAAGCAGAGUAUUUCACAUUUUAUUUUAUUUAUUCUUAAUAGUUACGAUUAUUUAUACAACGCCAACAUAUUACAAAGCGCUGUACAAUAGGUGAAGAAAGACAAACAGUUCAUUCUAACUUGACACGUUUGACAUAUGUGAGCAGAAGGCGCAGAAAAAAACUUCACAAUACAAAGAACUAAAUUAUGAUUGGUAAUGAUGUUUUCUGCUUACACCCAGUUUUUCCGGCUACUUGGGAAUAAAUACCUCCUCACUAUAAUGUAAAGUAGAGAUUGUUAACAUUGCUGAGAGAAAAUUGUAGGUUUCCAAUAUAUCAAUACAUCGCCAGUGGACAUUCCACAAAACAUACUGUUUAUAUCUAUAUACAUUUGCUGUAACACUAUAGCUGUGUGAAACAAUACUGCAGAUUUACAGUUGCCUUUCUCAUCUCUUGUACAUUUUGUCCCAGCAUGCAACUGAUGAUCUCUUCCUGAUUGAGUUUCUAAGUAUUUUUAUACAUGUUGCAGCUGUCAGAACAGGGGAUGGAUUAGCUAUAUGGCCUAGUUUUCACCAGCAGUAAUAAAAUGAGUUAUUAUAGAGUGGGAGGGGUAAGAUCUCUGAGAUAUCGGGAAUCUAGACUAAUAUAAAUAAAUGAAGACCCAUGGGGCUGAUGUACACAUUUUAUGACGAGUCAUAAAAGGGCAAAUGUUAAUUAAAAUGGUGUAAAAUAGUAUGCUUGACUCUAUGGGGAUUAUUUACUUAAAUGUGAAUUUAAAGCUGUAUUGCAGAAUUUAAACUAAAUUAGCUAUAUCUCAGCCAUAAUCCAAGUGUGGCUAUUUUAUUCUGGAUUAUAUAAACCUGUUUUCAGUCCACAUAUUUCACUGUUUAGUGAAUAAACCUGUGUAUUGCUUUAAAGAAUAGGUUUACUGUUAUUUAGUUACUGUGUACUUUUAUUUAUUUUAAAAAUUAUUAUUAUUAUUUUUGUAUACAUGAAAUCCCGUGGACAUAGUCCCAUUAAUGCAUUACUUUGUCUUUAUGCAUAUAUAUAUAUAUAUAUAUGUUUGCCAAUAUAUCGUCCUGCAAAAGCUUGUUUAUAUGAGUGUGAAAAAUACAUUCGGUAUUUGUGAAUCUGUUGAUUCGAUAAUAGCUCUCGACUCUAGCGACUCCACCCUCCCCAUUAUAAUUUGUAAGCGGAUGUUUCUCACUAAGGUGAGUCUUUUACUCAACGAAGGCCUCACACUUGCCAUCGGUAUUAAUGCCAUGUUAACUCUUGCCUCUAUUUUGUUUGGUAACCAGAGUGCUGCAUUAUUUUAACGUCAUACAUUUUGCUGUGCGUUACUUCAUAUAUUACCUAUAUAAAUUUACAUUUGGAUUACUGUCACCAACAGUUCGACUCACUAUUGAAUGUCUUACUCCACAUCAAAAAUAAAUAAUUAUUUAAAAAAAAUGAAUCAAGAAUAAAAAUCAUAUUCAUAUUUGAAGUUUCUGCGUUUGCAACAAACUACCAUGUUUUUUUAGUUUCUGUGCUUCACUAUCACCAAACCAGGAUGUGACACAGCAAAUCAUGAUGCUCAAAUAAUGCUCAAAUAAUGCUCAAUUAAUUCAAUUAAUGUUCUGAGUUCAUUUUCUAUAACAUUUACAAUGUUGCACUAAUUGUAUGCUCACUUUAGGUAUUGAAAAGGUUCUCUUAAUAACAAAAAAAUAUUAUAUUAUAUAACAUCAUAUCAUUUUCUCACAGAAAUAAAACUAUCUGAAAAAUGAAAACUUAAAAACGUGUUUAUAUUUGCAAAUGAAGUAUAACUAAUGAAAAAAACAUCAGAUAUUGAUACUCAUAUACACUUGAAAUUUAGCAAUUCUUAAGAAAAUGGUUCUAUCCCUAGCUAUAUGUAGUCAUGUGUUUGUGUUGUAUGAAAAAUGUCACAAUUAUUAAAUAAUCUCACUUUCAAUAUGUAUUAACCUCUCAUUUUUCCCGGACUUUCUUUUUUUUGAAUGCUGCAAGAAAAUAUCGUUUGCAGUGUGGCCAUCAUAAUGACGGAAUUCUUCAUUGGUAAAUAUAUAUUUUAAAUUUUAUAGUAAUUACAUUCUAGUGUUUUAUUUGUUUGUCUUCAAACUAAUUAAUGUUUGAUUGCUUAUGCUUUGCACAUGUUUAUUUCAAUGUAUGAAUACUAGUGCGGUUAGCCAAGUUCCCUGUAAGUAUUUAUAUGAAUUAGGAACAUAAGUUGAAUGAUCUUGCACUGAAACAGUUACAUAUGGACUCUAUAUAUCCACAUUACAAUUAAAUCAGGAUAUGUAAGACCAUUGAGAACUUGAAUAAACUCAGUAAUGCCCCGUUUCCACUGAGCGGUUUGGUUCGGGUCGGUACGGUCUGGUACGCUAUUUUGAGUGUUUCCAUUAUGAAAGUGGCCCAUACAACCAAACCGCACCAUUCCUGGGCCCCCUUCAGAUGUAGGUCCACAGGAAAUGGUACGGUACGUUUAGGGCGGAGCUACUUGUGUCACACUAUGCAAUCCAUUGAUUGACGGACAGGAACUUGACUUGCAGUGGAGACGCUUACCUGAAUAGGCUGGACCAUUCUAACCCUUCUGAACCACACCGACCUGAACCAUCCCGCUCACUGGAAACGAGGCAUAAGCUUACCCUCACUAGGGCCAUUACAAAAAAAAGCUGUACCAUUUGCAUAUCAGACUAAUAAAAUGACAAGCUGGAAAAAAAUCUUGAAAGCUCUGCCUUUUUCAGCUUGGCAAUCUUUGUCGAAAAUGUUCAAAUAGUUUUGUCAAUUUUCCCUAAUUUAGUGUACAGACUUAUUGUAGCUGUCGGUGAACGCUUUUGCAUUAUCGUCUUUUACGAUUUAUUUGUUGUGAUGAUUUGCACAAAAGAUUAAAACUGGGAAAAUGAAUAAUUAUAGAUGUUCAUUCCAUUUAAUACUCCUCUAAAAUGUCUUUCUGUUGGACAAUUUACUGUUUAAUGAUGUGUGCGAUGAUUUACACUUAACUUCUGUGCAAAAUUGAGUUUUGUUGUAGCUGUUUAAUCCCCGUUUUUUUUUUUUAUAUGUAUUUUAAUUUUUUAUUUUGUAAUAAAGCCACGGCAAUGCUGUUUUUUUUUAAAUCUAAUAACUAGUAAAACCCAGAAUAUAUUUUUAUUUACAUAUUUCAUAAUGCAAUUAAGGUUAAUGGAAAAAUGAGUGACUUCCUCCAUAACCACAGACGAGAAGAUUCUUAGUGAUAUUUACAUAAGGAUUGCUUGAAAUGAACUUGUGCACAUUGGCAGGAGAUUGGCAUAUCGUUUCUAUAUUAUUGGAAUGUGUAAAGUGCAUUGUUGUAUUUUAGUACACAUUGUAAUAAUUGUCUAAUUGAUCUCUAAUUUAAUAUUCUGAAAAUCUAAUUUAACUAUUAAUUAAUGUGUUGACGCUUGUGUAAUAAAGUUUGAAGUUUAUAUAAUAAUCACAGCAUUGACUUCAUUUAGACAAUGUCUGUGCAUUAAAGCUAUAGGCGGAUUGGUUACUACUGUGACAUUUCUAAAAAUCUAACUGUUCUGAAUGGAAUGGAUCAUAGUAUGUUGUAGCACCCCAGCUUCUUCAGUAAUCCUGUUUACAAUCCUUACAGAAUGCAGUGAUAUUUUAGCCAGGACACCACAGGUCUGUGCUUGGGGAUGCCUUGUAAAUCCACAAAAUGUGCCAAGCAUUACAGUUAUUCUAUUAACAUAACUAAUGAAACUAUAGGGGAUCCAGAUCUUAACUUACAUUUACUCCAGACGAUAUUCUAUCCCCAUGGAAACCAGCGGAACCAAAGACCCAUUCCAUUGGUGACUCCUUCUCUAAUACAUUUUUAGAAGUUUUUAGAACAGAACAAAUGGAAAACUCCCCUAAGUGAUUGGCCCAUUCUUACUACUUUGACCUUCUUCUGGAAUAGAACUGUGAUAACUAUCCCCUAUUGUGCUGAAAGGGACACUCAACUGCCCAAAUACAAAAUACAUUUUAAAAAUCACUGUUUAGUAGUUAUUCCUCAAAUGAAAAUUUACAUGUAUUUAGUUUUACAUUUUUUUAAUUGGAGUUAUAUCUAAACAGCUUGCAAAAAUUGCAGAUCUCCGUUGCCUUAGAAAGCCCUCCCCUUCUAACCCUGCCCAGAUGUGGCCCAAUCACAGACUUCCCAAUAUAGCUCAAUAAUAAGUCUUUGUAAGGCAGGUGCUCUGGGCAGUUGCUGCCUCUUAAGUUCAGGGGGUGUAACCAGGUUGAUUUAUAAGUGCACAUUUCUUUUGAAAUCUGCACUUUUUGCAUAAUAAAAAAAAUAGGACACACUCUUCACACAUAAAGGUUUUCUGCAAGCUAAAUUAAUUUAGGGAUCUGGAGUGCCCCUUUAAUUCCAAUACUGCUUUCAAAAUACCCCAAUACCGGUGAAUAUUACACUAAUAUUAACUGUGAGGUACUAGAUGUCACAUAAUUAAGGCAAUUGUUAUCCAAAACAUCUAAAAGCCCCAGGCUGUCACCUGUGUUCAAGAAAAACCAGAACGUCAUCAUGACACUGCUGGUGAGAGAGCUCAGUAGAUAUGACUCCAGCAGCAGUAUUUCAAAGCCUCACACCCGAUUCUGGCAGACCCAGUACAGCCAUUCAUCUUGUUGAUGUCAACAGAAUGAGUUGUAAAAAGUUGGGUAAUAAUAGCAUCUAGAGCUCAGGACAUGCAUGGAAAAUAGCAAAACUGUUUCCUUUCCUGGCGAAAUACUUUGAUAUUGUAAUUAUAGUGUGAGAAGGCUUUUCCAGAGGGGCUAUAAUUAUUUAACAUGCAUGCAAUCAAUUCAACAAUGCUAAAUGUGUUGUUUUCUGAUUUCUGAGAAAAUCACAUUGAAUAGAGAACAUCAAGACCUUCUAGAGUCCAGUCUCAUGGAGUUCUUCAUGGGAAACGGGCAGCAGUUUGAUGUGAAAACUUGUAUCCCCUUAGGGAGAUCAUUUUGUGUUGUAUGAAUCCGCUCAGUGAUAUUUAUUAUUAGAGUGUAUGUGGCCUGUACUGUGUCAUGGGAAGAUCUACUUAUUCAGACAAUCCUUAGAGGGCUAACAUUUUAAAUAAAUAUGUGUAAUUUUGAUUAAGUGUAACUAGUGUAAAAUAUAAACCAGAAAUUAUUACAAAUUGGCCUAAUGUGUACCUGUGAGUGUGUUUCUGUGUGUGUUAGUGUAUUAUAACAAAACAUGGUGUUGUGAGUGGGGAGUUUGUCCUGAAUUCUGCAAUUUUUGUUGGAAAAUCUAAGGUUUCUGCAGGUUCUGAAAUUGUACAUGCAAGCUCCCGUAAUCAAGGCCGUCAUUACUCUGGGCUCCUUAUAAAACCAUUUUUCAAGGCACCCUUGUCACACAUGCUUACACAAAAUACAAGGUCACAGGUACAUUCCCAGAAAAAUGCACACACAAAUACAUUCUUUCAAACACUAACACAGAAACACAUUCACAGAUACACAUGCCCAGCUUUACAUAUGUAUUCCCAAACCUAGUCACACAUAUACACACUCAAAUACACACUGCCAGACAGAAAGAUUCGCACACUGAUACAUACUGUCACAAACACUUAGAUUCACACACAGAUAUAUAAUGGAAAGAAAUACACAGAUUCACACACUGAUACAUGCUGCCACAAACACACAGAUUCACACACUGAUAUAUACUGGCAGACAUACACAGAUUCACACACUGAUACAUGCUGCCACAAACACACAGAUUCACACACUGAUAUAUACUGCCACAAACACACACAUUCACACACUGAUAUACACUGCCACAAACACACAGAUUCACACACUGAUAUAUACUGGCAGAAAUACACAGAUUCACACACUAAAAUAUGUUGCCAGAAAUACACAUAUUCACACACUGAUAUGUACUGCCAGAAAUACUCGGAUUCACACACUGAUAUAUACUGCCACAAACACACAGAUUCACACACUGAUAUAUACUGCCACAAACACACAGAUUCACACACUGAUAUAUACUGCCACAAAUGCACAGAUUCACACACUGAUUUGUACUGCCACAAAUACUCAGAUUCACACACUGAUAUAUUCUGUCACAAACACAAAGAUUCACACACAGAUAUAUUAUUUCACAAACACAAAGAUUCACACACUUACACACACACAGACAUGCACACUGCCACACACACACACAAAUACACAGACAGAUAUUUACUGAUAAACAUGCACACUGACAAACACAUUAUUUGUAAUCUCUUCCUCCCAGCCGAAGCAUUGGGGUGCAAGGGAGAAAUACAGUUCUUUUUGUCAUUGGCUUAGCCUGAUGCAGGCUGCUCAACAUAAACCCUUAAGCCUGACCAGCUUCUGAAAUCCACUUAAACAACCCAACGUGGCCCUAGAGAGAGUUACAGCUAAUUGACUUUAUCUGUUUCUUUACGUAAUCCUUUUUUUUUGUAAGCUUGUUGGAGCAGAGUCCUCCACACCCCACAUUUCUCUUUUUUAAUUAGUUUAUCAUACAUUAUCUCAUUGAUUUUUUUUCUAUAUCAACAAAACAACGCUGUAGGAUAUUUAGGGUUCUAUAUAUAAUAAUAUUACUGAUUUAUCUAUGCUCUCAUACCAUUUCUGGUGGGUUUUUUGCAGUGGCUUAUGGGUAAAAUAUGCAUAUUUUCACUAUGUAUUGAGAGCCAUUAGAGUUGCAUUGUUUCACACAAUGUGCUAUUUUUUACUGCAGCAGUUUCCCCACUCCACUGGCAUUAUGUCACACAGUAAUUAUUUAAACGGUAAGGUGAAUAUUUACACUGUGGGAGGCUAUUUUUCUGUUCCAACUGGUUCUUCAAGUUAACAAUGUAUCUUCGAGUGUUCUUUCAUACAUCACUACACUACAUAUUUCUUAGCUUAUAUUUCUUGUAACAUUACUGGAGGAUUUUAACUCAUUUACUGGUUAGCACGGCUUUCAAACCAGUAUGUAACCUACCAUAGCUGGUGUUAUAACACAACACGCCUUUUCAUUCCUUAUAGAACAUUUUCAAACCACAUUAACAGAGUGACACUUCUUUCUCAGUUUAUAAAAGUGUCCUUUUCAUGAGAAAUCUUUAUUCUUGUCAAAUGUCUGGGCUGUACCUUCAGCUCUGCCAAUCACACUGCCUGCAGGGUGAUCUUUGUCCAAUUUCAGGACAAAGUGGAUGUAAGGCUUCUCAUAGGGAACAUUUGGUUUCAAGGUUUCAAAGUUUCUCUAUGAGAGGCAAUGCAGGUGCAGUGCGCUGAUUGCGGGACAUGCGCCGUGCGUACCAAUAUUUCUGAGAUGCACUGGGUUGUAGUAGAUCAUUUUUAGUGAGGAUCUCUGACAGACAGAGCUGCGGUGACGGACCUGCUUGCUGCUGGAUCAGAGUUAGGUUGAUUUAUUUUUUUUAGGGCGGCGGGGGGGGAGGACAAAAAAAUAGCAAAAGAAUAGUGAAGCAAUGGAAGUCUUAGCUCAGGCAGGUCGAAGGCAGCAAACUCUGAAACCGAGGACCCCUCCAAGCCCCGACAAGAAGUAAACAAAUCAAACUGCACAAAAAACAGGUUGUGCCAUUAUAAAAAAGACAAAUAUAACAAAUUACUGGAUAAAAAUGGGAACAAAAAGUGUUUGCUUUUUUAUCCCGUAAUUAGUUUUAUCAGUCUUUUUUUUAUAUUGGCACAAUCUGUUCUCACCGUAGGUCUUAAUUGUUGCCAAAAGUCUCUGAUUGCCAAAUACCAGCUCUUUGACAAUACAUUUAGAAGCACUUUUACAAAUACCGGAACUUUCAGCAACACCCAGAGAUUGCCCCCUCCUCUUCUAAUGCGAUAUUCAAACUUCCACACUAUCAAUUCAUUUAGCAUGUUUGCAAGACAAUAAUACUGUGGGAUGAGAGCUCUGUAAAUGGAAUAGCGCUCCCAGCCUAUCUCUGCCUUUCAAGUUUGAUACAACUGAGAAGGGGCUGUUCUUUAGAUGUCAGAGAAGACUCACACCCAGUAAUAUUGACAAAGAACCAGGAGACGGAGCACAGAGACCCUUGGUAACAUAAACACUUCACUGAGUUAUGUCUUAGGUUGCCCAUAGUGUCGCUUUAAGAGUCAAAAUGUAUACCAAAAAUUCAAAACUCCACGUCUCAUUUUUUCCAAUUUCUGUUUGAAAAGCUUUAGCUUGUUUUGUUUAAACAAACAUAUUUAUAACAGGUAUGUUAUUUUUAUUUUGGCCUUUGAAAAACAAAUAUGAAACCUUUGUUAUUUCACAGUAAACAGAAAGUGUAACACUGUCGUCGCCAAAUAGUCAAGAGUAUACAUGUAGCAACGAAAGGUUUAACUUACAUUAUUUGAUCGUGUGAUCUUUCAUUUGGGAGCGACAGGGUGUGCAUGACUGCCUUCUAUGCGACGUGUUUGCACUGCAUGGGGAAACUAUGCUAAAAGCAUUUCACUUAAAACCACUGACUGACUGUGUACUUGGAAAAAGAAAGACUGUAAGAAAAAGGAACUAGAUUAUUAAAAAAAAAUAAUAGAUUCUAAAUUGUUCAGUUUAUGAUUUAUAUACUAGUAACUUGGACUAGAUACUAUGCAAUGCAUCCAGGAUUCUUUAAUGAGGAAUGUACCUUCCUGUGUAUUUUAUAAUAUCAUGCAUCCUGAUCCUCUAUAACUGGGUUGGCCAAACUUCAUGUCUGUAAGAGCCUCAUGUUAAAAUUUAGAAAUAUUCAAUAGCCACAAUUAAGUCUCAUUCCCCCAGCCCCUCCAAUCAUGUGUUUCAUUCCCUCCCCCCUUGUGUCUCAUUCCCCCAGUCCUCCCAUGUGUCUCAUUCUCAUUCCCCCAGCCCCUUAUGUGUCAUUCCCCCAGUCCCCUCAUGUGUCUCAUUCCCCCCAGCCCCCAAUGUUUGUCAUUCCCCCAGCCCCCGAUGUGUCUCAUUCCCCUAGCCCCUCCAUUCAUGUGUUUCACUCGAUCUCCCCAUAUGUCUCAUUCACCCAGUCCUUAAUGUGUGUCAUUCCCCCAGUUCCCCCAUGUGCCUUAUUCCUCCAGCCCCCCAUGUGUCUCAAUGCCCCAGACGCUCAAUGUGUCUCAUUCCCCAAGUCCCCUAUGUGUCUCAUUCCACCAGCACCACUAUGUAUCUUAUUCUUCAAGUAAUUUAUGUUUCUCAUUCCUCUCAUUCCCCCAGCCUCCCCAUGUGUCUCAUUCCCCCAUAGAACUAUAGACUCCAAGUAAACUAUUAUUAGAGGACACUACAAUACUAUAGACUCCAAGUAAACUAUUCAGUACUAGACACUAUUGUACUUUAGACUCCAAGUAAACUAUUCAGGACUGGACAAUAAAGUACUAUAGACUCCAAGUAAACUAUUCAGUACUGGACACUAUAUUAGUAUAGACUCCAAGUAAGCUAUUCAGUACUAGACACUAUAGUAGUAUAGACUCCAAGUAAACUAUUCAGUACACUAUAGUAGUGUAGACUCCAAGUAGACUAUUCAGUACUGGACACUAUAGUAGUGUAGACUCCAAGUAGCCUAUUCAGUACUAGACACUAUAGUUACUACUUGUAAAUGUUCUGUACUGAUAAAACCAGUAGAAUUUAUAGCGAGUUAUAAAUGUAAUAUGUAAUGCAUAUAUAUAUCCAGGUCACAUUAGUCUAUAAAUCUCUAAGGUAAUGAGUGCCAACUGACCUCGCGUUUAAUAGAAUAAUGUGACCUGAAUAGAUGUACGUGCUAUAUGUUUAAUUUUAUAGAACGUGCAUUGGUUUUAACCAUGAAGAACCAUGUGUACAUUAGUGUUUUAUUAAUUAAUACAGAUUAAUACUGGCAGCCCCAACACACUGACCCUUCAAACCUCAUUGGUUCUUCUACAAAAAGGAGAAACAGAGGUAACUGCAAUCCAUCAGUGUUAAAAACUAGGUGCUUAGCUAGGUGCUUAGCUGUGGUCAUGUAACAGUGUUGUUCUUCCAUGUUGGCAGUAAAAUCAUUUAAAAUUAACAACCUAAUGGUGUAAAUUUAUGAGAAAGUGCUAGUGAUAGACACAAGUGAAGCCCCGUUUAUUUGAAUAAUUAGUGUAAAUCUUUAUUAAACAAACAUUAGUAUAACAGGUAGCAAGGUCUUUUAGCAUCCCUUGGAAGGGGGCAUGGAAGGGCUGUGACAGGAGGCAGAGGGGGAUGGAGGGGCUGUGACGGGGGUAGAGUGGCUGUGACAGGGGAUAGGGGGUGGAAUGGCUGUGGCAGGGGGUAGGGGGUGGAGUGACUGUGACAGUGGGUAGAAGGGGUUCAUAAAUACCUUCCCUGCUGGUCUGGUGGAUUCCCUCGGUGGUCCGGUGGACGCCCUCCCUCCUCGGUGGUCCAGUUCUCCGUUCUGCAGUGUUGCCAUGGUAACCCGCAGCAACACUCUGACAGGCUGGAGAUAGCAAGACACCUCAAUCUGCAGCUCACACCCGGCAGAGCUGCAGACCGGAGGCAGUGCUCAGCUCUCAGACCAGUUGUAUUGAGUAAAACAAGUGAACUGUUUAUUACAGGGAAAACAUGUAUUUCUACCCUGCACACAACAGAGGGUCUUUAGCCAAUGCAAUGCAAACCACUCCCUGGGGUCUUGGUGUCUAGGACAUAAUUAGGUUAGGACAUUAUAAUUUAAUUACCUGCGGGACACCAAGCCAUUAAUAGUGACAGCUAUAUGAAAAAGGCUCUAUCUGGGAUCCUCCACAGACCUUCGUGACAUAAGCCAAAGAGCAACGAGUUGAAGAGGACCGUUAGGAAAAUCAUGGUGGUGGCCCUGAGGGAGGGUUCACGUAAGUAUAACUCACCUUGCCUUGAGCCCAGUAUCUAUAUGGAGGUAUUUGCAAAUAAUGCAAAGCCCCCAGACUGUGACAAAGCUGCUUUAAGCUUGUGAAAAUUCUGUGUUGAGGAAACAUAGAGUGGAAGGAGAGAAUCGAGUGAAACAUGUAUACAGACACCACUUUGUGUGAAAACUAAGUUUAGACAAUAAUCCCCUUAAUAUACACACAGUGGAAUAGUGAAGCGCUAGGCAAAAGGCUUACCCAUACAAUAUAGGGAGUUUCUCAUAUGUAACCGGAAACAUAAAAGACAGAGAAAUACGUGAUUACACAAUUGGUUUAUAUAUUAAACGUUAGAGAGAAUUACGCUCACAAAUCAAGAGCCUUUUGGACGCUGUGGCUCUGAACAUAUGUGCUUGCUGUGCCUUUAAGGUAGCAACAGUAACCUUUAGUUUUCCCCUUCACUGGUUCAGAUGGAGUGGGUGUACAUGGAAAACAUAACCAGGCGGCAAAACAUAGUGUAGAUGGUAGUAGACUUUAUGGGUUGCCACUUUCAGUCUAUUCAUAAUAUAUACAUAUUGCAAAGCAUAAAUAUAAUACCAUCCAAGUAACAAUAAAGAUUCAUAAUUGUGUACAUAUUGGGAGGGGGGGGGGAAGGGAAGGAAAGGUACAUGUAGUUUAUGCCCUUAGAUGCCCGUGCAACCUUGUGUACAUAGGGAGAACCAAACGUCCCCUCCACACUAGAAUAGAGAAUAAACCAAUUGUGUAAUACAAAAUUGCACUAUCGCGUAUUUCUCUGUCUUUUAUUUUUCCGGUUACAUAUGAGAAACUCCCUAUAUUGUAUGGGUAAGCCUUUUGCCUAGCGCUGCACUAUUCCACUGUGUGUAUAUUAAGGGGAUUAUUGUCUAAACUUAGUUUUCACACAAAGUGGUGUCUGUAUAUAUAUAUAUAUGUUUUUUCUUGGUUAAUAGGAGGACCCUAAGAGUUCUAUAGCUGCUGAAAGGUAACUAGACAUUAUUUUGCAACUAUUAAGUGCCUUAGUUCACACGUGCUAGAAAAACCUUGUUUAUUUCUUUCUAUGUUUUGUUCUUCUCUGAACCCUCUCUAAGGUAUCAAUAUCCUUCUGAAGAUACGGUCUCCAGUACUGUGUACAAUACUCCAAGUGAGGUCUCACUGGUGUUGUUUACAAUGGCAGGAGCACCUCCCUCUUUCUACUGCUAAUACCUCUCCCUAUACAACCAAGCAUUCUGCUAGCAUUUCCUGCUGCUCUAUUACAUUGUCUGCCUAGCAUUGUCAUCUUACCAACCUUGGAUUAAUGAAAGGCUGGCUUGAAUUUACAGAGAAUUAAACUUGUGACUAUAAGAGGUAUAUACCAGAGGCCUAUCCACUAAGCUAAUCUAUAUAUUCAAUUUGUCAUAAUCAAAGUUAGGUAUCAAAUUAUGAAACAUGAUUUAAAAGAAACCACCUCCGAACAAGUCCAAGUUUCACAAUAGUGCCUUAUAUUUUACAUUUUUACUCAAUACCCUAUUCACUUCCUCCCAGAGAAUAUUUAUACUUCACAAUGUGCUAGGAAAAGACGUUGAAUGUAUUAAUCCUAAAACAAGUAGUUACAUUGUGUUUGUUAUAAUGUCCGUUGCUACUAGUAGCUGACAAGCUAUAUUUGUCGACAUUUGAGAAAUAGCUUUGUUUUAACUGCAUCCAUUUAUGGACACUUAAUUAAGCUAAAUAUAGCAUGGAACUUUCGCAUACCUCUAAAAGGAAAUUAUUAUAAAUUAGUAGGUUUAAGAGCGGGGAAUAUGCAAAAUAUAUAUUUUCGCACAAAUCAUCUUAAUCUACAGAAGUGAUUUUGUAGUUGUGGGAAAUUAGGUAUUGCAUAUAGCGGCAAGUGAAAAAUGAAAAAACGAUAUAUUUUUAUUUAAUUUGCAUCGACUGACAUGCUGGAGCAUUUACAAAAAAAAAAAAAAAAUAGUUCCUAGAUGAUGAAUGACUGUCCCAAAUUGUAAUUAUUGCAAGCUUGCAUGCUGCAAUUUGGGAAUAAACAAAGAUAAUGACAGCUCUGAGCUGAGUUAUCAAUAUUAACCCCUUAAGGACACAUGACAUGUGUGACAUGUCAUGAUUCCCUUUUAUUCCAGAAGUUUGGUCCUUAAGGGGUUAACUACAUACCAGGAUUUCCCAACAUGUAAACACUCUCAGGGUGUCGUAAAAUACUGACAGAGAGCAGUCAUGAAUAAGGAGGUGUACAGUGUAGUAAACAUCACUGUAUUAUGCCAUUAAAUUAAUUAAAUGAUCCACUGCCCAGCUGCCCUAAAAUGAUAUAUAGGCCAAGGGUUACAUUUCAAAUCUAAAAUGGACAGGUUCUAAAUCUAGCUCUUUAAUGUCAACAAAUAGGAUAAAAAAUAAAUAUAAAAGACAUUUAUGUACUUGGGAAAAUCUGACAGAGACAGAAAACGAAAACAAAAAGAUGUCGACAGUUGAACAAAUCAAGUUUAUGAAAUUCACAGCAAGGGUGCAAUAGUGUGUUUAAUAUUGAAAAAUAUAUUUUGUGUUGUUUACAAAAUUUGGUUUGAUGAUUGAUAAUUAUUACAUUUAGAUACAAAACAUACCUGAAUUUAAAAGCUGGUAUCUGAAAGAGGAAUAUUCUACUGGUAUAUAAGCUGAGAAGUAUGGGGAAAAUCCUAGCAAUAUGAGGUAUUCUCAAAAUCAGGACAAAUGGAUGAAAUUAUCUUAACAUACUCGUCUUUAGCUACACCUACAAAUUAUAAUGGGCAGAAUGGGAAAUAUAUUAAUCUGAAACAUAUAUAUAUAUAUUUAUAUAUGUAUAUUAAAAAAAAUUUAAUUAAAUUUUUCCAGUGGUUAUUAAGAAGUCAGAUACUUAUAUAUAGUAAAAAAAAAGCUAUAAGUGUCCUUUAAAAGUAUUGCAUAAUUCAUAUUUGUGCACUAAGUAACGGAAAUGACGACAUGGCAAAAAUAUAACAAUUGCUAUCGUCUUCGUGACACAAAACAACACAUGUCAUGUAGAGUUGUAUUGUAGAUUUUUGUACCUAAAAAUAAUAUUAAAUAUUAUGUGUUAUGUCUGUGAAUCCAGCUUGAAUGUAGGUAAGGCUUCUAAAUUUUAGCUAUGUUACAUACCCCCCAACAUUGGCAUCUCCUGAAGCAAGACGGUGGUGGGCAGGGUAAAAUAGGUAGAGCGGUGAUGCGAAUCUUGUCACUGGUGUCACCCAAAGGGUGUUUGCCCAGAAAAGGUAGUGGACCCCCAAAGGUUUUGUAGGUCAGCGUGGCAUCAAUGCAUGCCAUGGAGGGGUAGGUGGAAUAUCAGUACUUGCAAUUGUAGUAUGUGGAUGCUGAAACUUCCCAAAAACCAGAGCCUCUUCUUUUCUGGUGGUACGAUGGAUGUAGGUAGUCGGAUCAGGGAGCAGCGCCUGUGAAGGAAUUCCCACGCUCAGAGCGAUAUGGAGGAGGGAAGGAAAAAGACAAGGAUAUAGUGCAGUAUAUUGAGAUCUUAAGUGAUGGUAAAUGAAGGGAAAGGAAUUGCACUUACAAUUUUUUGGAGCCUAUACUCAUACAUACUGAUAUACAUACAUACAGACAUACACACACACAUACAGAUAGAUAUAUACAUACACAGAUACAUACAGACAUACAUACUGACAUACACACAUACUGACAUACAUACAAACAUACUGAUAGAUAUAUACAUACCCACAUACAUACUGACAUACACACACAGACACAUAUACAUACUGACAUACACACAUACAUAUAGAUACAUACACACACAGACAUACACACACAGAGACAUAUUGAUUGAUAGAUAGAUAGAUAGAUAGAUAGAUACAUACACACACAGACAUAUAUACAUACAGACAUACACACACACAUAUAGAUAGAUACAUACACACACAAAGAAAUACAUGCGUACUGAUAGAUACAUACAUACUGACAUACAUACUGACAAACAGACAUAUGCAGACACAUACAUAUACACACACACACCUCAUUUAUCAGUCACACUCCUCUCCCUUACCUUUUCUUUGCAGGAGGGUGGCUGGGGAUGAUGGCUGUCUCUCUCCCCCCGCGCGGAGUAAGCUGGGAGGAAGUGACCAGCCGUCACUUCCUCCUAGCAGCACUUGCGGUGCAGCCGUAAUUUUUUUAAAGGGACUGGGUCAUGCUAUUACACUGCCGCAGCGCUGACCGGGCCCCUGAAGAUAUAGGGCCCAUCGUGUGGCCCUAAAUGCUUGGGCCACCUGAUGGGCCCUGGGGCAGAUGCACCUGCGGCAGUUUCGCCACUCCACAUGGUUGUCACCCACUGAUGGCGGCCCUGAGCACUGAUACACAUAUAUCCUAGUUCUGUCCUAACCUUUCAUUAAUCCCCAAUCCGGACUAACCCCUACUCUACCCUAACACGUAAAUUACCCAUAACUCUUAAGCCCUACACUACCAUAACCAUAACUUCAUCCUGGGGGUUCUGGAUACAUGUAUAAACCAUUUAAACUUUAGUAUCAUCAUUUAUUAUAAUAAAUUCAGAACCUUAUGAUGAUAUUAUUUUCAUAAAAUAUACCAUUCGCUGUUAUGUAUGCAGUCUCUCUCUCUCUAAAUAAAUUAAAUGUAACUAUUCAUUUAUUCCUUAAAAUAUACAUUGCUUGUUUAUGAUUUAAUGAUUCCUAGAAUAGAUCAGUCUCUAGCUCUUUCCAUGGGUCAUCUGUCUAGGUUUUUAAUAAACCAUUAUUCAUUCCUAAUCAUGUAUUUCACCGAGUGUGGGAGGAAAGGAGGUUAGCUGAGGGCAGAUAUUUUAGUAAUUAUAGAGCAUGUUUCAUAGUUUCUAUAAUAUUCCCCAAAACAGAAAAUGAACCUCAGAGGGCCGGCAAAGUAUGUAUUGUCUCAUGACCGAUGUGUUGUCCUUCAGUUUCAGGUGGAGCUAGAUCAGGAAUACCAAGACAAGUUCAAACGGCUCCCUAUGGAAAUUCAGGAGUUUGUCCAAGAGACAAUGAAAGGAAAACUUGGGGAAGAAGGAGAGCUUGGUUCUGCCACGACCAUCUUAACACCCGACAGUGCCAAGUCUCCGAAUUCAGGGAAUCACAAAAGACAGGACCAUGAUCAAGAAACAGAAGACGAAACUCCAGAGAAAGCGUUUGAUACGUCACUCUAA